CUUUUGAUGGUUUACGGACAUUUUUAAAUUCUCACGGACGGAUGGCAACGAUGGUCCCCGCUCAAUCGCUCCAUCAGUUUGGGGGUUAAAGACCCCCUGUUCUGGAACAUUCUGCCAAUUAUUAAACGGGGAGCCGAGCAACAUGUCGACACAGGCGCCGACUUUCACGCAGCCGCUGCAGAGCGUCGUGGCACUAGAGGGUAGUGCCGCCACGUUCGAGGCGCAAGUUAGCGGUUCUCCAGUUCCAGAGGUGAGCUGGUUCCGUGAUGGCCAGGUUCUUUCCGCUGCUGCUUUUCCCGGCGUUCAGAUCUCGUUCAGCGAUGGCCGCGCUGUUCUAAAGAUCCCCGCCGUGACCGCCGCACACAGCGGAAGAUUUUCUGUCAGAGCAACCAAUGGAGCUGGACAAGCCACCAGCACCGCCGAACUGCUUGUAACAGCGGAGACGGCGCCUCCAAACUUCCUUCAGAGACUUCAGAGCUCCACAGUGAGACAAGGCAGUCAGGUGAGACUGAAUGUCCAAGUGACAGGCAUCCCGACACCUGUGGUCAAGUUCUACCGAGAGGGAGCUGAGAUCCAGAGCUCAGCCGACUUCAAGAUCCUAAUAGAUGGAGACCAGUACAGUCUAUUGAUUGCUGAGGCGUUUCCGGAGGAUUCCGGGACAUAUUCUGUGACCGCAACUAACAGCAGCGGCCGAGCUACAUCCACUGCCGAACUGCUGGUUCAGGGUGAAGAAGCUGUGCCUGCCAAGAAAACCAAAAGCAUAAUCUCCUCCUCGCAGAUUGGCGUCCAAAGGGUAAGCUGAAACUUUUUAAAAAAUGCCAGCGUUCACUAUUUCACCUUCCAGACAGCCACAAUGGGGAUGCAAAUGGAAGGCGGAAUGAUGACUCAGCAUUUAGCUCACAGGACCCCACCAAGAGUCCCUCCAAAGCCCACUUCGAAAUCGCCACCGUCCUAUUUUGUCAAAGUGACCGGUGGACGCCAGCAGUCACCUUCUCCUGUCAGACAUGUGAAAGGGCCAUCACCCGCAACCGUGAGAACCAUGUCUCCUUCUACCAGACUGUCCUCUGUCUCUCCCAGACUGUCAUCUGUCUCUCCCAUCCGACCCGUGAAGUCCCCCAUGAUGACCCGCAAGCAGGUAACAACCGUGUCUGCCUCAUCAGAUGUGCUGCCGCCGUGGAAGCAGGGCGACUACGUGGCCGAAGCUAGCUACGCGAGCAUGACUAGUGUGAGCAGCGCCACACGGAUACAGGGAAGCCAACAGUGGGAACAGCAGGUCACCGCCACCAGAGAGGGCGAGCAUGUGUCCCAGUCUGGUCGGAGUGUUGCCAAGGCAACUGUGAUGGCAGCCGUGGAUCAGGCCCGCAGCCGCAGGGCACCACCUGACGCAGGCUUGACCGCUGAGCAGGGUGAAGGCAGCCGCCAAACAACCAUGGCCGCCGUAGAGGUCGUUCAAGUAGUAGGGGUGUCGCAGGCCGUUGGCGGGCAGACUGAAUUAACAACUACAGAAGUGGAAGUGAAGCAGGCCGUUGGCGGGCAGACUGAAUUAACAACUACAGAAGUGGAAGUGAAGCAGCAGGUGGCAGCAAAGGAACAUAUAUCAGCGACUAAAACCGUGGUGUCAGCGCAGAUUGAGACGACUGCUUCCUCCCGUGUGGACGCUCGGUCCCCCUCCAGCCUGCUCCAACAUUUCACUGUUGCUAAAGUUUCCGUUCCCAAAGCCGACGCUCGUCGCGAGGUGUCCAUUGCGGGCUCCGCCAUGGCCACUCUGCACAAAGAGAUGUCCUCCCACACCAGACCCCGGAAAAUCAUCAAGCCCGUCAAGUCACCAAGCCCAUCUCGCCGAGGGGCGUUCGAGGUUAAAGUGACAAUGGAGGCCCAUCCACCACCUUUUAAGGACCCCAGAUAUCAGAGUCAGUUUGAGUCGCAGGUGGGCAGGCUUUAUGCUGAGGAAGAGUUUGAGGACUGGGAGCCUCAGGAGGCAGUUGCAGUCCCCACCAUAACCCCAGAACCUGUUGUUCCACCCACUCUUGUUGCAGGCCUCAAGAACUUGACAGUGACUGAGGGCGAAUCAGUGACGUUGGAGUGCCAGAUUAGUGGCCAGCCCACCCCUGUCAUCAUGUGGUUCAGAGAAGACUACAAGAUCGAGAGUUCCAUUGACUUCCAGAUUAGCUAUGAGGGCAGUUUUGCCCGACUCAUGAUCCGCGAGGCGUUUGCCGAGGACAGCGGUCGCUUCACUUGCACUGCCACCAGUGAGGCGGGAACCGUCAGCACUUCUUGCUACCUGCUGGUCAAAGUUUCUGAAGAAAUCGAGAGCCGAGAAGAGACUACGGCCGUUUCACAAGUGGAAAUUACUCAUGAGAAAACGUAAGUCAGUCAGGCGGUUCUGAUCGGAACAAAACACCAAACGACAGUGGAGGUGACCACAGGAGAGGCCGCAGCUCCUUUCUUCAUCAAAAAGCCGACAGUCCAGAAGCUGGUGGAAGGAGCCAGCGUUGCAUUCGAGUGUCAAGUGGGAGGAAACCCCAGACCUCACAUAAUUUGGAAGAAAAGCGGCAUCGUUCUCACAACUGGAUACAGAUAUAAAGUGACCUACAAGAGAGAGACAGGUGAAUGCAGACUGGAGAUCUCCAUGACGUUUGCCGAUGAUGCUGGAGAAUAUUCCGUCUUUGCCAGGAAUUCACAUGGAGAAGCUUCAGCUUCCAUCAGCUUGCUGGAGGAAGAUGCGUAUGAAUCCUACAUGAAGCAAUUUGACAUAACAUAUAAAGCCGAAGUGACUACAACAACAGUGUCUGAGGAGCCCUCUGUGCUUGUGAGCCAGUACGAGCAAGAACAAAGGAGAGGAACAACAGGAAUGAGUUUUGUCUCAGAAACGGAAUUCUUCAUUUCAGCCUUUGAAGAGCGGAUCAUCCAGGAGAUUGAGCUCCGCAUCAUGAGGAUUAGUUACAAAGAACUGGCGGCAGAGGACGGAGAACUGACAGUGAGCGUCUCAGAUGAGGAGGCGGUGCAGUCCACCUUUGACACACCAGUUAAAAACUACCGGAUCAUGGAGGGAAUGGGCGUUACUUUCCACUGCAAGAUGGCCGGAGUUCCGUUGCCAAAGAUUGCCUGGUACAAAGAUGGUCAGCGUAUCCAGCCUGGUGGACGAUACCAGGUGGAGGUUCUUCAGGACGGGCGAGCCAGCCUGCGUCUCCCAGUGGUUCUACCAGAAGACGAGGGCGUGUACACCGCCUUCGCUGCCAAUAUGAAGGGGAACGCCGUCAGCUCUGGAAAGCUCUACGUGGAGCCUUCAGGAACAGUGUCGCCUCAGAGAUACACGCCACAACCAGCCAUACAGAGGAUCCAGUCCGCAUCUCCACGUUCUCUGAGCCGCUCACCAGGUCGUUCUCCCAGUCGUUCUCCCGGACGUUCUCCUGCCCGACGGCUGGACGACACAGAUGAGGCUCAGCUAGAAAGACUUUACAAACCUGUCUUCGUCAUGAAGCCAACUUCGCUAAAAUGCUCUGAAGGGCAAACUGCCAGAUUUGACUUGAAGGUCGUUGGUAGACCCAUGCCUGAAACAUACUGGUUUCACAAUGGACAACAAGUGGUCAAUGACUACACCCACAAGAUAGUAAUUAAGGAGGAUGGUGUUCAGUCCCUGAUCAUUGUCCCUGCGAUGCCACAAGACUCUGGCGAGUGGACAGUUGUAGCUCAAAACCGAGCGGGACGAACCUCCAUCUCUGUGACCCUUACCGUUGAGGCACGAGAAAGUAUGUCACGCCCUCAUUUCAUUGAGAAGCUAAAGAACAUAACAGUAAAACAGGGAACUCUUGUUGAGUUGGCUGUUAAGGCUAUUGGAAACCCUGUGCCUGACAUCGUCUGGCUGAAAAACAGUGACAUCAUCACCCAGCACAAGCACCCACAUAUAAAGAUUGAUGGCACGAAGGGAGAGGCGAAAUUUCAGAUCCCGUCCGCUUCAAAUUCAGACAGUGCUUGGUACACAGCCACAGCUAUUAACAGAGCUGGCAGGGACACCACUCGAUGCAGAGUCAAUGUAGAGGUGGACUUUGCCGCACCACAAACAGAGAGGAAGCUCAUCAUUACCAAAGGAACUUACAAGGCCAAAGAGAUUGCCGCUCCAGAGCUGGAGCCUCUUCAUCUUCGCUAUGGCCAGGAGCAGUGGGAGGAGGGAGACCUUUACGAUAAAGAAAAGCAGCAGAAACCACAAUUUAAGAAGAAACUGACUUCCAUUCGAAUGAAGAACAUCGGCCCUGCUCAUUUUGAGUGUAGGCUGACCCCCAUUGGUGACCCCACCAUGGUGGUAGAGUGGCUUCAUGAUGGCAAACCCCUUGAAGCUGCGAACAGACUGCGUAUGGUCAAUGAAUUUGGCUAUUGCAGUCUUGACUAUGACGUAGCUUAUGCAAGAGACAGCGGUGUCAUCACCUGCAGAGCCACCAACAAGUUUGGAGUGGACCAAACCUCGGCCACCCUGAUUGUCAAGGAUGAAAAGGGUCUUGUUGAGGAGAGCCAGCUUCCCGAAGGUAGGAAGGGAGCUCACAGAAUCGAGGAGAUUGAACGCAUGGCUCACGAGGGAGGACCUGCAGGAGUCAGCACUGAUGAGGAAUCUGAAAAGACCAAACCCGAUAUUGUCCUACUUCCCGAGCCAGCUAGAGUGCUGGAAGGUGAAAUUGCCCGAUUCCGCUGCAGAGUGACUGGUUACCCUGCACCAAAAGUUAACUGGUACCUAAAUGGACAACUAAUUCGCAAGAGCAAACGAUACAGACUUCGUUAUGACGGCAUAUACUACUUGGAGAUUGUUGACAUCAAGUCCUAUGAUACAGGGGAGGUCAAGGUGGUCGCAGAUAACCCUUUGGGUUCAACGGAGCACAUCGUGAAGCUGGAAGUCACACAGAGGGAGGACUUUAGAUCUGUCUUACGUCGUGCACCUGAACCAAAGGUAGCAGAACCCCCACAUGAGUCUGGCAGAAUUGGUUUUGGUGUUGUGAAGGUGGAUCAACCUGUUGAUGCCACACAAGACAAAGAAGUUGUUAAAUUAAGGAGGACACAAAGAGUUGUUCAUGAGAAAACCUCAGAGGAGUCAGAGGAGCUGAAGAGUAAGUUCAAGCGCAGGACAGAAGAAGGGUUCUAUGAGUCCAUCUCUGCGGUGGAAUUUAAGUCUCGCAAGCGGGAUGACUCUUAUGAGGAUUUAUUGAAGAAGACCAAAGAUGAGCUGCUUCAUCACCUGAAAGAGAAGGAGGAGGCUGAGAGGAAAAGGUUGGAGGAGCAGGGAGUGGUGACUAUCCCCACAAUCAAACCUGACAGGAUACAGCUCUCCCCUAGCAUGGAAGCUCCAAAGAUUCUGGAACGCAUCUCAAGCAAAACAGUUGCUCCGAUGGAUGAGGUUCGGUUCCGACUUCGAGUUGUCGGAAGACCGGAGCCUGAGUGCCAGUGGUUCAUGAAUGGUAUUGAACUGGAGAAGUCUGAUCGUGUCUACUGGUACUGGCCAGAAGACCACUUGUGUGAGCUGGUUAUCCGAGACGUUAAUGCUGAGGACUCUGCCAGCAUCAUGGUCAAAGCUGUGAACAUUGCUGGAGAGGCUUCCAGUCACGCCUUUUUGCUGGUGCAAGCCAAGGCAGCUGUUAGCUUUACCCAAUACCUGGAGGAUGCCAGCGCCAAUGAGAAGGACACCAUGGUGACCUUCGAGUGUGAAACCAACGAACCUUUUGUUAAAGUGAAGUGGCUGAAGAACGACAUGGAAAUAUUUUCCGGUGACAAAUAUAGAAUGCACUCUGAUAGAAAUGUCCACUUCCUGUCUGUGCUUAUGAUCGACAUGAGGGAUGAUGCAGAAUACACCUGCAUGAUUGCAGAGGAUGAGAGUAUCCGCACAAAUGCAAGGCUUUAUGUCGAAGGUGCUGAGCUAGAGCUUAUCAAACAACUGGAGAGCAUCGAAGUUCCCGAGACCUACUCUGGAGAAUUUGAGGUUGAGUUGUCUCGUGAGGAUGCUGAGGGUAGCUGGUUCUUUCAAGACAAGGAGCUGUCUCCCAGCAGUAAACAUGUGAUCUCCUCCCGACGGGGAAGGCACACCUUAACUGUGAAGAAUGUCAAGAAGGCGGACCAGGGGAUGUACACCUUUUUAUGUGGAGACCUAAAGACCAGCGCUUCAUUGAAGAUGAAACUGCGUCCAGUGACCUUGAUGCAGCCACUGAGCGACCUCACGGUCUGUGAAGGUGACAUUGCUCAGUUGGAGGUCAAGUUCUCUCAGGAGAACGUUGAGGGGACCUGGAUGAAGAACGGCCAGGCCAUCUCUGCCUCUGACCGCAUCCACAUCGUCAUUGACAAAGCUGUCCAUAAGCUUCUGGUUGAGAACGUCAGCCGGGAAGAUUCAGCUUCAUAUUCGUUUUUGGUUCCCACACACUAUAUCACCACCUCGUGCAAACUCACAGUUCAGACCAUUGACAUCGUGGUACACCUAAAAGAUGUGACUUCCAUUGAAGGCUCCAAGGCUGUUUUGGAAGCUAAGAUUACUGCCCAAGAUGUUGGUUCCGUCAAAUGGUACCACAACGACAAACCCAUGAUGGCCAGUGACAGGAUUCAAAUGGUGGCGAAAGGAGCCAAGCAGCGACUUGUGUUUAACAGAACCUUUGCCUCAGAUAAAGGACACUACAAGCUGCUGGUUGGGAAGGUCUCCACCAGCUGCAAUCUGACUGUGGAACAGAUUCACAUUGUAAAACACAUGGAGGACAAAGUGUGCUCCGAGUCGCAGAACGUCACUUUCGACGUUGAAGUUUCUCAUGCUGGCAUCGACCCAGUCUGGACCUUCAGGAACCAACAGCUUAAGCCUGGUCCCAUGUAUAAAAUGGAGUCCAAAGACAAGAGGCACUAUCUGACUGUCAUCGACACUAUGAAGGAUGCAGAGGGACAGUACACCUUCCACGCCGGUGAAAAGACUUCCAGCUCCAAGCUCACUGUCUCUGGUGGCGCCAUCACCCGUCCCUUGCAAGAUGUGACGGUAGCUGAGUCACAGACUGCAGAAUUGGAAUGUGAAGUCGCUAACGUGAAUGCUGAGGGCAAGUGGUUGAAGGAUGGUCAGCCGGUGCACUUCAAUGCCAAUGUGGUGAGUAAGGUGAAGGGAGCCGUCCGACACCUCGUCAUCAUCAUCACUCGACCUCAGGAUAUCGGCGAGUACACUUACCAAGUGGCCAAUUCUAAAACCUCCGCAAACCUAAGGGUGGAAUCGGUCAAGAUCAAGAAGACUAUAAAGAACCAGACUGUGACAGAGACACAGGAGGCGGUGUUUACACUGGAGCUUACCCACGUCGAUGUUAAAGGAGCCCAGUGGGUCAAGAACGGUGUGGAGCUGCUCAACAGCGACAAGUACGAGAUCACAUCUGAAGGCACCAUCCAUACACUGAAGGUCAAGAACUGUAACAUGCAGGAUGAGAAUGUUUACUCCUUCAAACUGGGAAAACUGACAGCCAACGCUCGUCUGAACGUCGAGAUAAUCAAGAUUGUGAAGAAGAUCAAAAAUGUAAAGUGUCUGGUGGACGCCACCGUCUCCUUCGAGAUGAGUCUAUCACAUGACAACAUCCCGGUCAAGUGGAUGCACAAAGGGGUGGAGCUAAAGUCCAGCGACACAUGCAAGAUUUUCUCCGAGCGCAAGGCUCACAAAUUAGUUCUCCAGAAAGUGGACAGUAACAGUGAAGGGGAAUACACUGCACAGGUCGGACACCUGCAGUGCAGUGCCACGCUCACAGUCGAAGCUCUUCGUGUGACCAAACCCUUGAAGAAUGUGAAAGUGACUGAGACACAGGCGGCCACCUUUGAGUGUGAAGUGUCCCACUUUAACGUCCCCUCUACCUGGCUGAAGAAUGGUGUGGAGAUUGAGAUGAGCGAAAAGUUCAGGAUCGUGGUUCAGGGAAAACUUCACCAGCUGAAGAUCAUGAACACCAGCAGGAACGACUCUGCCGAGUAUACGUUUGUGUGUGGGAACGACCGAGUGUCCGCAACACUCACCGUCAGCCCCGUUCUAAUCACCUCCAUGCUGAAGGACUUGAAUGCUCAGGAGCGAGACACCAUUACAUUUGAAGUCACCGUCAACCACGAGGGCAUCACCUACAAAUGGCUGAAGAAUGGCAUUGAGAUAAGGUCAUCGGAGAGAUGCCAAGUGCGGAGCCGGCAGCUCACGCACUCACUCACUGUUCGUAAUGUUCACUUUGGGGAUGGAGGAGAGUACCAGUUUGUGGCUGGGUCUGCUGCCAGUGCUGCAAACUUGUUUGUUGAAGCUCGUGUAAUUGAAUUCACCAAGAAGAUUAAGGACAUAAAGAUAACAGAGAAGAAGAAGGCGAUAUUUGAAUGUGAGGUGUCAGAACCAAACAUCCAGGUUGUUUGGAUGAAGGACGGUCAGGAGCUGGACAUGUCACAAGAAAGGUACAUCGUGACAGCAGAGAAGUAUGUCCACCGGCUCAUGAUCCAGACCGUACGCCUAUCUGAUGCUGGAGAGUUUUCGGUGGUGGCCGGCUCAAGCAUCUCGAAGGCCCAGCUCAUUGUGGAAGGCCGUGACAUCCGUAUCUUUGAACCGGCAGCACGAGUAGUCACGGUCCUCGAGAAACACAGAGCAACUUUUGAAUUUAAAGUUAACGAGGAUGACGUCGAAGGUCGUUGGCUGAGGAACGGGGUGGAGAUCCAGUUCUCAGUGGAGGAGCGGUUCAACUAUGUCACCAUUAGGAAGGUCCACCGUCUUACGAUCUCUGAAACCUAUAGGAGCGACGCUGGCGAGUACACCUUCAUUGCCGGCAAGAACAGAAGCACAAUCAACCUGAGAGUUAACAUCCCAGAACCGCCUCAAAUCCUCCACCACAUGGAGGCACAGUCAGUGGAGGCGGGCAGGCCGGCUCGUUUCUCUGUGGCAGUGAGUGGCGUUCCUCAGCCUCAGGUCUUCUGGUACAAGAACUCGCAGGCGCUGUCUUCAGGCUUCAAGUGCAAGUUCCUUCAUGACGCUGGUGAGCACACCCUGCUGCUGAUCGAGGUCUUCCCAGAGGAUGCUGCCAUAUAUACCUGUGAGGCCAAAAACGACUAUGGCGUUGCCACCAGCACUGCUACGCUCAAUGUGGAAGUGUCUGAAGUGGUUUCUCCAGACUUGGCUGCUUUCGUUGCUCCUCCUGUUAUCAUCUCACCCAUUUCCAGCACCUCUACCCGUGAGGGAGAAUCAGCUCGCUUUCAGUGCAGAAUUGGAGGAGAUGAUGUAAAGAUAAAAUGGUUCCACAAAGAGAAGGAGAUCAAGCAGUCCGCAUUCUUCAGAAUGUCUCAGUUUGACGACAGCUAUCAGUUGGCGGUCCCCAGAGUGUAUCUGGAGGACGAGGGCGAGUACACGUGUGUGGCCAGCAACAAUGCCGGAACCGCAUCAAGCUCAGCAACCCUCACUUUGGACGGUAAAUAUUUUCUACAGUCUUUUAAAAUUAAAUGGCAUGUCUCCACUACACUCAGCAGUCAACAGCCCGCUACUAGCCAAAAGCCAAUUUUCAUACUGCCAAUCACAAGCUGCUCAGUGCCGCACGGAGAGGUGGCCCGCUUUCACGCAUGUGUGUCCAGCACCCCCAUACCGAAGAUAAGCUGGUUCCACAACCAGCAGCCAAUUCAGCCCACCAAGAAUGUGGUGUUCCAUUAUGACGAGGUGACGAGCACCGCCACCCUCAUUAUAGUGGACGCUUUCCUUGAGCAUGGGGGCCAGUACACCUGCAGAGCGGCCAAUCCUGCGGGAGAGGCCGCCUGCUCGGCCAUGCUGGUCAUCACCAAUGUGGAAGAAUUAGAAGUGACUCAUGUAAGAGAGCAGAUCGAAGCCACCAUUGAGCAGGAAGUCAAAGAACAUUCUAGCACCACCGUGACCACAAUGGAGGAGCAAGAGGAAACCUACUACACUGGUGUCCAGUUGGCGCAGAAAACAAAAACACUUGAACUCAUGCCAGAGUCUAAACGUUAUGCUUCCACUUUAGAGAAGAAAAAGGAAAAGCCAGUUUUUCUUAGCAAGCUUUCUCCAAUGGCGGUAAGCUCUGGAGAGACUGCCAAGUUUACCGUCAAGGUGUCCGGCAUGCCAAAGCCAACAGUUCAGUGGUCCCACGAUGGAAAAGUAAUCAAAAGCUCUUCAAUGUACAAGCUAAUAGAAGAGAAAGAGGAGUAUUCUUUAAUUAUUACUUCUGUCACAUCUGAGUACGAGGGCAAGUAUUCCUGCACUGCCUCCAACAGAUUUGGCCAGACAACAUGCACCACAUACCUGGAAGUGAAAAAGCAAGAUGUUAGCCAGGCACAGAAAUGGGUUGAGAAAAUGUUUAAGAUUACAGGUGAACCUCCAACUUUCAUAUCUCAGAUUCAACCUGUGAGGCACGCAGAAGGGAGCAAGGUUAUUUUCAAUUACAAAGUCAUUGGGGAUCCAGCCCCUACAGUUAAGUGGUAUAAGGGUGCUUCUGAAAUCCAGUCUAGAAAAAACUGCAUCAUUACAGCCAAUUCUGAUGGCUCUGGCUUCAUUACUAUCAUGAAUGUAAAACAGGAAGACAGUGGAAUGUACACGUGCAAAGCCUCCAACCAGUUUGGUGAGACGUCUAACAGUGCUGAACUCGUAGUGUUCAGGGAAUCCUUUUCUGUGUCGAGCAAACAGGACAAGCCAACUCUGGUUCAGAAGAAAGGUUAUAAGGUUUCUGUGACAGAGCAGGCCACAGAGUCCCGUUUGUACCAGGUCAGCCUACCAGGCCAGGACAAAGCAAGAUCAGAUCAGAUGGUGUACACUAUAGGAACAGAAGACCGGCAGAUUAUUCCCAGUGAGCAAGUGGGCUCUCUUACAGAGCUCGAUAUUUCUGCUGCCUCUAUUCAGCGUGAGCAGCUGACCCAUCAGGCAGCAGUCCUUCAGGUUCACGAAGUAGAAGAAAGGGCGUCCAUGGUCCUCACUCCCCCAAAGCAGGUUUCAGCUGUUCCUCAUAAGCAGCUUCACAUGGCAGCAUUCACGUCAUCUGUCGAAGAGAGUCAGGACCUCACAGAGCAGCACUAUGAUCGCAUUCAGAGUCCAGAGGUCAUUGAGCUCCAGGCAGCCAGAGAACAGAGGUCAAAGAUGAUGUCAGCUGUAGCUGAGGAGCUCACCCCGCUUUCUACCACGAGCCUUGAGCCACUAGCCGACAGAAAGCCUGCUUUAAUAAAGCCAAGCCCAGAGCCCAAACAUCUAGUUAGCGGGCAUCAAGUGGAAUCACCGGUGUUAAUUUUGAAAGAACAGUCUCAAGAUCUCCCUAGACCAGAGGAGGAGAAAAGUUACAAGGUUAAAGAGGGUGUUAAAAUCUUAUACUCCGCCCAAUCUACAGAGAAAUAUAUGCUGGAAGAGGGUCACACCACAAAAUUAACUACAUCCGAUUCUAAAAUAAGGACUUCUGCUAAGAAGGAGCAAAGAAGUUCGGUUCUGGCCCCAGUCAGUGAAACCAAACAAACCAUGGCCAAGGAGACUACAUUCUCCAUGCAAAGGCCAUCUGAGGAAAUUGCCCUUUCCCGUAAAGAUACAUUGAUGAAGGUCAGUUUAACUGCAGAAGAAAAGCGCACUCUUCAGGCUGAGUUCUCUCAGCAUUUACCUACCUUAGACAGUGCCACAUCCAUUCCGUUACAGAUCGAGGGGGAAAAGUUGUUGCAUUUGCAGGUUAUCACUGAACAGGACUUACUCCCCUCCGAGACCAGUUUUACUUGUGAGAAACCAGACCCACAGCAAGCAGGCAGCAGGAAAAGUCCCACAGUGUUGCAUACCGUCAGUCAGGAUGAGCAGAAGACAGCUGUUAGUGAGGAUACGACGGAGUUCGAGGUCAGAGCUAGCACCGUUGCCAUUCAUCCACGUAAAGAAUCUCCUUCUUUGCUCCAUCUCCAGUCAAACCAGUCCAUUGAGGUGCUGCCUAAGGAAGGUAUUCUUGUAACCGCAAAGCCAGAACAACAAUCAGCAAUACAGAAAUCAGAAAAGGUUCGUAGCCAUGCAGCUAUCUUUGAUGAGAAACUACAACUGACAGCAGAUCACCACUCAGAGCUUGAAUUGUCAGUGACUGGAGUUCAGUCUCAGCUUCGAACUGAGCCGAGUCCUCAAAAGAUCCUCCAGCUGUCGUUCCAGCCCAUGCAGCUGCCAAAAGAGACACCAGUCACUUCUGACAUUAAGCAGCAGCGUGCUUUAGUACAGAAGGAGGAUCGUUGGAAUGUGAUGCACCUCACCACUGUAGCAGAGAGUCAGACAUUAGAGGCAGGACACACUGAGAGUCUUGCAGCUACAGAAAAAGUCACCUGCCAAACAGCCAUUGAGGCAAAAGUUCCCACUGAGCCAGUCCAGAUUGAGGAAAAGGAGAUUUGCACAGAGAGCACUGCUUUUCUUGAGGCUGCACAGCAAGACUUUGCUGUGCAGAUCCAGGAAGGCCAGUCAGUCAGGGAGUCGAUAGUAAUGAAUGAGAAGCUAGUGAUGACAGGAGAACUCUCUCAAGAGAUCACAAAGUCUGAGUCCACUAAAGUCACUGCUACUAAGCAACCAAAGCUGUCAUUGAAAGCAUCAGAAUCAAAAGAUAGCACGACUCUACCCAAAGAAAUGACAUUUGUACUUCAGAUACCAAAACCUUCAAAUGUGAAUAUACGUCGUCAGCUUAGAGACGCGCUUCAGUCUGCAGUAGCAAGCGAGCAGCCCGUGUUGCUUGCUGAUGUUGUAGGAAGGCUCCAGGUUGUAGGAAUACAAGAAGUCAAAGUCCAGAGAGAACCAAGGUGCUCCUUGUUUACAUACCAGAUUACAUCAACUGGCGCACCUUUGGAAAUCACUCUGGCUUUAGAAGGGGAAUAUCCUCAGACAGCUGACCUCAGAACUGAACUUCAGGCAGCUUUACACUCCAUUGUGCACCAGGAGGCCCAUAUUUUGACUUCAGAUCAGCCUGGCACAAUGCAGUUAGACAAACCUCAGAGGGCACAGGUCACAUCAGCCCGCUCAAAGCAAAUUAAUUCCUCCAUUGUGCAGACAGUGAGUGUGGCAGAAAGCUCAGUGGAUCUCACUCCUGUUGAAUCUCAGAAAGCAGUCCUCAUGACUGAGUCUAAAAUGUCAGCACAAAGUGCUUCCGCUCAGCAGCAGGUUGUAGUUGAGGAAUCCAGAGAAGCAACAGUGGCGCAGUCGAUCUCAUCCAAAGUCCAAAUUUCGACUGAGGCCAAAAUGGCCUUUGAGCAGUCGGUAAUGGUGUCUAGACAGGAGGUAAAGUCAACAAUGGAGAGCCAACAGAAGGCUGAUAGGACAGCUGUAGUCACCACCACCUUACUUACCACCACUCCCUCGGAACCGGCUGAUGUCAGCAUCCAGAAGGAGCACAUGGUGGAGGUUUUCAAAGAAGAGAUGUCAGUUUUAAGGAAAGAACAAAGAGAAUGUCCCCUAUUAGUCACCACUUUGGAAGACAUAACUGUUGAGGAAGAUAACAAAGUAAUAUUUAGCACCACCAUUAAAUAUGUCACAAAGGUAAACUGGUUUUUCAAUGGCCAAUUGGUGAAAUCUGGCAAUGAGUUCAAGUGUUUCACAGACUUUGACUCACACUCACUGGUAAUCAGCAAAGUUGUCAAGGAGAAACACCAAGGAGAAUAUGUUUGUGAGGCCGAGAAUGAAGCUGGAAGAACAACAACAUCUUCAAGACUCACAGUGGUCUCAAGAGUGCCCCCCAUUUUUAGGCUGAAAAUUACACCUCUGGAAGUAAAUAUCGGCAGCCACGCCAAGUUCGAGUGUGAGAUUGAGGAUGCACCUAGUGUGACCUUCAAAUGGUAUAUGUCCGGCACUGAAAUCAGACAAAGCGAGAAGUACAAGAUCAUCAGUCGACACACUGGAUCUUCUCUGGAGAUCUUGAAUCCAGUUAAAGCCGACAGUGGAAAAAUCAGCUGCAAAGCUACAAACCAACAUGGGACUGACAGCUGCAGUGCCUCUCUCACAGUCACAGAAAUGUACCCACCGCUAUUUGUAUCAAAACCAGAGCCAAUGACUUCCUUUGCGGGAAAAGCAGCUGUGCUCCAGUGUUCACUUACUGGAUCCUCACCCAUAGAAGUGGUCUGGCAUAAAGACAAUAUAACCAUCUCUCCCUCUGACCACCAUGUCAUGAAAUGUGACAGGAACAAGUAUUCCCUGCACAUUUCCAAUCUUGAGCCGGGUGAUCAGGGAGUGUACUUGUGCAAGGCGUCCAACAGUGUUGGCACUGCUACUUUUAGCACACAGCUAAACGUAAUCAACAAGCCCAACUUCAUUAAGACCAUUGAGCCAGCAUCAGCAGCUGUCAAUGAGGUGCUGAGGCUGGAGUGCCAGCUGGAUGAGGACACAUAUGUGACGGUCACCUGGACCCGUGAUGGCAAAAAGGUCCACCAGAGCCUCGAUUGCAAGGUUUCUUUUGAGGACAAGGUGGCCGUUCUUGAAAUCCCAAAGUCCAAAGUGAAGGACUCUGGCAUGUAUGUGUGCACAGCCUCAAAUGAGGCAGGGAGCACUUUUUGUGAGGCUUUGGUGACAGUUCAAGAGCCUCCUAGAUUUGUCAAGAAAGUGGAGCCAAGUGUCACAUGGAAGCAAGGAAUAGCUGCACGCUUGCACUGUACCCUAAAAGGUUCUCCGGAGCUCCGCAUCCACUGGUUUUGGAAUGAGAGCGAGUUAAGCUCUGGAGAGAAACACAAAAUGUCUUUCACGAAUGGAACUGCCACUUUGGAGAUAAUGAACGUAUUAGUCACAGAUAGUGGGAGCUACACCUGUGAGGUGUCAAACAAUGCAGGCAGCGAUAGUUGCAGUGCCAUGGUAGCAGUUAAAGAGCCGCCAACUAUUAGGAAAGAACUUCAGACUGUGGAGGCGGUGAAGGGCUCUACCGCUGUGCUGGAAUGUGAAGUUGCAGGAAGUUCUCCCUUUAACAUCACUUGGUUGAAAAAUAAGAAAUCCAUCAGCAGUGAUCAUAAAUAUAAAAUAAUCUCUCAAGACUCUAUGUUGAUGUUGGAAAUCCAGCUGUUUGAAAGUGGAGAUGUGGGAGAUUAUCAGUGUGUCAUAUCAAAUGAUGUUGGCAAAGUCACUACUAAGGCGGUCGUUAAACUUAAAGAACCGCCAACUUUCGCAAAGAGGGUUGAGAGUGUGACGGCAAUGUUAGGAAAUGCAGUGAAACUCCAGGGGACAGUGAAGGGCUCAGUUCCCAUCAGAGUCAAAUGGAUGAAAGACUCUGAAAUACUGAGAGACGACGAUCCAAAUAUCAUCAUGGAAUUUGAGAACAAUGUUGCAAGUUUGUCCAUAUCAGUCGUGGCCAUCAGCCAUGGUGGUAAAUACUUGUGCCAAGCUGAGAACGAAGCUGGUCAACAGAAAUGUGAAGCUGCCCUGACAGUACACGAACCUGCUAGAAUUGUAGAACCGGCAGAGUCCAUAAGUGUGACUGCAGGUGAUUCUGCCAUGCUGGAGUGCAUCAUCUCUGGAACUCCAGACCUGAAAGUAAAGUGGUUUAGAGACGGCAAAGAGAUGAUCAGUGGACGCAAAUAUAAAAUGAGCCAGAAGGAGAAUGUCGUUUCUAUGAAGAUUCUUAAAGCAGAGAAAGGAGACACGUCUGAAUACAAGAUAGAGGUUUCCAAUAAAGUUGGGAAAGACCAGUGCACCUGCUCAGUGACAGUUCUAGAUCGUAUAAUGCCGCCAAACUUCACCAAACUCCUGAAAAGAGUUGAUGGUAACAUUGGCUGUGACAUUUUCUUGGAGUGUAAGGUGUCUGGGUCUCAACCGAUCACCAUCAGUUGGUUCAAAGAUGAUCAGGAAAUUAAGUCUGGAACCAAAUUUUGGCCUGAAUUCAAGGAAAGCUCUGUCACGCUAACCAUCAGGCGGCUGGAGAAAGCGGACUCUGGAGUUUAUAAAUGUAGAGCCACCAACUCAGCUGGCGUUAAAGAAACCAGUGGCGUACUUUAUGUCAAAGAGCCGCCAGUAUUCACAGCAACACCCGACAACCAAGAUGUUAUACCCGGAUCCACUGUGUGUCUUCAAGCUGCUUUCACUGGAACCCCUCCUCUGUCUGUGAAAUGGUUCAUAGAGGACAAGGAGAUGAUCAGCGGAGACACCUGUUUCAUCAAGAAAGACGCUUCUUUGAGUACUUUGGAGCUUACUUCUGUAAAGCCCAGUGACUCUGCUAAAUAUACAUGCCAAGUAUCAAAUGAUGCUGGCAAAGUGGACUGCACCACAGUCGUCUUUGUAAAAGAACCUCCUGUCUUUGUGACUAAGCCUGAGGCGACCAAGCUGGUCAUCAGUGAUGAAUCUGUCAAGUUGCAGUGCAAAGUGACAGGCAGUCCUGUUAUAGGUUUUAUGUGGCUAAAAGAUGGAAUGACUAUCAGCCACAGUUCCAAAUACACAAUAACUUCAGUGGACUUGGUAUCAUGUUUGGAAAUUGUCAAGUGCACCGUAGAGGACAGUGGAGAGUAUAUGUGUGUGGCUUCCAGUGAGGCUGGCAGCGACCAAUGCAGCAGCACAAUCACAGUAAAAGAACCCCCAGUGUUUGUCCGUUUGUUGGAGGCCAAAGAUGUGGUCAAGGGUUCUGAGAUGAUGCUGGAGGGCCAAGUCUCUGGUUCUGCCCCGUUCACUGUGUUGUUUCACAAAAACACACAGCUGUUGAGGAACGAUAAGAGGCACAGGAUCACUGUGAAAGAUGACCUGGUGGCCCUUCAGGUGCUGAGGGUGGAGGCCGGAGAUGUGGGCUUGUACCAGUGUACUGUCGAGAACGAAGUGGGGAGGGCCACUUGUGAAUGUCAAGUCACUCUUAAAGACCCUCCAUCAUUUGUCCACAAGCUGGAGAGCAUCAGUGCCUUGGUAGACACCAACGUGUCUUUGCAAUGCACACUGAAGGGCUCAGAGCCAAUAACAGUGACCUGGCUCAAAGACAACCAUGAGCUCAAGGAAUCUGAAAACCUUCAGAUAACAUACAGGAACCAGGCAGCUCUACUGCACAUCACAAAGCUUCACAGCAAGCAUGGCGGAAAAUACUCAUGCCACGCACAGAAUCAAGCCGGCAGUCAGACCUGCUCUGCUGUCUUGACAGUCAAAGAACCUGCUACGGUCACAGAGGAAAUCAAAUCCAUCAGUGUAACUCAGGGGGAUCUGGCCAUUAUGGCUGCCAGGUUCUCAGGCACAAAGCCGCUGAAGGUGCGGUGGUUGAAGGCCGGCCAGGAGCUGACCUCUGGCCAGAAAUACAAAGUUCAAAGCACAGACUCCAGCUCUGUGCUUAAAAUUAGUAAAACCAAUACAAGUGAUAGCGGUGACUACAUGUUUGAGGUUUCAAACGAUGUUGGCCGCAGUUCUUGUGAGGCAACCCUCACUAUUUUGGAUCAAAUUAUUCCACCAAAUUUCACAAGAAAGCUGAAGCAAACAGAAGGUAUCAAAGGGUCGUUUGCUCAUCUAGAGUGUGUGGUGUCAGGCUCCGUACCCCUAAGUGUGCAGUGGUACAAAGAUGAGAACCAGAUCGAGACCGAUGAAAAACACAAGUGCAAAUUCUUUGAGAAUGUUGCGCUUCUUGAAAUCUCUGAUCUUGACAGCAAAGAUGGUGGCAGUUACACCUGCAUUGCUAAGAACAAGGCGGGAAGUGCACAGUGCUCCGGGGUCUUGUUCGUCAAAGAGCCACCAUGCAUUAUUGAACAGCCAGAAUCUAUGAAUGUUCUUCCUGGAUCAAAGGUUAAUUUUACAGUUCUGGUCUCGGGCACAAUGCCAUUGACCAUCAAAUGGUUUAAAAACCAGAAAGAAAUCUUAUCCAGCUCCGACUGCUUGGUGAUUAAAGACAGCAUGUCCACUUCCCUGGAACUCUUCUUUGUCAAAACCUUAGACUCGGGCGAAUAUGUCUGUGAAGUACAGAACGAUGUCGGUGCCGCCUCCUGCCAGACCACCCUCUUUGUCAAAGAGCCACCAAAAUUCACACUGACCCCGCCUCGCUUGUCCGUGAUCCGUUCAGGUCAAAGUAAAAUGUUUGAGUGCCAAGUGAGCGGCACACCUGAGAUAGAUAUCUACUGGUUCAAGGAGGGCUCAGAGAUCGUCCAUAGCAGUUACUACAAAAUGGCCUUUGUUAACUCUGUGGCCACCCUGGAGCUGUGUAGGGCUGACAUCAAAGAUGGUGGCAUGUACUUCUGUGAAGCUCGAAAUGAAGCUGGUAGCGAGAGCUGCAGCAUGGAGCUUAAGGUCAAAGAGCCACCAUUGUUUGUGCGAGAACUGAUGCCGGCUGACGUUGUGAAGGGCUGCAGUGCCUGGCUGGACUGUCAGCUGGCUGGAACACCUCCCUUUGAGAUUACAUGGAUUAAAGAUGGCAAGGAGCUCAAAACUAGUGCUAAACAUGGCCUCUCUAUGGUCAACGACACUGUGGGCCUUGAGGUCAGCAGAUGUGACGCUGGUGAUAUUGGUGAAUACCAGUGCACUGUUUCCAAUGAGGUGGGAAGCUGUAGUUCUAAGACCAUGAUAGGCCUCAAAGAACCGCCAACAUUUAUAAAGCGAAUGGAAAAUUCUACCUGUGUUCUCGGUAAGAAGAUGUUCUUUGAGUGUGUUAUCAACGGUUCUCCCAACCUCUCAGUACAAUGGCAAAAAGACGGGAACUGGAUUUUGGAAGAUCCGAAAAUGGAGAGGACAUUUGACAAUAAUGUAGCCAUUCUCAGAAUCUCCGCGUGUGAAGCGGAUCACAGCGGGUCAUACACUUGCCAGGUGAUGAAUGAGGCUGGACAGGAUAAGUGUGUUGCCACCCUGGUAGUCCAAGAACCUCCUCAAAUCUCAGAGAAACCUAAGGUGGUAAAGGUGACGGUUGGAGAUCCUGUCAGCCUGGACUGUAAAGUAACCGGCUCGGCUGACCUUAAAGUAAAAUGGACGAAAGAUGGCAAGGAGCUUCAGUCAAUCAGGCAGCACAAGCUGAGCUUUGAGAAUAACAUCAGCAGCCUAAAGAUUCAGUCAGCUCAGAAAGAGGAUGCAGGGGAUUACAUCUUUGAGGUCUCCAAUCACAUCAGCAGCUGCAGCUGCACCGUCAAAGUGGCCGUGUUAGAACAACUCAUCCCACCAAGUUUCAUUAAUCCCCUGAGAGACAUGCAAGAGAUUUUGGGUUCCUUUGUUCAGAUUGGUUGCAAAAUAUCUGGUUCCAUUCCAAUCUCAGUGGAAUGGCAGAAAGACGGAACCACGAUCUCAAGUGGCGAGAAACACAAACUUAUUCAGCAGGACAAUUCUGUCUAUGUGGAAAUUGAAAAUUUAGAGAUUUCAGAUGCAGGGUCCUACACUUGCAAACUGAACAACGCAGCAGGAAGUUGUAAAUGCAGUGGAUUCCUGAAGGUCAAAGAACCUCCUAGCUUUGUGACCCCACCUGAGUCUCAGGCGGCCAUACCUAACACAACAGUGCGCUUCAAAGGAACAUUCAAGGGAACGCCACCCUUUAGUGUGAAAUGGUUCAAGGACGAAACUGAGCUAAUGACUGGACCCACUUGUCUCAUGGGAAUAGAAGGGCUAUCCUGCCUUUUAGAGCUCUACUCGGUGGGCGUCAACCAGACUGGCAUCUACUCCUGCCAAGUGACCAAUGACGCUGGUUCUGUACGCUGUAGUGCAGAUUUGAUGGUCAAAGAACCACCGGAGUUUGUGCUGAAACUACCUGCCGAUAAGUGUGUGAAGCAGGGUGAGCCAGUCUGCCUGGAGUGUAAAGUCACUGGUACCGAACCUCUCAAAGUGACGUGGUACAAACAGGACACCAAACUCACUGAAGGCAGAAACUGCAGCAUGUCAUUUAUUGACUCUGUGGCGGUCCUUGAGCUAUUCGCCGCCAGUGUUGAAGAUGAUGGAGUUUACACAUGUGAAGCUCACAACGAUGCUGGCAGUGUAAGCUGCAGCACCACUGUCUCUGUGAAAGACCCGCCAUCAUUUAUUAAAGUACCAGAAACGGUGGAUGGGUUGAAAGGGAAGGACGUCAGUCUGUACUGCGAGAUGACCGGUACAGCUCCCUUCCAGAUCACAUGGUUCAAAGACAAGAAUCUUUUGAUGGAGAGCAGGAAGUAUAAAAUGUUGAGCGAAGAGAGCUCCACUACGCUACACAUCAUAGAGAUUGAGCAGGCAGACGUUGGCCAAUAUGAGUGCAAAGUGUCAAACAGUGUAGGAAGUGACAUCUGUUACACAGCAGUUAAUCUCAAAGAGCUGCCUUCCUUUGUGAAGAAACUGUCAAACAUGACAGUGAUUCUGGGACAGGAGGUGACCCUUUUGGCCACAGUUCAAGGCUCUGAACCAAUGACUGUGUCCUGGGUUCUGGACAAGGAUCACAUUCUCAGAGACGGUGAAAACAGGAAAAUCACUUUUGAGAACAACCAGGUCGCUCUUAAAGUGUUCGCGGCCGAUGCGGCGGCAGCAGGCAGAUACACCUGCCAGCUCAGAAACGAUGCUGGGAGUGUGGAGUGUUUCGCUAACUUGACUGUUCUAGAACCGGCCAGAAUCGUCGAUAAGCCUGAUGCUCUAAAUGUGACUGCGGGCGAUAUUGCCGCUCUCGAGGUCAAAGUGUGCGGGACUCCAGAGCUCACACCUAAGUGGUUCAAGAACGGUGUGGAGCUGGCCUCUGGGAAGAAGUACAAUAUCUCAUUUUCCCGGAUGAUAUGCAGCCUAAACGUGCUGUCGGCUGAGAAAAUGGACUCAGGAGAGUACACGUUUGAGGUCAAGAAUGAAGUCGGGAAGGAUCUGAGCAAAAUAAAACUCACGGUCUUAGAUAAAACCAUGCCACCAUCCUUUACCAGGAAGCUGAAGGACUGUAACACCGUGGUCACCCACGCUGGUGAGAUGGAGUGUAAAGUGUCUGGAUCGCCACCUUUCACCAUUUCCUGGUUCCACGGAGAUGAGGAGCUACAAAGCGGGCCCAAUUACGACAUAUCGUUCAAGGACAACAGCUGCAUUCUUAGGGUGCCCACGCUCAAACUGUCUGACUCUGGAAUAUAUAAAUGUAAGGCCGUCAACGUGGCAGGAUCCAGUGAGACAACAGCUUUCCUCGAGGUCAAAGAGCCACCAUCUUUUGUGGUGGCGCCCCAGUCGACUGAGGCCUUGCCAGGAUCUGUCGUGACCUUCUCGGCCAUCGUCAAGGGCAGCGCCCCUCUCAGGCUAAAGUGGUUCAGAGGAACCAAGGAGCUGGAGGCUCGAAAAGACUGUCAUUUCUCCCUGAAGGACAACCAAAUCACUUUGGAGCUCUUCCAAGUGGACAGAAGUCAUGCGGGAGAGUACACCUGCCAGGUCAUCAAUGAUGUGGGCAAGGAGAAUUGCCCCGUCAACCUGAUACUCAAAGAGCCAGCAUCCUUUGUGAAAAGGCUGAAAGAUGUGUCGGUCGAGAAAGGCCAACCAUUGAUGCUGGAGUGCUCCUACUCGGGGACGCCAAAGAUCUCAGUAAGCUGGUUCAAAGACAAAGAGCAGAUCUUUGCGUCGUACAAGUACAACAUGACCACAACAGAGAGUGCCUGCAUUCUGGAGUGUCUCAGCACCGAGGACAAGGAAGCCGCUGGAAAGUUCUCAUGUAACGUGUCCAAUGACGCCGGCCAGGAUACCUGCGAGUCCACAGUGACCAUUCUGGAGUCACCUUACUUUGUGGACACUUUGGAGCCCAUGGAGGUGACGUCAGGAGACGCCGUAUGUCUCAAAUGUAAUGUGGCAGGGACUCCUGAGAUCAAAGUGACCUGGUUCAAAGGCGACGGCAAAGUGCGCUCUAGCCCCAACUGCAAGUUAGAGUACACCAAUGGUAUUGCCUGCCUCAAACUCAGCAAAGCCACCAUGGCCGACAUUGGCGAGUACAUCUGCAAGGCAGAAAACAAGAUUGGCUCCGCUUCUUCCUCUUGCCGGCUCAACGUUCAAGAGGCCAAAACACCGCCAUCUUUCCCCAAGAAAAUCACCAGCCUGCAGCAGACCGAAGGUCAAGACGUGCGCUUUGAGUGCCGUGUGGCCGGCUCCUCGCCCAUUGAGGUGUCAUGGUUGAAGGACGGUGAACUUCUGAGCCAGGGCAAGGAGUUCUUCAUGCUGUACGAUGAUAACACGGCUGUCCUGGAGAUCAGUCACAGUGAGCUGAAACAUUCUGGCGAGUACACCUGUAUGGCAACCAACAGCGUUGGCUCUGCCUCCUGCAGAGCCAAGCUCACCUUGCAAGAACCCAGGUAUCCUCCAGUCUUUGACCGGAAAUUGUCGCCAACGCAGGCAGUGACAGUGGGUGACAGCAUUGAGCUUGAAUGUCACAUGACGGGUUCCGCCCCCCUUAAAGUCACAUGGUCCAAAGACCAUAAAGAUAUUCGCAGUGGUGGGAAUUAUAAGAUUCACUUCGAGGACAACACAGCUCACCUGAGCAUAGUGAAGGCCGACAAAGGCGACUCAGGCAGAUACUUUUGCCAUGUUUCAAAUGACAUUGGCAAGGAUUCGUGCUCCUCUGACGUUGAGGUUAAAGAGCGCAAAACCCCCCCGAUGUUCACCAAAAAGCCCUCAGAGCAGAUGGAGGAAAUCGAAGGCAGGCUGGUCAAGAUUGAGGCUCGGGUCUCUGGCUCACAGCCCGUGACAGUCUGCUGGUUGAAGGAUGACGCAGAGAUCUUCAGCUCAGACGAAUACGACAUCAGCUUUAAGAGUAACGUGGCUGUUCUGUGCAUCAAAAGCAGCCAGAUGAUUGAUAGCGGCAGGUACACGUGCCACGCCUCCAACGAGGCUGGGAAAGCAACCUGUGAUAUCACUCUGGGCAUCUCAGAAGCCAAGAAGCCGCCGGUGUUUGACAUCACACUCAAAGCGACGACUGUGGACGAGGGCGAGAAGCUCACUCUUAAGUGUCACGUCUGCGGAUCCCAUCCUAUGAAGAUCCAGUGGUUAAAGGACAGGAAGGAGCUGUUGUCGGCCGGCAGCACCAAGAUUAGCUUCUCUGACGGGACGGCCUGUUUAGAGAUUGUUUCCGCCUCCCGUCACGAUGUUGGCGACUACAUCUGCAAGGCCACAAAUGACGCUGGCAGCGAGCUCUCCAGAGCUAAAGUUACAAUCAAAGAUAAAGCUGCUCGGCCUCCUGCUGAGACUGCUGCAGAUGCCGCACCGACCAAAAAGCUGGAGGAGCUGUUCUUCAUUGAGGAGCCAAAGAGCGUGAAUGUCACUGAGAAGGGCGCAGCCACCUUUAUCGCCAAAGUGGGCGGAGACCCCAUCCCCAGCGUCAAGUGGAUGAAAGGCAAGUGGAGGCAACUCACGCACGGUGGCCGCAUUUCUAUCGGGCAGAAAGGCCAAGAGGCCAAACUGGAAAUCAGGGAGGUGACCAAGUCUGACUCAGGCCAGUACAGGUGUGUGGCCUCCAACAAACACGGUGAGAUCGAGUGCAACUCCGACCUUCAUGUGGACAAGAAGAAAACGGCGGCUCAGCUGGAAGGAGACCUGCGAGCCAAGUUGAAAAAGACUCCGUCAAAGCAAAAGAGUCCCGACACAGAGAAGGAGAUUGACAUUGUGGAACUGCUUAGGAAUGUGGACCCCAAAGAGUACGAGAAAUAUGCUCGCCUGUACGGUAUCACCGACUACCGAGGCUUGUUGCAGGCCAUCGAACAGCUCAGGCAGGAGAAAGCGGACGAAAGUGAAAGACUGGUAAGAGAAUUGGAACGUACACCAAGAGAGACCGACGAAGACAUGGCACGACUAGUGGCCGACCUGCAGAAAAGGAUGGAGAGGACCGAGCCUGUCACUGUAGUGAAGGACAUCUCGGAUCAGUCAGUCAUGGCCGACAACACGGCGAUGUUUGAGUGUGAGAUCACGAUCAACUACCCUGAGAUCAACCUGUCGUGGUACAAAGGCACCCAGAAACUGGAUACCAGUGCCAAGUACGACAUCAGCGUCAACGGCGAUUGCCACUUGCUAAAAAUUAAGCAGUGCCGGAUGUCUGACCAGGGCAACUACAGGGUGGUGUGCGGACCACAUAUCUCCAGCGCCAAGCUCACCGUCAUGGAGGCCGAGGUGGAGAAGCACCUGCAGGACACGUCGGGUAAGGAAGGCCAGUCGUGCGUCCUGUCUUGUCAGUUGUCCAUCCCUAACGUAGAAGCUCAGUGGUUUAAGAACGGCCAGCAGUUAGAGAUGAAGGGAAGGUUUACGUCUGAGGUCAAACACAAAGUUCAGAAGCUUUAUAUUAGAGACCUGAAGAACGACGACCAGGGUCGAUACACCUGCAAGUACAAGAACCUGCAGUCCUCAGCAGACCUCUGGGUGGAAGUCGAACAAAUUCAUUUCACCAAACGCAUCCACAAUGUCGAAGUCAGCGAGCGACAGUCGGCCACAUUCGAGUGUGAGGUGUCCUUUGACAACGCUAUCGUGUCGUGGUACAAAGACACCUGGGAACUGAAAGAAUGUCCUAAGUACAACUUCCGAAGUGAGGGCCGAAGACAUUUCAUGGUCAUACGAAACGUGACCAUCGAUGACGAAGGCGUGUACUCUGUGAUUGUGAGAUUGGAGCCCAGAGGAGAGGCUAAGAGCACAGCUGAGCUUUAUUUAUCUGGAAAAGAGAUCCAAUUAGCAAUGGUCCCCUUCGAUGUGCAAGACUCGUCAGUUCAGAGGCCCGAGGAGCCCUCGCCAAUAGAGAUUCAAGUUGUCCAGGAGACAGUGGAGUCCCAUGAAGUGGGAGUGGAAGUGAUAGAGGAAAAGCAUUUCGAAGUGACCAAAGACGAGGAGCAAGAACUCAAGGUGGCGGCAGCUAAGAAGAAAAAGGCGCCACCUAAAGUGACCAAAGACGAGGAGCAAGAACUCAAGGUGGCGGCAGCUAAGAAGAAAGAGGCGCCACCUAAAGUGACCAAAGACGAGGAGCAAGAACUCAAGGUGGCGGCAGCUAAGAAGAAAGAGGCGCCACCUAAAGUGACCAAAGACGAGGAGCAAGAACUCAAGGUGGCGGCAGCUAAGAAGAAAGAGGCGCCACCUAAAGUUACCAAAGACGAGGAGCAAGAACUCAAGGUGGUGGCAGCUAAGAAGAAAGAGGCGCCACCUAAAGUGACUAAAGAACCAGUGGAGAAGAAGCUUCCUGUGCUUUCAGUCCCAGAGAAGAAAGUUCCUGCUGUUAAAGAACCAGAGGAGCCCAAAAAGCCAGCUCUUCCCUCACCACCGCUGGAGCCCAGUGUGCCAAAGAAAGAUGAACCCAAACCUCAGGCACCAGCAGAGCCUAAAAAGUCAGUGCCUGUUGCUAAGCCUAAACCUGAGGCCAAGGUUGUAGCAAAGGCUGAGCUGGAGCCGGAAGCUAAGCCAGUACCGUUGAAGAAACCGACAUCGCCACCUCCCAAAGUCCCGGAAGAACCUACCAAGAUAAAGUCAGAACUUGAACCUGAAACACCAAAAUCCGAGCCAGAAAAAAGAAAACCUCAAGUAGGUAAACCUGAGGAACCAGUGCUUUUGGUGCCACCCAAACCAGAGCCUGUAAUGAAAAAACAUGAAGCACCAGAGACUAAGUUUUUGAAAGUAGAACCACCUGCACCAAAAGAACCUGCCAAGAAAGUGCCAGAGGAACUUGCCAAGAAGAAGGCUGCUGCAGUCCCGCAGAAGGUUGACAAAACAGAAACACAAACACCACAGAAGAAGCCUCUGGUCACAAAAGUUCCCGUGGAAGCAAAAAUUGCAGAAGAACCAAAAGCAGUCAAAAAGGUAGAAGCUGCUAUUGUUCCACCCAAACAAGAGCCAGCAGAGCGUGAAAUAGAUUUGGAGCCCAAACUGGAUCUUGUAUGUGAAGAUGAGGCCGCACCUCGAAAACAACCUCAGAAAAUGCUGAAUGAGGUUGUGAUAUCAAUGACUGAAGCAGAUAGCUUUCCUCCUGAGAAAGUAAAUGAGAAGAUUUCAGAGAAAACACAUGAGAAAAUACCAGAGAAGCUUCCAGAUAGAAAACCUGGGAAAAUACCUGAGAAGCUUCCAGAUAAAAUACAAGAGAAAUUACCUGAGAAGCUUCCAGAGAAAAUACAAGAGAAGGUACCUGAAAAGCUUCCAGAUAAAACACAUGAGAAAGUACCAGAGAGGCUUCUAGAAACAAAACCUGAGAAAGCACUCAGGAAGCUUCCAGGGAAAACGCAUGAGAAAGUAUCAGAGAAGCUUCCAGAUAGAAAACCUGGGAAAAUACCUGAGAAGCUUCCAGAUAAAGUACAAGAGAAAUUACCUGAGAAGCUUCCAGAUAAAAUAGAAGAGAAGGUACCUGAAAACCUUUCAGAUAAAACACAUGAGAAAGUACCAGAGAGGCUUCUAGAAACAAAACCUGAGAAAGCACUCAGGAAGCUUCCAGGGAAAACGCACGAGAAAGUAUCAGAGAAGAUUCCAGAUACCAAACCUGAGAUAGUACCUGAAAUCCUUCCAGAUAAAAUACAUGAGAAAGUACCAGAAAAUAUUCCAGUUAAAAAACCUGAAAAAGUACUUGGGAAGCUUCCGGAAAAAACACAUGAGAAAGUACUAGAGAAGCUACCAGAAAUAAAACCUGAGAAAGUUCCUCAGAAACUUACAGAGAAAAUACAUGAGAAAAUACCUGAUAAGCUUCUAGAUAAAAUACCUGUACCUGAGAAAGUACCUGAGAAGCUUCCAGUUAGAGAACCUGAGGAAGCACCCAAGAAGCUUCCAGAGAAAACACAUGAGAAAGUAUCAGAGAAGCUUUCAGAAGGAAAACCUGAGAAAGAUCCAGAAAAGCUUCCAGAUCAAACAUGUGAAAAAGAACCAGAAAAGCUUCCAGAUAGUAAACCUGAGAAAAUACCUGAGAAGCUUCCAGAGAAAACACAUGAGAAUCUUCCAGAUAGAAAACAUGACAAAGUACCAGAGAAGCUUCCAGAUAGAAAACCUGACAAAGUACCGGAGAAGCUUCCAGGGAGAAAACCUGAGCAAAUACCUCAGAAGCUUCCAGAUAAAACACAUGAAAAAGUAUGUGAGAAGCUUCCAGAUAAAACACCUGUGAAGCUUCCAGAUAGCAAACUUGAGGAAUUACCUCAGAUGCUUCCAGAUAAAACACACAAUAAAAAAACAGAGAAGCUUCCUCAGAAUGCUGAUACAGUUCGGACACCCCAGAAAAUGGGGGAAGAAGUCUUUGGCAAAGUGUCUGAAAAGGUUGCUGAAAAGCUUCAGAGAAAGCAACCAGAGAGCAGCGUUUUUGAGAAGAAGCCUAUUCGGGUUACCCAAAAAGCAAAAGAAUAUGAGGUGGUUUCUAUGUUGAAACAUGAGAAGGUUUCCAAGGAACAUUCCGAUGAAAUGUUCUUUGGAGUUGUUGAAAUGAAGCAGGAAGUAGUGGAACAUUCAGCCACAGUGAGGUUCUUUGAGAUUGAGGCGCAACAGGAAGUUUAUCAUGUGACCGAGAAGGUGUCUCCCACAGAGAGGCUACUGCCAAAUGAGGAGAUGGGAGAACCAGCCCAAGUGUCGUACGAGAGGCCUGUGUCCCCUGUGGGCCACAUGAAGGUUUCGUUGUCUCAGGUGGAAGUCUUGACUGAGACGCUGACACAAAGAAAUAAAAUGUCUGAACUGCGAGGCGAGAUGACUGACAUUACCAUCAGUAAGGAGAGCGAAGUAACUCCACAACCAAUCAAAGAUAUAACUGUACAGGGCGCCCAGGAGUCUAAAAGUGAGAAAGCUCCAGAGAAGGAACCUACAAAAGAUAAACAAAUGACACUAUCAAGAGAUGAGGGGAAAGACACACACCUGUCGGGCAAAAGGCAGAAGACAGUCAAGAAAGAAAGCAGGUCAACUGUUCAAAGAGAAAGGAAGGGCAAAACUGCAAGAGAUGACACACACACAACAUUUCAGACUUUCCAAGGCAAACAAGAAGUAGAAGAAGAGACCAUUUCAACUUCUUUGGAGGACAAACAAAGGCAAACUCCAAAAGAGAGUCUUGUCGUUGAGCACAGCGACAUCAUUGCUGACGGGUUAAAAGAUGAACAUUCAGCACUGAUCCACAAGUCAGCUAAGAAACAUGAGUUACCUAGGAAGAAACAGGAAAAAAAAGUAGCAUCUGACAGGCUUAUUGACAAUACUUCUCAAUUAGAAGCAGAAAUGUCAGUGUCUGACAUCCCGCCUCAACAGGCCAAAACCACAGUGCGUGACCAAACUCUAAGAGAAGAAUCAAGUCCUCAAAUAGAAAUCACUACCCAAAAGAAACCUUCAAUCAUCACCAAGAAAAGAGAAGAGAAGGAAGAAGUACCUAGCGAAGCUACUCCCAGAGAAGCCACGGUGUUGCCUAUCCAUCUGGAGAUGGUGGAAAGAGGAGCUGAGAGAGUGUCUGUGAAAGAAGCACAAAGUAAGGUGCCCGGCAGCUUCUUGUCUGAGACAGCACCUCAUGUCCACAUGGGAGAGGCAAGAGAAGAAGAACAUGACAAAAAGGACAGAAACUCGGAAGCUGGAGGCGAACAAUCUGUUACUGAUGGUUCUGAGACACAGGCCUUUCAAACAGAGUUAUCAGAAAAACUGACAUCAUCCACAAAGCCACAAAGGAAACCCGCUGAGAGUAUUGAACCAGAGCAGCUGACCAUGAGCACAGCUCAAGACAAAAUAUUUGAAGUUGCUUCACCUUAUCAGGCAGGGUCAACAGGGUUCUUGUCUGAGGACACCUGUGAACCUCCAGAAGAGGGAAAACAAAAUGUUUCUCACACAGAUUCAACAUCCUCACAGGUACAACAUGGAGCUUUUCCUGUAAGUGACACAGCUGUUACUGGCCAAACAUCACUGACAGGGGUCAAUGGUGCAAAACAGACUCACUUCGUUGAGAAGAUAUUUAAUCAGAAAUCCAAUAGAAUAAUCUCAAGUUCAUUGGUAGAGCCAAAACAAUCCAUGGAGGUGAGCUCCACUAUGUCUUUUGAGGCGCCUUUGAAGAACAAAGAGCUACUGGAAGAAACUUUACCAAUAGUUUAUCCUUAUAUUGAUGAGCAUAUAACUGAACAGGGGCAGAAACACAUCCAGAAUGUUGAUCAACCGAUUGCAUCUGAAAAAGCUGCCAGCCUGAAAAAAAGUCAGCCAGUGACCGUUCCAGAGGAGUAUGUUAGAUCUCAGAAGCUUGAGAAGACGUCGUCUGUAGUGAAAGUGGUAGCUGAGAGUACACACCCAGAGAAAUUUGAAGGGGAAAAAUAUAAACAGAGCUUAGUUUCACCUACAGAAAGAAUGACUAAAUUAAGUGCAGUUCUACCAGACCAAGAUAGUCAUAUUCCAGGGGAAAUUGAGCUGGAGAAUGUUAAAGUGACUGAAAGAAAAAUGACAAACAUUCAGAAGGAAAAGGCGCAAAGAUGUCUCGCUGCUGCUGAGAACAACAGAAGUCAGGAGUCAGAAGCAAAGGACAGAUACAUCAGUCCAGGCAAACGGAAGAAAUCAGCAGGUGGAAAACAGCAAAUAGGACAAAGAACACCAGUGAUGGAGGUGGUGUCUCCUCAAUCUUUAACUGUUGAGGAUGGAAGGUUUAUAUUAGGCAGUCUACAGAUGGCCAGCAGGACAGAUCAGGAACACAUCACUCUACUCAAAAAAGUUCAAGUUCAUGAGGAAGAGACAGGGGCUUUUGAGCUACCCUCUCUGAGGAAAGCCACCCCAAUCACAAAGCAAGAAGAAGAGCAAGAGCUGGAAAUUAUCAAACUGAAGAAGAUUCCAUUUGUUCCACCCAAAGUGUCAGAGAAGGAGCAGGAGUCUCAGAAAGCUACCAGGACCACACAAAUAGACGUGGUUGAGAUGGUGCAUGAAGAACAGACAGCAAAAGUUGAUGAAGAUACUGAACAUCAAUGGAGCCCACAGAAAGAUACUCCAAAAGAUAAGUCAGAUGAAACAAUUUUCUGGGAAAAAAUUCCCAAAGUUCCAGUGGAAGAGGAACCAGCCCAUCCUGAAGCUGCCUUGAAAAAAAUAAAAAGACUGCCUUUAGAUGAAAAAGAACCAGAAGUUGUCAAACUAAAACCCUUUGAGAAGCCGGUUAAAGUGACGGACGCACCUGAGAAGAAAGAUACAGAAGAGGCCAAAGCACUUGCAAAGGUAAAGAAGACACCAACUCAGCAGCCGGAUGCAGAGUCUGUCACGCUUAAGCCCUUUUCAGUCCCUUCAAAAGAAGCUGCCAAGCCUGAAAAGAAGAUUGCAGAGGUCAAAGACAAGAAACCAGCUGAAGACCUUCGUCAGAUUUCUCAAGCAGAGGAGAAGCCAGAGAUGUUAAAGGAGGCCGAACCAGUUCCAGGGAAGAAGAUUGAUUCCCAAGUUCCAGUGAAGAAAGCAGACGAAGUUAAUGAGGAGCCCAAACCUCUGAAACAGAAGAAGACAGUCACACCAAAGAAAGACCAAAAAGAAGAGGUAGCUUUGACACCUUUGGAGCAACUCAAAAAGGUCCAACUAAAAAAGACACCAUCACCAAAAGUUGACAAGCUUAAACAAGCUGAAAAGGCUGAAAGGAAGCUGAGUAUGGACCUCAAAAAGACUCUUAAAACAGCUUCACCUAAGGACUCUAUAGAAGUCAUUAAAAGAGAUAAGGUAACCAAAAAGCCAUUGCAGGAGGAUCGAGAACCAGCAAAGCCUCCAAAAGAAAAAAUUCCUAUUAUGAAAGAAGUUUCUCCUGGAGCAGUAGAGAUAAAGAAAGUAGCCACACAGCCAGAAGAGGAGGUGUCCGAGCAGGACUUUAGGGUGGAAAAAGAGGCAGAGCCGGUGGAGGAAGAGGCCUGGGGCUGGGAACUCGUUCCUCAGGAAAAGGCUGAAGACUGGGAAGGUGAAGUGGAAGAGGGCGCUCUGGAGGUUCCAGGGGUGGCCAAGAGAGAGGGACAACCAGCUGAAGAAGCAGGACGAGGAAGGGGCCGAGGUAUCAAACUCAAGAAAACACCAUCGCCAGGUGAAGGCAGGGGUCGGGGCCUCAGGCCUGCUGGAAGAGGACCUACUCCUCCAGAGGAACCUUUUGGUGGAUUCAAGCUGAAAGCCGUCCCGUUGAAGUUCAUCAAGAAGCUUCAGGACAUCGUUCUGAAAGAGGCCGAGUCUAUCGGAUCGUCAGCUUUGUUCGAGUGCCUAGUCUCGCCAUCUACUGCUGUCACAUCAUGGAUGAAAGAUGGAAACAACCUGCGCGAGAGCCCCAAGUACAAGUUUACAUCUGAUGGCAAAGAUCGCAAGAUGAACAUCGUCGACGUCCAGUUGUCAGACACCGGAGAAUACACCUGUGUAGCCAAGAACGCUGGCAAGGAAGUCAACUGCUCCGCCAAGCUAAUUGUUGAAGAGCUUCCUGUGAAAUGGAUCCAUGAAUUGGAGCCAGAGACUUCCGCUGUAAAGACACAGCCGCUCUACUUGACCUGCGAGUUGAACAAAGAAAGAGAUGUGGUCUGGAAGAAGAAUGGUGAGGUCGUUAAGAGAGAAGCUAACAAGAUCCAGAUCAACAUUAUAGGAAUGCAGCAUGGAAUAACCAUCCAGAACUGCAUUGAAAACGACGCUGGUACAUACUCAUGUGAAGUGGCAAAUCAGGAGGAACUGAAGACGUCAACAAAUGUGAAAGUGACUGAGAUCAUCAAAGAUUGGAUUGUGAAGCCUCUGAGAGAUCAGCAUGUAAAACCGAAGGCCAACGCCACCUUUAAAUGCCAGCUGUUCAAGGACACACCCAACUGGAAGUGGCGAAAAGGAGAGAACGAUCUGCCUCCCUCUGACAAGGUGGACAUCAAGCAAGACGGAAAGGAUUUGGAACUGACCAUAAAGAACUGCCAGCCUGAUGACGUGUCCGAAUACUCCGUGGAGGUGGAGGGGCGUGUUUACAAAGCCAAACUGACGCUAGGAGAGCGUGAGGCAGAGAUCCUGAAGCCUCUGGCUAGCGUGGAAGUGAUGGAGAAGGAAGAUGCUUCGUUUGAGACGGAAAUAUCUGAGGAAGAUGUUCCAGGAGAGUGGAAGCUCAAAGGGGAGCUUCUGACAAGAUCCCCAACUUGUGAAAUCCAAACAGAGCGUGGCAUACGCAAGAUCACGCUGAAAAAUUGCCAACUGGACCAGGCUGGUGAAGUGUCCUACCAGGCAUUGAACGCUUUAACAAGCGCAAUGCUCAGUGUUAAAGAAAUCCCAAUGGACUUUGUUGUCCCACUGAAAGACGUUAGUGUACCUGAAAAGAAACAGGCUAAAUUUGAAUGCACCAUCACAAAGGAUGUUUCUAAGGUUAUCUGGUACAGAGGCAGUGACAUCAUCACACCGGAUGCAAAAUAUGUCAUAAUCAUUGAUGGAAAGAAGCACAUGCUUGUCAUAAACUGUUGUGAGUUUGAAGACGAGGACGAGUACAAGAUUGAGGUUUUGGGUAAAACGUCCACGGCACGUCUCACAGUGGAGGGUAUCAGGCUCAAACUGAUUUCGCCAUUAAAGGACCAAACCGUGAAAGAGGGCAAGACAGUUCACUUUGAACUGGAGCUGUCGCAUGAAAAUAUCCCAGUCACCUGGUUCAGGAACGACGUUGAAGUCCAUCCUAGCAGAACUGUGCUCAUGCAUGUUGAUGGGAUGCGACAUGUGCUAGAAAUAAAGGAGGUGACCCUGGAUGACACUUGCCAGGUCAAGGCUGAGGCUAAAGGAAUUUUGACCAGGGCCAACUUAACAGUCCUAGAGGGAGAUGCAUACUUCACGGUCAAGCUACAAGACUACACUGCAGUAGAAAAAGACAAGGUCCUUUUGGAGUGUGAGCUCAACAAAGAUGUCCCGGUUAUGUGGUACCACAAUGAAACCGAGUUGAAGGCCUCCAAGAUGGUAGCCAUUAAGAUGGAAGGCAAACGCAGAUCACUUGUCAUCCGUAAAGUUGCGGACAAUGAUAAAGGACAGUAUGUGUGUGACUGUGGAACAGACAAGACGACAGCAACACUUCACAUUGAAGCUCGUCACAUCCGAGUGCUUCGGCCAGUGUAUGGUGUGGAGCUGUUUGAAGGCGAGACGGCUCGCUUCGAGGUCGAGCUGAGUGAAGACGAUGUACACAGCCAGUGGAAACUGGGCGGCCAAGUCCUGAGCCCAUCUCCUGAUGUUGAGAUAGUGGAGGAUGGGGCCAAGCACACACUGGUGUUGUACAAUUGUAAAGUGCCACAGACAGGCGAGGUGGCCUUUAGCGCCGCAAACGCCAAAUGUUCGGCCAACUUGAAAGUGAAGGAGCUUCCCAUUACGUUCCUCACCCCGUUGGCCGACGUUCAUGUCUUUGAAAAGGAUGAAGCAAAGUUUGAGGUGGAAAUUUCCAGAGAACCCAAAAAUUUCCGCUGGCUCAAGGGUUCUCAAGCACUGUCAAACGACGAUAAGUAUCAGCUUCUGCAAGAUGGCAGGAAAUACGCUCUUAUUUUACAAUCUGCCAGAUAUGAUGACGAAGCCAAAUACACAUUUGAGGCAGAAGACAAUAGAACAUCAGGAAGGCUGAUCAUUGAAGGUGUUCGUCUCGAGUUUCUCAAACCCAUCAAGGACGUGACAGUGAAGGAGCGUGAAACGGCCGUGUUCAGUGUGGAGCUUUCUCAUGAAAAUGUCCCCGUGGUUUGGUACAAAAAUGGUGUGCGCCUACAUCCCAGCAAGGUGGUGCACAUGUCUGAGGAUGGUCGAGUCCACAAAUUAACCUUCAAGGAGGUCACAAUCGACGACACUUCAAUGAUCAAGGUGGAAGCCAUGGACAAGUUGGCAGAGGCUAUGCUCACUGUGCUCGAGGGCGACCUCUAUUUCACGCAGAAGCUCCAGAACUUUACCGCUAUAGAAAAGGAUGAGGUGGUUCUGUCCUGUGAGCUGAGCAAGGCCAUCGGAGAGGUUCGCUGGUUCAAGGACGGUAGAGAAAUCUUUGCCUCCAAAAACCUUCUGGUCCAGUCAGAUGGCAGGAAGCGUAUGCUAGUCAUCAAGAAGGCAGCCAAAAGCGAUAUGGGAGCCUUCACCUGCGAUUGUGGCACUGACAAAACCACAGCCCAGCUCAACAUUGAAGAGCGCGACAUCAAGGUCAUGCGCCCGCUGUACAGCGUGGAAGUGAACGAGACGGAGACGGCCAAGUUUGAAACCGAGAUAUCCGAGGAGGACCUUCAUGCCACCUGGAAGCUGAAGGGGGAGACCCUCCAUUCCUCUCCUGAUGUGGAGAUCAAGGUUGAAGGAGUGAAACACACAUUGAUUUUGUUCAACUGCCGCAAAGACAUGGCCGGAACUGUGGAGUUCUCGGCAGCCAACGCCAAGUCUUCGGCUCAGCUCAGGGUCAAAGCCCGGGUGAUCAGCCUGACGCGGCCUCUUACGGACGUGACUGUGACCGCCGGGGAGACCGCCACCUUCGAAGGCGAGCUGUCGUACAAAGACAUCCCUGUUGAGUGGUUCCUGGAGGGUACCAAGCUCGAGUCUAGUGACAGAGUGGUGCUCAAGUCAGAGGGUAAGAUUCACAGCAUGACUCUGCGAGACGUCCAGCUGAACGAAGCCGGAAAAGUUCGACUGACCACCAAGGACAUCAAGACCGAAGCCAAACUCAUUGUGAAAGAACCACCUGUGGAGUUCACCAAACCUCUGGAGGACCAGACAGUGGAAGAGGAAGCCACCGCCACGCUGGAAUGUGAGGUGUCCAAACAGGACGCAGAGGUGCAAUGGUUCAAAGACGGACAGGAGAUCCACAAGAGCAAGAAGUACGAGAUGAUCGUAGACGGCCACAAGAGGGCGCUGAUCAUCCACGGCUGCACUCUGGAUGACUCGAGAACAUAUUCCUGUGACGCAAAACACUUCAAAACUUCCUGCUUCCUUAAUGUUGAACCUCCACAUGUCGAGUUCUCCAAGCCGCUCCAUGAUGUUGAGGUGCGAGAGAAGGAAUCCGCCAGGUUUGAGUGCGAACUGUCCAGAGAAAAUGUUAAGGUGCGCUGGUGCAAGGAUGGAAGUGAGAUCAGAAAAGGGAAGAAGUACGAAAUUAUAGCUCAGGGACGCCGACACAUCCUUGUUGUCCACAAGUCGGUGUUUGACGACGAGGCUGACUAUGAAUGUGAUGCAAAGAUCUGCAAGUCCUCUGGAAUGCUCACUGUUAUCGAGGAGGAGGCCCGGUUCACCAAGAACUUGUCCAAUGUGGAGGGAACCGAGACAGACAGCGUGAAGUUUAUCUGCGAGGUCUCCAAACCCGACGCUGAUGUCACCUGGUACAAAGGGGACCAAGAGCUGCCGGAAGGCGGCCGCUACGAGCAGAUCGUCGACGGGAAGAGGCGUAUCCUCCUCAUUCAAGACUUGAAGAUGGCCGAUGCCGGAGAGUACAACUGCCGGUUGAGUCCAAUCAUCAAAACGUCUGGAAAUCUUAAGAUUAAUGAACUGGCAGCCGAGUUCAUCUCCAGACCUCGCAGCGUAGAGGUGGUGGAGGGCGAAAAGGCAGAGUUCACCUGCACUGUUUCUAAAGAAUCCUAUGAGGUCAAAUGGCUGAAAGACAACAAGGAGCUGGAGGAUGGAAACAAGUACCAGAUGAUCCGCGACGGAAAGAGGCGGACUCUUGUCAUCAAUAACUGCGAGCCCAAAGAUGAGUGCAAAUAUGCGGUGAUGAUCGGACCAACCAGAGCCACAGCUGACCUAACUGUGCUCGAGAAAUUGAGGAUCAUCACACCAUUGAAGGACACGGAGGCCAGCGAAGGCGAGGAAGUGGUCCUGAACUGCGAGGUGAACAACGAGGGAGCAAAGGCCAAGUGGUCAAAGAAUGAAGAGACUAUCUUUGAGAGCAGCAAGUAUGUGAUGGUCCAGCGAUACAACGUCUUCUCACUGAGGAUCAGAGACGCACAGAAGGGCGAUGAAGCCAAGUAUGGCAUCCACCUGACCAAUCAGCGAGGAGAGCAUGCCAAGAGCUCCUGCAGCCUCACAGUCGAAGAGGAGAGAUUGCGGAUUGUGGUUCCUCCCGAAGACAUCGACACUCAGGAGAAGAAGAUGGUCAGCUUCACCUGUAAGGUCAACCGGCCCAACGCCACUCUCAAGUGGAUCAAGGACGGUGAGGAGAUGGUCUUCGACAAACGCAUCGUCUACAGAGUCGAUAAAGUCAAGCACACGCUGACCAUCAAGGACUGCACGCUGGCCGACGAGGGCGAGUACACCGUCGUGGCUGGCGAUGACAAGUCCACGGCCGAGCUGAUUAUCAGCGAGGCGCCAACAGACUUCGCCAUGCAUCUGAAGGACCAGACUAUCACCGAGUUUGAGGACGCAGAGUUCACAUGCAAGCUGACGAAAGAGAAGGCCGAUGUCAAGUGGUACAGGAAUGGACGUGAGAUCCGAGAAGGACCAAGAUACACAUUUGAAAAGGAUGGAAAGUUCUGCACCUUGCGCAUUAAAGAAUGCCGACCUGACGACGAGUGCGAGUACGCAUGUGGCGUGGAUGAGAAGAGAUCCCGGGCAAGGCUCUUUGUUGAAGAGAUCCCAGUGGAGAUCAUCAGGCCACCGCAAGACGCGUUCCCACCUCCUGGCUCUGAUGUAGUGUUUGAGGUGGAACUCAACAAGGACAGAGUGGAGGUGAAAUGGUUGCGGAACAAUAUGACAGUCGUCCAGGGAGACAAAUACCAGAUGAUGAGUGAAGGUAAAGUCCACAGACUGCAGGUCUGUGAGAUCCGUCCUCGAGAUCAGGGCGAGUACAGAGUCGUCGUCAAGGACAAAGACGCCAAGGCCAGGCUGGAGAUGGCAGCGGCGCCCCAGAUAAAGACCACCGACCAAAACUAUGUCACAGAUGUCGGGAAGUCUCUUGUCAUGGCAGUUCCCUACAGCGCUUACCCACAAGCUAAGGCCGACUGGCUGUACGACAAUUUAAGUCUUUCCCAGGAGAAUGUCUACACAUCUUCCGACUGCACAGAGUACCGUCUGAAGGACCCUAGAAAAUCUGACGAGGGUCGUUACAAAGUCAUUAUUACGAACAAACAUGGAGAGGGUGAAGCCUUUAUCAACCUGGACGUCAUUGAUGUUCCAGGGCCUGUGAAGAACCUGCAGGUGGUCGACACAGCUGACGGUGAGGUCAGUUUGGCCUGGGAGGAACCGGAGAACGACGGAGGAAGCAAAGUCAUUGGUUAUGUGGUGGAGAGACGAGACGUGAAACGCAAGACUUGGACGUUGGCCACUGAGCACGCUGAGAGUCCUGAAUACACUGUGACAGGGCUCCAGAAGGAUUCAAUGUACCUGUUUAGAGUCUGUGCUCGAAACCGUGUUGGCACUGGACCUAAUGUAGAGACAGACAAACCUGUCCAGGCCAAAAACCUAUUUGAUGUUCCUGACCCUCCCCUUAACGUGACUGUCGGGAAUGUCUCCAAAUUUGGUUGUACUGUAUCUUGGGAGCCACCUGCGUCAGAUGGCGGUUCUCCCAUUACCUCUUACAUCAUUGAGCUACGUGACAGGACCUCUGUCAAGUGGUCACCUGUCCAGAUGACAAAAACUGAUGAGCUCAGCGCCGUCAUCAAUGAUGUCAUUGAGAACAAAGAAUACAUCUUUAGAGUGAGGGCUCAGAACAAAGCCGGGGUAGGAAAGCCCAGUGCAGCUUCUACCCCCGUGAAGAUCAUGGAUGCCAUUGAGCCGCCUAGUCCCCCCCAGAACCUGGUCUAUCAGGACCAGAGCAAGAAUUCUGUGCAGCUCAGCUGGGAGACACCGCUGAGAAAUGGUGGAAGCAUGAUCACAGGAUACAUCAUUGAACGCUGUGAGGACGGAACUGAUAAGUGGGUCCGCUGCAACGCUCGCCUGUGCCCUGACCUCUUCUACAAGGUUUCCGGUCUCAAAUAUGGAACAAAAUACAACUACAGAGUAUUCGCUGAAAAUGCAGCUGGAAUCUCAGAUCCAUCCAACAUCAUUGGACCUCUGCUGGCCGACGACCCACACACCGCUCCGACUCUUGACCUGAGCGCAUUCAAAGACGGCCUUGAGGUUAUUGUUCCACAACCUCUCACAAUUAGAGUCCCUACCACUGGCUAUCCUACCCCAGUCGCCAAGUGGACGUUCGGCGAGAAGGAGCUGACUAGCACAGAUGAACGUGUCACUCUGACGACCAGGCCCACAUUUGCAGAGUUAGUCGUCACACCAAGUGUUCGGCCAGACAAAGGCAUCUACACCCUGCAGCUGGAAAAUGAUGUUGCAUCUGUCUCUGGCGAGAUUGAAGUCAACGUCAUUGCUGCACCCAGUGCACCCAAGGACUUUAAGGCACUGGAAGUGACUCGUAAUCAUGUUCACCUGGCCUGGGAAGCUCCAGAGCAUGACGGAGGAAGUCCACUGACAGGCUACCAGGUUGAAAAACGAGAGGUGUCCCGCAAGACGUGGGUCAAGGUGGCCACAGGUAUCCAGGAUCAAGAGAUGACUGUCACUGACGUGGUUGAAGGGAAGGAGUAUCUGUUCAAGGUCACAGCCUGCAACAAGUGUGGACCGGGAGAACCUGCAUACAUUGAUGAUCCCAUCAAUGUAUCCUCUCCUGCCACCAUCCCUGACCCUCCGGAGAAUCUGAGAUGGAGAGACAAGUCAGGCAGCAGCAUCUUCCUGACCUGGGAGCCUCCAAAGUAUGACGGCGGCAGUGGCAUCCGUGGCUACAAUGUUGAACGUUGCGAAAGAGGAAGUGAUAGGUGGGAGCCCUGCGGCGACCUGGUCCCUGAACUGAAGUUACAAGUGACUGGUCUGAUUGAGGGCCAGUGGUACUCAUACAGAGUCCGAGCCUUAAACCGCCUCGGAGCCAGUCGGCCCUGCAAGGCCACAGAUGAAAUCCAGGCUGUAGAUGCCAAAGAGCCACCAGAGAUCCUACUGGACGUCAAGCUACUUGCUGGUCUGACUGCUAAAGCUGGUAGCAAGAUUGAACUGCCCGCUGAGGUGAAGGGAAAACCUGAGCCCCGGGUGAAGUGGACCAAGGCCGACCUGGUUCUCAAAGCAGAUGAUAGAGUCACCAUCGACACCAAACCAGGACACUCCACCGUCACCAUCUCCAAGACCAAACGAGAUGACAGCUCCACCUACAUCAUUGAGGCUACAAACAGCUGUGGUCGCGCUACUGCUACUGUUGACGUUAACAUCCUUGAUAAGCCUGGUCCCCCAGCUGCCUUUGACAUCUCUGAAAUUACCAAUGAGUCCUGUUUCCUGGCCUGGAACCCGCCACGUGAUGACGGUGGCUCCAAAGUCACCAACUAUAUAGUCGAGCGACGUGCUGCAGACAGUGAAAUCUGGCACAGGCUCUCCUCCACUGUCAAACCAACAACCUACAGAGCAGUGGGUUUGACCAAGUUCAAGGAGUACAUAUUCAGGGUCUUUGCUGAGAACCAGUUUGGCGUGGGUCUACCAGCAGAACAUCCAUCCAUCAUUGCAAGAUAUCCCUUCGACACCCCUGGACCCCCCUACAAGUUGGAGCCCUCUGACAUUACUAAGGACUCAGUGAGUCUAAGCUGGUACGAGCCUGACGAGGAUGGAGGCAGCCCAAUCACAGGGUACUGGGUGGAGCGAUAUGAACCUGACCACGACAGGUGGAUCCGAUGCAAUAAGCUGCCUAUUAAAGACACCAACUACAGAGUCAAAGGUCUUCCCACCAGGAAGAAGUACAAGUUCAGAGUCCUCGCUGAAAAUCUGGCUGGAACUGGAAAGCCAAGCAAGGAAACUGAACCAAUCCUUGUGAAAGAUCCGAUAGAUCCUCCAUGGCCUCCUGGUAAACCCACAGUGAAAGACGUGGCAAAGACUUCUUGCUUCCUGAUGUGGACCAAGCCAGAGCAUGACGGAGGAGCAAAGAUUGAUGGCUAUGUCAUUGAGAUGCUCAAAAGCGGCACAACAGAUUGGAUUCGUGUGGCAGAGAAUGUCAGCACGACCGAGCACUUCUUGAAGGACCUGAUGGAGAAGCAGGAGUACUCGUUCAGGGUGCGUGCGGUCAAUGUGGCUGGGGAGAGUGAACCCAGCGAGCCCAGCGAUCCCAUUCUCUGCAAGGAAAGACUCAACCCACCUUCAGCACCUCGCUGGCUUGAGGUCAUUAGCAUUAGCAGGAACAGCGCUGACUUGAAAUGGACAAUUCCCGAGCGUAAUGGCGGCUCGCCCAUCACCAACUAUGUGGUGGAGAAACGGGACGUCCGGCGUAAAGGCUGGCAGACUGUGGACACCACUGUCAAGGAGCUGAAGUCCACCGUGACCCCGCUAAGUGAAGGCUCUCUAUACGUGUUCCGUGUCGCAGCUGAGAACGCUGUCGGUGUCGGCCCAUUCUGCGAGUUGGAGGAUUCUGUGCUGGCUAAGGACACUUUCACGACUCCCGGGCCACCAUAUGCCCUCGCCGUUAAUGCUGUGACCAAAAGAUACGUGGACCUGCAGUGGGAGGCACCUAAAAACGAUGGUGGCCGACCAAUCCUCAGGUAUUCUCUCGAGAAGAAGGAAAAGCUUGGAACUCGCUGGGUAAAGUGUGGAAAGACUUCUGGGCCCGACUGCAAGUACAGAGUGACGGACAUCAUAGAGGGAACCGAAGUUCAGUUCCAGGUCCGCGCCGAAAACGAGGCCGGAGUCGGACAUCCAAGUGAACCCACAGAGAUCCUAACUAUUGACGACCCAACAGGAGUCCCGUCUCCUCCCGUUGACCUACAUGUCACUGCGGCCAGCAGGACCUUCCUGGCCAUUGGCUGGAAGCCUCCACAGAGGGACGGUGGCUCCCCCAUCACUGGCUACCACAUUGAGAUGUGUGAAGCCGGAACAGAGAAAUGGAUGAGAGUUAACUCUCGUCCUGUUAAGGAGCUUAAGUACACAGUGGAAGAAGGAAUUGUUCCCGAGAAGGAAUAUAUCUUGCGAGUGAGAGCAAUAAAUGCUGUGGGAGUGAGCGAUCCCUCCGAUAUUUCAGAGAACGUUUUUGCCAAAGAUUCCGACUGCAACCCAACAAUAGACUUUCAGACUCUUGACCUGGUUGUGGUUGAGACAGAGAAGCUGCACAUCCCAGUUCCUUUCAAAGCUGUCCCCUCGCCCAAAAUCACUUGGCACAAAGAUGGUAAAGAGCUUAAGGUCGACCAUCGUCUUGGCUUAAGGAAAGAGUAUACUUCCUGUCACCUUGAAAUCGAUAGCAGUCUUCAUGCGGACGCAGGCCAAUACAAAGUGACUCUAGAGAAUAAACUAGGAGCUGCCAGCGGCACCAUCAACGUCAAAGUCAUCGGUCUUCCGGGCCCAUGUAAGGAAAUUGUGGCCUCUGAGAUCACCAAAAACUCCUGCAAGGUCUCCUGGGAUCCUCCUGACUAUGACGGUGGGACCUCCAUUCUUCACUACGUCCUGCAGCGGCGUGAGGCUGGCAGAAGGACAUAUGUCAACAUGAUGUCCGGAGAGAACAAGGUGAGCUGGACUGUCAAAGACCUCAUCCCCAAUGGAGAGUACUAUUUCAGGGUCCAGGCCAUAAACAAGAUUGGAGGAGGAGAGUUUAUUGAGCUACGCAACCCCGUCAUUGCUGAAGAUCAGAAACAUCCCCCUGACCCGCCGGUGGAUGUGGAGACCCACAAUCCCACAUCAAGCACCAUAACGCUGACCUGGAAGCCUCCCAUGUACGACGGAGGUUCUAAGAUUAUGGGUUAUAUCCUGGAGCGACAGAAGAAGGGUGAGGACAAAUGGGAGAGGUGCAAUGACUUCCUGGUUCCGGUACUUUCCUACACCGUCCGAGGGCUGACAGAGGGCAAGAACUACGCCUUCAGAGUCAAAGCUGAAAAUGCAGCCGGCGUCAGCGAGCCAUCACGCAGCACCCUGUUUGUCAAGGCCUCGGAGGCUUUUGAUGCUCCCAAAGUGUUCCUCAGCGGCAGUCUGCAAUCUGGCCUCUGCGUGAAGCGAGGCUGUGAAAUCAUCUUGGACGCCAACAUUUCCGGCUCACCGUACCCUGAGAUCACCUGGUACUGGAACAACCAGGUUAUCCGACCCGAGCCACCGCGCAAGAGGACAGUGAAACCACUGAGGAAGAAGAAAGGAGAAGAGAAGAAGGAGGAUGUUGUUGAACCCGAGAUGGAAGAGUCAGACUCCUCAACUCUUUGCGAGCGUCUAUCCAUCAACAACAGCAGGAGAGGCGUGUCCUCUGUGGUUGUCAGUGACUCAAUCCGUCCUGACCACGGCGUCUACAUGGUGAAGGUGGAGAACGACCACGGCAUCGCUUCAGCCACCUGCGAUGUCAACAUCCUUGACACCCCUGGACCUCCACUCAACUUCCAGUUUGAAGAGGUGAGGAAUAACUCAGUGAUCUGCAAGUGGGAUCCCCCUCUGGAUAACGGCGGCAGUGAGAUCCUCAACUACGUGCUGGAGAAGAAGGACAACUCCAAGUUGGAGCUUGGAUACAGUUGCGUCACUUCAACGCUGAGAGGAUGUCGCUAUCUUGUGCCCAAACUUAUUGAGAAGAAAGAGUACAUCUUCAGAGUUGUAGCCGAGAACAAGUAUGGAGCUGGUCCACCCUGUAUUUCCAAACCUCUUGUUGCCAAGAAUCCCUUCGAACCACCAGAGGCUCCUGAAAAGCCACAGGUAGAUGAUAUUACAGCCAACAGUAUGCUGGUCACCUGGAACGAGCCAAAUGACAACGGCAGCCCCAUUCUGGGAUACUGGGUGGAGCGACGUGAGAUCAACAGCUCUCGCUGGACUCGCGUCAAUAGAAACAUUGUGCCUGCCACCAAGCUGAAUGUGGAAGGACUCAUCGAAGGCCUGACUUAUAUCUUCAGAGUGGCAGCCGAAAACCAGGCGGGGCCUGGAAAGUUCAGUGUUCCUUCAGAUCCUAAGACUGCCCAUGCCCGAAUUUUACCUCCCGGGCCACCAGUUCCCCGAGUGGUUGCAACGACGGACCACUCUAUCGAUGUUGAAUGGGAUGUGCCUGCCGACGAUGGAGGAGGAGAGAUCCUGGGAUAUCACGUGGAUAAGGCUAUGGCUGGUAGCAAAGACUGGUCCAGGGCUACAGAACGUCCAUGGAAGACUCGUGCAUUUACCGUGUAUGGAGUCCGUGAGGGAGCCAAGUACCUCGUCAGAGUCAUUGCCUGCAAUGCUGCUGGGGAGGGAACACCAGGUUUCACAGAGUCAGUGUUUGUGAGGAAUCCUGCAGAGAUGCCUGUGAUCGAGCUAGACAUUAAAGUCAAGAACGGUGUGGUCAUUAAAGCUGGUGAGACUCUUCGAGUUCCGGCCACAGUCACCGGUAAACCCUACCCGACCAUCACUUGGACAGUGGAUGAUGCCAAACCAAACAAAGAUCGUGUGGAGAUCCUCACAGAAGGCAAUGACAGCAUUGUUUUAAUUAAAAACGCUCAGAGGAAAGACUGCGGAAAAUACCAGAUAACUGCAUGUAACCCCAGCGGCAUCAAGUCUGCCUCCACUCGGGUAGAUGUCAUGGAUGUUCCUGGACCUGUCACAGAACUAAAGCCAGUGGUUGUCACCCGUAAAAUGAUAUUCCUGAACUGGGAUGACCCCGUGGAUGAUGGUGGAAGUGACCUGACUGGCUUCCUUGUGGAGCGCAAAGAUGCCAAAAUGCACACAUGGAGGCAACCUGUUGAAACUGCUUCUUCCAAGUGUGAAUGUGUCGGCAUCAUGGAGGGACAGGAUUACAUGUUCCGUGUCAUUGCCAGGAAUAAGUAUGGCCUGGGCCCACCUGUUGAGCUGGGACCCCUCAAGGCUGUGGAUCCACUAGGACCACCAUCAUAUCCUGAGAAGUUCCACUACACAGAUCGCACAAAGAACUCAAUCACCCUGGCCUGGAAGCCACCUCGCAAUGACGGAGGCAGUCCUGUUAUUGGGUAUUUUGUGGAGAAGAAGCGACAAGAUCAGACAGCCUUCGAGCCCUGUAACACAGAGAUCUGCCCUAACAUGACCAUGACUGUGGAGGGCUUAGAUGAGGAUUGGAUGUACGAGUUCAGGAUUAAGUGCGCUAACCUUAUUGGAGAAAGCGAGCCUUCUAUUCCACUGACCGUGGUCAUUCAAGAUGAUGAAGUGGCUCCUGAGAUCCACAUGCUGAAGAUAUUCAAAGGCGACCGCAUCACUGUGAAAAAGGGCGAACCCAUCGAGAUCCCAGCUGACAUCAUUGGCCUUCCCAUUCCUAAAGUAGAGUGGUCCAAAGAUGAUGUGGUUAUUGCGAAGCCAACAGAAAGCCUGCUGAUGGACACAGAGGUGACCGGCAGGAUGAACUGCAAGUCAACUUUGUCCAUCCCUGCAGCCAACCGGAAGGAUCAUGGCAGCUACACCAUAUGUGCCUCCAACAACAUGGGCUCAGCCAAGCACACAACCUCUGUCAUGGUGCUAGACCGGCCCCUUCCUCCCAGGAAUGUGACUGUGUCGGACAUCAAGGCAGAGUCCUGCUACCUCCAGUGGGAUGCGCCCUUGGAUGAUGGUGGCAGCGAGCUGACUAACUAUAUCGUUGAGAAGAGGGAUAUGUCACCAGAGGAAGGAAAGGAAGAAGAACCAAAAUGGGUGGAGGUUACCAACACCAUUGUUGACAGAAAAUAUCGGGUGUGGAACCUGGAAACCAACAAAGCCUACCUGUUCCGCGUAAGAGCCGAGAACCGCUAUGGCAAGUCUGACCCCUGCACAACGGAGGAAGUUCAGAUCACAGACCCUUUCGGCCUCCCAGGCCCACCAGAGAAACCGGCCAUCACUGAGUAUUCAAGGACCUCUAUGACCCUAACCUGGGAGCCACCACUAGAUAACGGCGGCUCCAUGAUCAUCGGCUACUGGUUGGAAAAGAGGGACAGAGGCUCUGCCUACUGGGCCAAAGUUAAUAAGAUGCCAGUUACCAAAAGGGGAAUGAAAGGCUGGGAGUACCAGGUGACUCGCCUGAUUGAAGGAAAUGAGUAUGAGUUCAGAGUCGCUGCCUUCAACUCAGCGGGAACUGGACCAUUCAGUGGACCAUCUGAUCCAGCUUUUGCUGUUGACCCUCUAACACCUCCCAGCAUGCCUGCGGCUCCUUUGGUGGUCGACAAGACAACACACAACGUUAUGUUGUCUUGGAAGCCACCGGAGAAGGACGGUGGAAGCCCCAUUAAGGGCUAUAUCAUCCAGAUCCAGGAUGAGGGCAAAUCAGAUUGGGUGAGGGUGAACGAUCCCGACCACCUGCAUCCCACCACUGAGUUCACCGUGCCCAGUCUCCGUGAGCUGAAACGCUACCGCUUCAGAAUCAUCGCAGUCAACGCCAUUGGCGAAUCAGACCCCAGCCCCAGCACCAGCGAGGUCUUGAUUGAAGAUGUCCAGCUCCCACCUUCCAUAAGCAUUGACCUUGUGGUGGAUGACCUGCUGUAUAUCCGUGCUGGAGAUCCAAUCAGGAUCCCUGCCAUCAUAAAGGGACGUCCUACACCGAAGGUGACAUGGGACUUUGAUGGCAAAGCCAAAACUCACAAGAAGAAAAAACUGCACACACUUCCAGUGGACUCUGAGGUUGAGUCUACAGACACCACAUCCACUGUGACCAUCCCUGUCAGUCUUAGAAGCCACUCUGGACGCUACACCAUUACCGCAAAGAACAAGUCUGGACAGAAACAUGUCAACGUCCGAGUCAACGUCCUCGAUGUUCCCGGACCUCCAAAAGAGCUGAGGGUGACGGACAUCACUCGUUCAACCAUGAGGUUGAUCUGGAAACUGCCUGACAAUGACGGAGGAGAAAGGAUCAAGAGCUAUUUCAUUGAGAAAAAAUGUGUCACUGACAAAGCCUGGACUAAGGUAAAUGCCGCCUGCGCCAGUCAAGCCUUCGUGGUGCCUGGCCUGCUGGAAGGACAGAACUACCUGUUCAGAGUGCGAGCCGAGAACCGGCUGGGAUUCGGUCCAUUUGCCAUCACCACGGACCCUGCUCAGGCCAGGGACCCAAUCUAUCCACCAGACCCCCCUAUACACGUGAAGGUCAAUCUGGUGACAAAGAACACAGUCACUCUGAGCUGGGAACCUCCCAAAAAUGAUGGGGGCUCUCCUGUGAAGCAUUACAUCAUUGAGCGUUUGAGCUGGGACACCAGCGGCAAAGAGAAGGAGACGUGGAAGCAGUGCAACAAGAGAGAUGUUGAGGAGCUUACGUUUGUAGUGGAGGACUUGAAAGAGGGAGGAGAGUACGAGUUCAGAGUGAAAGCUGUGAAUGCUGCCGGACCAAGUAGACCCUCUGCCACCGCCGGACCAUUGUUCAUUAGGGAUCAGACAUGCGCUCCCACCAUCGAGCUGCGCGAGGUCAUGGAGAGCGAGGAAGGUUGUGAUAUCAGCAUUGUUGCCAAGGUGAGCGGUUGUCCGUUCCCCGCGCUCACCUGGCACAAAGCCGGUCAGUCCAAACCAGAGGAGAAGGCCGCCAUCCAUUAUGACCAGCACAUCAACAAACUGGUCAGCCAGGAAAAGUGCACCCUGCUGAUCCAGCAGGCCAUCAGGGAGGACACCGCCCUUUACAGCCUGACAGCCAGCAACAGCCUGGGCACGGUCACAAAGGACCUGAAGCUUUUUGUGUUUGGACCUCCGGGCCCCCCCGAAGGACCAAUCAAGUUCACUGAGGUGUUCGCAGAGAGGAUUGGGCUGUCCUGGAACCCGCCCAAAGAUGACGGUGGCUCCAAAAUCACCAAUUAUGUUGUUGAGAAGCGCGAGGAGAACCGGAAAUCUUGGGUUCACAUCUCAAACGACCCAAAGGAGUGUGCGUACCUGGUCACCCGCCUGACUGAGAACCACGAGUACGAGUUUAGAGUAAUGGCACAGAACAAGUUUGGUGUCGGGCCGCCGUUGGUGAGCGAGCCAGAGAAGGCCAGAAACCUCUUCACGGUUCCUGGUCAGUGUGAGAAGCCCACAGUGACCAACGUCUGCUUGGAGUCUAUGACAGUGAACUGGGAGGAGCCUGAGUACGAUGGCGGCUCCCCUAUCACAGGCUACUUCAUUGAAAAGAAGGAGACCACCAGUAAGCGUUGGGUCCGCGUCAGCCGCGAGCUGAUACGGGCGCUGCCACUUGGCAACAACUGGGAUGUCACAGGCCUGCUUGAGGGUGCCAUGUACCAGUUCAGAGUCACGGCUGUCAAUGCUGCAGGCUCCGGCCCACCCAGUGUGCCCUCCGAUCCCAUGCUCUGCAGAGACGCCAUUAAGCCUCCCGGGCCUCCGACUCCUAAGGUGAUAGACUGGACCAGGUCGUCGGUCGAAUUAGAAUGGAUCCCUCCAACAGUGGAUGGAGGUUCAAAAGUCACAGGCUACAUUGUGGAAUUCAAGGAGGUGAACAAGGAGGAGGAGGAAAAGAAAGCCAAAGAUACAGAGAUUAGAGGGACCAAGUUUGUGGUGGCUGGCCUCAAAGAAGGAGGUCUAUACCGCUUCAGAGUUCGAGCCGUAAAUGCGGCCGGUGUUGGCGAUCCAGGACUUGUGUCCGAGCUGAUCGAAGUGAAAGAUAGGACAAUUGCACCUGAGAUGGACCUGGAUGCCUCUGUGAAAGAGAAGAUUGUUGUCCACGCUGGCGGAACAAUCCGAAUCAUUGCCUAUGUGUCCGGCAAACCAGCUCCAGUGAUCAGCUGGUGCCGAGAUGACGCUGAGGUGCCCAAAGAAGCCAAGGUGGAGACAACAGGUAUCUCCAACUCUCUGGUCAUUAAGAACUGCAGGCGCCAGCAUCAGGGCAUCUACACGCUUUGCGCAAAGAACGAGGGCGGUGAAAGGAGGAAAGCCGUGAUUGUGGAGGUCUUGGAUGUCCCUGGACCAGUCGGUCUCCCCUUUGCUGGUGAGAACCUGACCAAUGACUCCUGCAAGCUGACUUGGUACACUCCUGAAGAUGAUGGCGGCUCCGCCAUCACCAACUACAUCAUCGAGAAGAGGGAGUCAGACCGCAUGGGUUGGACCUCUGUGUCCUACACGGUGACCAGGAACAACGCCGUGGUGCAGGGACUGCUCGACGGUAAAGGCUAUUUCUUCAGGAUUGCUGCUGAGAACAUCAUCGGAAUGGGACCUUUCAUCGAGACGGAUAGAGUGGUGCUUAUCAAAGAUCCCAUCUCCGUACCAGAGCGUCCAGAAGACCUGAUAGUCACCGCCGUCACUAAGGACUCAAUCUCUGUUGCCUGGAGGCCACCAAAGUACGAUGGUGGUGCGGAGGUUACAGAGUAUGUCCUUGAAUCGCGCAUGAUUGGCAGAGACAACUUCACUCGUGUUGGCGGUAAAGACAAGCUAAUGGACAAAAAGUUCACACUGACUGGACUGAAGGAAGGCUCAAGUCACGAGUUCAGAGUGUCUGCUGUCAACCAAGUGGGAAAAGGCAAACCUUCCUUUGCCACCAAACCCGUCCAGUGCAAAGACGAGCUUGAACCACCAUCUUUGGACCUGGACUUCAGAGACAAGAUGCUGGUGAAGGUGGGAGACAGUUGUACACUGUCGGGACGCUACAGCGGCAAACCGGUGCCAACUAUCACAUGGACAAAGAAUGACGAGGAGCUGAAGGCUGACGAGGACAUCAGCAUCCACAGCACCAGCCGUCACCUCAGUCUCAACAUCAUCAAGGCCAGACGGGACCACAGCGGACGCUACUGCGUCAGCGUGGAAAAUGCAGCUGGAACUCGCACCGGAAUCUGUGCUAUCACUGUGGUCGACGCUCCUCAACCUCCUGAGGGCCCCGUGGUGUUUGACGAGGUCUACAGGGACCACAUGGUCAUUUCCUGGAAGCCACCUCUGGACGACGGAGGCUGUGCCAUCUCCAACUACAUCAUUGAGAAGAGAGACACAAACAGAGAUCUGUGGAUGCCCGUGACUUCAUCUUGCACCAGGACAACCUGCAAGGUGCCAAAAAUGAUUGAGGGUCGCGAAUACAUCAUUAGGAUAAUGGCUCAGAACAUCUACGGCAUUAGCAAACCACUGCUGUCUGCAGAGACAAGGGCCAAAGACAUUUUCAAGGUGCCUGAUGCGCCCAGACAGCCCACGGUGAAGGAGGUGUACCAUGACUGUGCCCUCAUUAGUUGGGAGCCUCCUGCUGAUGGAGGAAAGCCAAUCACAGGAUACAUUGUGGAGAGGAAAGAGACAAUGGCCAACAGAUGGGUUCGUUGCAACACAGAGAGGAUCCAUCCCAAGGUGGAAUACCUGGUGACGGACCUACUUAAGGGCUGUGAGUACGAGUUCAGAGUCAGCGCUGAGAACAUCAUAGGCGUCGGAGACCCAAGCCCACCCUCUAAGCCCGUCUUUGCUAAAGACCCCAUCGUCAAGCCCAGCCCUCCACUAAACCCGAAGGCCGUGGACCACACCAAGGAGUCAGUGAGUCUUUCUUGGCAGCCACCCGCUGACACUGGCAGAGGGAAGAUCUUAGGCUACCUCCUUGAGUCUCAGAAGGCUGGAGAUGAGGAGUGGCACAAGGUGAACCAGACUCCAGAUUCUUGCCAACAGACUAAGUUUAAGGUGAUCAACCUGGAAGAGGGAUCUCUGUACCGCUUCAGAGUUAUGGCUGUCAACGCUGCUGGGGAGUCUGACCCUGCUAAUAUAAAAGAACCAGUCAGGGUGAAGGACAGACUCGAGCCUCCAGAGUUGAUUCUGGAUGCUGGAAUGACUCGGGAAGUCAAGGCUGUGGCUGGCACACACAUCUCUCUGAUGGCUACCAUCAAAGGCAUCCCCUUCCCCACUGUCCUGUGGAAGAAGAACGAUGCUGAGGUGCCGACAAGGGCGGACAUUGAGACCAAUCAAGACGGCACCAAGCUGGAAAUGAGGUUCUGUAACCGUGGUGACUGUGGAGACUACACACUCACUGUCGAAAACCCUGCUGGGUCUAAGACCGUCACCUGCACAGUGCUGGUGUUUGAUAAACCCGGUCCUAUUCAGCACCUUCGAGUGUCGGAUGUUAGGAGCGACUCAGCCCACUUGUCCUGGAAAGACCCGGAGGACAACGGAGGAACUCGCAUCACUAACUUUGUGGUGGAGAAGAAAGACUCACUCUCCAGUCAGUGGGUUCCUGUCUGCUCCACAUCCAAGAAGCGCAGCAUGAUGCUAAAGCACCUGAUGGAGGGAAUGUCCUACACAUUCCGAGUUGCCGCUGAGAAUCAAUACGGCCGUAGCGAAUACGUGGAGACGCCAAAGGCCAUCAAAGCGAUGAAUCCACUCUUCCCACCUGGUCCUCCCAAAGACCUGCAUCAUGCUGACGUGGAUAAGACAGAGGUGUGGCUGGUGUGGAAUUGGCCUGACCGAAACGGCGGAAGUGAGAUCACUGGCUUCCUGGUGGAGUAUCAAGUGGAAGGAGAGAAGGAAUGGUGCGAGUGGAAGACUGUCAGCAUCCCAGAGAGUCAUGUUACAGGCUUAGAGGAAGGAAAGACCUAUCGCUUCCGAGUAAGAGCAGAGAAUGCCAUAGGUCUCAGCAGACCUGACACCACUCUUCCUAUCCUUUGCCAAGAGAAGCUAGUGCCUCCAAUCGUUGAGGUUGAUGUCAAGCUGGCGGAGGGCAUUAUUGUUAAAGCCGGAACCACCAUCCGGCUGCCUGCUAUCAUGAGAGGAAUUCCAGUACCUACUGCCAAAUGGUCGAUUGAAGGAGAAGAGCUCACCAGUGGAGGCAAUACUAAGAUCGACACAGAUAACUUUUCCACCGUUCUCAGCAUCAACGAGUGCACUAGAAAUCACACGGGCACCUACCUGCUAACCGUUUCAAACCUUGCUGGGACUAAAACAGCGGCUCUUAAUGUCACUGUCCUGGAUGUUCCAGCUGCACCCAUUGGACCCGUCAACAUCCUGGAGGUCAAUCCAGAUUCCAUGAUGAUCGAGUGGCGUCCCCCUAAGGAUGAUGGCGGCAGCCCUGUCACCAACUACAUUGUAGAGAAGAGAGAUUCCAAUAAGGAAACCUGGGGAGGAGUUAGUUCAAGCAGCCUUGACACAAAGCUCAAUAUCACCCGCCUGCAGAAGGGUGUUGAGUAUGUUGUACGCAUUCGCGCUGAGAAUAAGAUGGGCAUCGGUGCUCCUCUUGAGAGCAAGCCCACUGUUGCAGAGCAUUCCUUCAUGCCGCCUAGUCCUCCUGGUAAGCCACAGCCACAUGAUGUGUCUGAGGACAGCGUUACACUUGGGUGGACCAUGCCCUUGUCUGAUGGUGGUAGUCAAAUCACUGGUUACAUCAUUGAGCGUAGACACAUAGGAGGAAAGUGGAUUCGUGUGAACAAGAUUCCUUGCAGAGACCUCAGAUACAAAGUUUUGGGCUUGUUUGUGGGAAAUGAGUAUGAGUUCAGAGUAUUUGCUGAGAAUAGCGCCGGCUACAGUGGCCCCUCUCCCAUCUCUGAUCCUUGCAAGCCCUGCAGGCAGAUCACUGUCCCAAGCCCUCCAGUCAAUCCUAAAGUUAAAGAUUACAGCAAGUCUACAGCAGACUUAGUAUGGACUAAACCCACCAAAGAUGGAGGCAGCCCAAUUUUGGGGUACACUGUGGAAAUGCAGAAGGCUGAUACUAAAGACUGGAAAAAAGUAAAUCUGGAUGACUUCAUCAAGCAUUGUGCAUACACAGUGAAGGAGCUGGAGGCGGGUCUCACUUACAGAUUCAGAGUUUAUGCCUCAAAUAUGAUUGGAGAUGGCGAGCCCAGAGAGAUUCCAGAGUCAGUCACUGCUAAAGACAUCCUUAUCCCUCCAGAGAUUGAAAUGGAUGCCACAUGUCGUGAGCGUGUCACUGUGCGUGCUGGACACAACAUUAACAUUAUUGGCUACAUUAAAGCCCGUCCUGACCCUGAAGUGCUAUGGUCAAAGGAUGAGACUGUUCUGGAGAACAGCAAGCGUACAACUAUCAUGCAGAACCUACCUGUGGUCAAACUAAGGAUUAAGGAGGCCACAAGAGCUGACCACGGCAAAUAUACUCUGAAAGCUUCAAAUGUGGGCGGAGAAGCCUCCUGUGACAUUACCGUCAAUGUGCUAGACAGGCCAAGCCACUGCCAAAAUCUCAACAUGACCUAUGUCACCAAGGACUCAUGCAUGAUCAACUGGGAUGCACCUAAAGACAACGGUGGAUCUGAGAUCACAAACUACAUUGUGGAGUGCCGAGAGCCGAGCAUCAGCAUGUGGUCAAUGAUAUCCUCACACUGCACCAAUCGCAAGAUCAAGACCAAGCUGAUGGAGGGCCACCAGUACCUUUUCCGUGUCUGUGCAGAAAACAAGAUGGGACCUGGACCCACUGUGGAGACCAAGGUCCCUCUGCUAGCCAUCGACCCCAUUGAGAAGCCAGGCGAGCCUGAGAACUUCAGGGCGACCGACAUUGGCAAGAACCAUGUUUAUCUACGAUGGAGAAGGCCUGAUUAUGAUGGUGGUAGCCCCAACCUCUCAUAUAACCUUGAAUACAAACCCAAAGAUGCGGAGGAAUGGGAAAAACUCAACACUAGCAUCCUAACUGACACAUUCUUUUUAGCGGACAAAUGUGUUGAAAACCAGACUUACUCUUUCAGGGUGCAGAGCAUCAAUGAAGGAGGGGAGAGUGGUUGGGUUAAACUUGCAGAUAUUUUGGUGCGAGAAGAGAUUCAGAAGCCAGUCCUUGACCUGAGACUGGCCGGCACACUGACGGUGAAGGCCGGAGAGUCUGUCAGGAUAGAGGCCGGCCUGAGAGGAAAACCUCAGCCGGAAGUCAAGUGGACAAAGGACAAAGCGGUUGGAGACAACCCCAGAAUCACCUACGAGACUGGUCCUGAUUACACCAAGUUCCUUUUGACCAAGUCAAAACGCACUGAUACUGGAAAAUACAUCGUCACUGCCACCAACUCUGCCGGAACAUUCAAUGCAUAUGCUCAUGUUAAUGUCCUGGACGUUCCUGGCCCUGUUAGGAACCUCAAAGUCACUGGUAUUGGAGCCGACAAGUGCAGAGUGGUUUGGGAUGCGCCAGAGGAUGAUGGAGGCUGUGAGGUUGACAGUUACAUCCUGGAAAAAUGUGAAACCAGGAGGAUGGUUUGGUCAACCUAUUCUGCAUCCGUAGUCACGCCAUACUGCAACGUCAUACGUCUUGUUGAGGGCAAUGAGUACAUCUUCAGAGUAAGGGCUGAGAACAAGAUGGGAACUGGCCCUUCAAUGGAGAGCAAACCUGUCACUGUCAAGACUCAGUUUAACAGACCUGGACCACCUGAUGCCCCAGAGGUUACAAAGGUGAGCAAAGAGGAGAUGACAGUGGUCUGGGCUCCACCUGAGAAUGAUGGAGGAAAGUCCAUCACCGGUUAUAUCCUGGAAAGAAAGGAAAAGAGGGCUGUGCGUUGGGUGCCAUGCACUAAGAGUCCCAUCUCUGAGAGACGCAUGAAAGUCACCAACUUGAUCCCCAACCAUGACUAUCAGUUCAGGGUCAAGGCUGAAAAUGAAGUUGGUCUAGGGGAUCCUAGUAAACCCUCCAGACCCGUCACAGCCAAAGAUCCAAUUGAACCUCCUGGCCCACCUGCAGGCCUAAAAGUGGCUGACAGCACAAAGACUUCUAUCACGCUUUCGUGGUCUAAACCUGUAUAUGAUGGGGGUGCCCCGAUCAUUGGCUACAGCCUGGACAUGAGACUGAAAAGUGAGGUGGACCCUGAAAAGCCCACAGAAGGCUGGAAGAGGAUUGACACACAUGGGCCACUCGUCCUCAAAGAGUUCACCAUUGGGCAGCUUGAUGAGAAACAGGAGUACGAGUUCAAAGUCUCUGCCAAAAAUCAGGUGGGCUGGGGACGUCAUGCCUACUUAAAGGAGGCCAUCUCCCCCAAAGAGAUCCUGGAGGCUCCCGAGAUUGACCUGGACGCAAGUUUGAGGAAAGGUCUUGCCGUAAGGGCUGGCUGUCCAAUAAGACUUUUUGCUGUUAUCAGAGGACGCCCCGCACCCAAGGUGACCUGGAAGCGUGUGGGCGUGGACAAUGUGGCUCGCAGAGGUCAUGUAGACCAAGUGGAUACCAUGUCUUUCCUGGUCAUCCCUGAAAGCACCAGAGAAGAUUCUGGAAAAUACUCACUGACUCUGUCCAACUCUGCUGGAGAGAAAGCUGUCUUUGUUCAUGUGAAAGUGCUCGAUACACCUGGUCCCGUUGGUGGUUUUGAUGCAACUGAUGUCACGAAAACAACAGCUCAGCUGUCCUGGUUGCCACCAGAGAAUGAUGGCGGAAGCCCCAUCCUCAACUAUAUUGUGGAAAAACGGGAAGUGGACAGGAAGACCUGGACCAAGUGCGUUGACAACCUAAAGAAGACCAGCUUCAAAGUGACCAACAUGUCACCUGGCAUUGAGUACUACUUCCGUGUGAUGGCGUGCAACACGUAUGGAAUUGGAGUUCCUCAGGAUUCUCCCAGGUCUUACUUGGCUGUGGACCCUAUCAGUGAGCCAGAUCCACCAAAGAAGAUGGAUGUUUUGGAUAUUACUAAGAACAGUGCCACACUUGGCUGGCUAAAGCCCCUCAGAGACGGAGGAGCCAAGAUUAACGGUUAUGUUGUGGACUACCAGGAGGAGGGUGCACCAGAGGGCAAGUGGACUCCGUAUUCAGUGGUCAAGGACUUAACUAUUGUGGUCGUUGGCCUAAAAGAAGGGAAGAAGUACAAGUUUAGGGUUGCUGCCCGGAACUCAGUUGGAGUCAGUCUUCCUCGGGAGGCUGAGGGUGUGUUUGAGGUCAAGGAGCAGCUCAUGGCUCCAAAGAUCAUAAUGCCUGACACUGUGACAGUCAGAGCAGGAUCUAAAAUGGUCAUUGAGGCCAUUGUGGCGGGUAAACCCGCUCCCUUUUGCAAGUGGAAGCAGGGCAGCGAAGACGUCUUGACUUCUGAUCGCCUUUCUGUCAUCAAGACACUUACAAAUUGCACACUUAUCAUUAAGAAUGUGACUAGGGCGGACAGUGGUUACUACAGCCUUUCAGCUGAAAACAGCACAGCCAAGAUCAACCAGAUCCUCAAAGUCAUUGUUAUGGACAUUCCAGGGCCUCCCGGAGCUCCUCUUGAAAUCACUGAGCAAGACAUUGAUGCCUGCACGUUGCUUUGGAACACUCCUCAAGAAGAUGGUGGAAGCCAUAUUACCAACUACAUUGUGGAAAGGUGUGACGUUAGCCAGGGUGACUGGGUCACCAUGUCCUCUUCCUGCACCAAAACCAGCUUCAAGGUAACCAAACUGACACCCGGCACAGAGUACAGCUUCCGGGUCCGUGCGGAAAACAGGUUUGGCAUCUCUGUGCCAAUCUACUCCGAGAGGAUGAUUGCCAGAUAUCCAUUUGAUCCUCCGAGUGAACCCAUACACCUGCAGGUAAACAAGAUCAAUAAGGACUCUGUCAUCCUUUCAUGGGAGCGUCCGAACAGCGAUGGAGGAAGCCCGAUUAUUGGGUACUACAUCGAAAAGAAGGAGAGGAACAGUCUACUCUGGGUCAGGGCUAAUGAGUCUGUGGUGAAAGCCACUCAGUACACCUGCGCCAGUCUAAUCGAAGGCCUGGAGUACACCUUCCGGGUGUCUGCCCUUAACAUAGCUGGACAGGGCAAACACAGCAAGCAGACUGACUUCAUCACCACCAGGACUGCUGUCGACCCUCCAGGUAAACCUGAGCCCAUGGAUGUGACUAAGAGCUCAGUCUCACUGGUGUGGACCCGGCCCGAGCAUGAUGGUGGCAGCAAACUGAUUGGCUACUUUGUGGAGUAUUGUAAGCUUCCAGAAGACAAGUGGACACGCUGCAACAGUAACUGCAUCAGCAUCCAGACAGAAAACUAUGUGGUGACUGGUCUGGAGGAGCAACAACAGUACCAAUUUAGAGUCAUCGCCAAAACUGCUGUUAACAUCAGCCUACCCUCAGAGCUGUCUGAUCCCAUCCCUGUCAUUGCAGAGAAUGUUCCUCCUCGUGUGGAACUGGGGGUCAACAUGAAGAACCUGAUUGUGGUUAAAGCCGGCGCGAACGUCUUCCUGGAUGCUGAGGUCUUUGGGAAGCCGUUGCCAAAGGUGAGCUGGAAGAUAGACGGAGUGCCUCUUGUACUGGCAGAGGGAAUGAAGAUGACCCAGAAGAAACACGUCCACUUCCUGGAGCUCUAUUCCGUGACCAGGAAGGAAUCUGGCGACUACUCUAUUGUUGCUGAGAACAUCAAUGGUAGCAAGUAUGCUACCAUUAAAGUUAAAGUGCUUGACAAACCAGGUCCUCCUGCUUCAGUGAAAACCAGCAAAGUGUUUGCAGACCGUGUCAAGUUGCGGUGGGAACCCCCACUGGCAGACGGCGGGUCCGAAAUCACAAACUACAUCAUCGAGAAGCGUGAAACCAGCAGGGCCAAUUGGGCGCAGGUCACCUCCAACAUUAGCGGACACAUCACCGACUGCUCAGUCGAGAAACUUAUUGAGGGACACGAGUACCAGUUCAGAGUCAGUGCUGAAAACCAGUACGGCGUGGGAGACGCUGUCAUGACUGACCCUGUCAUUGUCAAAAAUCCAUAUGAUGUUCCUGGCCCGUGCGAGCCGCCUGUCAUUACCAAUAUCACCAAGGACUCCAUGACUGUGAGCUGGAAGGCGCCAGCUAACGACGGUAGAGCAACCGUCCUCGGCUAUAUGGUAGAGAAGCGUGAGGCAACAGAGUUGACCUGGGCCAAGGUCAACCGUAAGCCCGUGAUUGACAGGACCAUUAAAGCAACUCAGCUAACUGAAGGCUCUGAGUAUGAGUUCAGAGUCAUUGCCAUUAACAAAGCUGGGCUGGGCAAACCAAGCGACGCAUCCAAAGCUGCUCUGGCCGUAGACCCCGUCUAUCCUCCAGGCCCACCUGCCUUCCCUAAGGUGGUAGAUUCUACAAAGAACUCCAUCAGCCUGAGCUGGACUAAGCCAGCCUACGAUGGUGGUUGCGAGAUCAUUGGCUACCUGGUGGAGUGCAAACUGGCAACUGCAGAGAAUUGGACCAAGUGCAAUGUCCCCAAGAAGCUCCAGACCACCAAGUUUUUGGUGACGAGCCUGAUGCAUGACAUAGAGUACCAGUUCAGAAUCACUGCUGUCAACAAGAUUGGUUACAGCGAGCCUAGCGAAGUCCCUGGAAACCACAUGGCCAAGGACAUCCUCAUUGCUCCAGAAGCGGAACUAGAUGCCGACCUGAGGAAAGUGUUGGUUCUCCGUGCUGGCGUCACCCUGAGGCUCUACGUUCCUCUUAGAGGUCGCCCAGCACCAAAAGUGACAUGGAGCAAGGUGGACGCUAACCUGAAGGACCGAGAGGGUCUGCUGAUCAAGACAUCGGAGUGGGAUACCCUGCUCUUGAUUGAAGACAUAAACAGAUAUGAUGCUGGCAAAUAUGUGCUGACGCUGGAAAACAGCAGUGGUUCAAAAAGCUACACCAUUGUGGUCAAGGUUCUAGAUUCUCCUGGGCCACCUAUGAACCUGACAGUGAAGGAGACCUCUAGAAACCAUGCUUGCAUCACCUGGGAUCCACCACUGAUUGAUGGCGGUAGCCCCGUCAAGAGUUACAUUGUUGAGAAGCGUCUGGCAGAGAGGAAGGCAUGGACCUGUGUGUCAGUAGAGUGUCACAAAAUCUCCUAUAGGAUCACCAACCUGGAGGCAGGGCAAGCGUACUGCUUCAGAGUGCUGGCCGAAAACGCUUAUGGUAUCGGUGAAGGCUGCGAGACCACAGGCAGUGUGCGAGCUUCAGAGCAACCUGGUCUAGUGGUGGACUUGAAGGCCAAGAAGACCACCAAUGAUUCUAUCAUUCUGGCCUGGAAAAAGCCUAUCAGUGAUGGCGGAAGUCAUGUCAGUGCAUACAUCGUGGACCAGAGUGAAGGCGUGCAGUGGAAGCAAAUCAUGAAGGGAAAGAAUACUUCACUGACGGUCAGUGAGCUCACUGAGGGCAAUGAGUACUUUUUCAAAGUCAGGGCACUCAAUGAAUCUGGAGAAGGGCCGCCCACUGAACUCAGUGCUGUUGCCAAGGACCAGUUUGUGCUGCCUGACUUCAACCUUAGCAGUAUACCUGACGGCUGCCAAGUGGUGAAGGAAGGCACUACUAUCCGCAUUAACAUCCCCAUUAUCGGUGUGCCAUAUCCCACUGCCACGUGGAAGAAGGGUGAAGUGGUCCUUGGAGACACUGGGCGCAUGUGUGUUGAGGCGUCUCAAGGCAUCACCACCCUCUUGAUCAGAGACUGCCAGAGAGUAGAUGCUGACACUUACACCAUCAACGUCAAGAACAGCACAGGCUCCAAAGAUUGCAAGUUUAAACUCAAAGUUGUUGGCAAACCUGGCAUCUGCACUGGACCCAUAAAGUUUGAUGAGAUCACAGCCGAUGGGAUCACCCUGGAAUGGGAGCCACCCAAAGAUGAUGGGGGUGCAGAGGUGUCCAACUACAUUGUAGAAAAAAGGCGGACAACAGACAACAAGUGGGCCACAGUGGCUUCAGCAAUCCAGAAAACCACCAUGAGAGUGAUUCGUCUACACGAUGGAACAGAAUAUAUAUUCAGGGUGUCUGCUGAGAACAAAUACGGUAUUGGCGAGUAUCUGAGGUCAGAUCCAGUCAUCGCACAGCAUCCUUUCAAUGUCCCACAGGCACCAGCUCCUCCAGAUAUAGUCAGUAUACGCCACGAGUUAGCCAUCUUGACCUGGGCUGAUCCCAAAGACACAGGUGGCUCCCCAAUUACAGGUUAUUAUGUGGAGUUUAAGGAGAGGAACAGUCUCUUGUGGAAGCGAGCCAGUAAAUCUCCUCUAAGAGUAAAGGAGUGCAGAGUCACAGGUCUGAUAGAAGGACUGGAAUAUGAGUUUAGAGUUAUGGCCAUGAAUGUUGCCGGUCUUGGGAAGGCCAGCAAAGCCACUGAGGCGGUGGUUGCUCUUGAUCCAAUUGAUCCCCCUGGUAAGCCUGACGUCAUUAAUGUCACCAGGAACUCAGUCACUCUGAUUUGGACUCCACCCAAAUAUGAUGGCGGUUACAAGCUCAUUGGCUACAUGAUAGAGAAACUUGAAGCUGGUACUAAGGCCUGGAUGAAAGCUAACCAUGUCAACAUUCAAAGAUGUGCCUUCACUGUGACCGACUUGACAGAGGGAGCUCAGUAUCAGUUCCAAAUCAGGGCCAAAAAUGCAGCUGGUGCAGUCAGUGUUCCCUCAGAGAAGACCGACCUGCUAACUUGCAAGGAUGAGUAUGAACCUCCAAGCAUCACCAUUGAACCAGACAUGAAGGACGGUAUAUCAGUCAGAGCGGGAGACACGAUCGUGAUCUCUGCUUCCAAGAUUGCAGGAAAACCUCCACCGACUGCUAUCUGGUCGAAGGGAGGCCGUGAAUUGAAGAACUCUGACAUUGUCAAUAUUACCAGCACCCCAACUUCCUCCUCUCUGGCUAUUAAAUAUGCAAGCCGGAAAAAUACCGGAGAGUACACAAUUACUGCCAGCAACCCGUUCGGCAUCAAAGACGAACAUGUAAAAGUAAAGGUCCUGGAUGUCCCAGGACCUCCAGGCCCGAUUGAGGCCAGUCAUAUUUCUGCUGAAAAGUGUACCUUGAGCUGGCUUCCACCAGAUGAGGAUGGCGGUAGCUCAAUCAAAUCUUAUAUCCUUGAGAAGCGAGAGACCAGCCGCCUACAGUGGACCAAGUUAGCUGAAAAUGUGAUGGACUGCAGAUAUGCAGCGAGCAAACUGAUCAAAGGCAAUGAGUACAUCUUCAGAGUAUGUGCUGUAAACCAGUAUGGCACUGGAGACUCAAGCCAGUCUGGUCCAGUCAAAAUGGUCGACAGUUUCUGCCCACCGGGCCCACCCUCAAUCCCAGAGAUAGAUAACGUCAGCAGGAACGCUGUCACCAUUUCAUGGAAGAGACCAGCACAGGACGGGGGAUGUGACAUCAGAGGCUACUGUGUUGAAAGGAAAGAGAAGAGAGGAUUGAGGUGGGUCAGGGCCUCUAAGAGAACAGUCCCAGACCUGCGCUUCAAGGUGCAAGGCCUUAGCGAGGGGGUCGAGUACGAGUUCAGAGUCACUGCUGAGAACAAGGCUGGAUUUGGAGAUCCCAGUGAGCCUUCACAUCCAGUGAUGACCAAGGACAUAGUGUAUCCACCAGGGCCUCCCUCAAACCCUAGGAUUUCAGACACCACUAAAACAUCUGCAACCUUCAAUUGGGGCAGACCCUACUAUGAUGGUGGUCUGGAAGUGGAGGGAUACAUAGUGGAGUAUAAAAAGGAGGGGCAUGAUGACUGGGAGACUGAGACAGAGUACCAUCUGAAGGCUACCGAAUAUGUUAUUGGUAAACUUCAAAAGGGAGGCAGAUACCAUUUCAGAGUCAGAGCUGUGAACUCAGAGGGAGUUGGUGAGCCUGCAGAGGUUGAAGAAGUCACUGAAUUAGUGGACCAGGAGUCUGUGCCUGACUUUGAGCUGGAUGCUGAACUCCGGAAAACUCUGGUAGUCAGAGCCCGUACGUCAAUUCGUUUGUUUGUUCUCAUCAGAGGCCGCCCUGUUCCUGAAGUCACGUGGAGCAAAGAUGAUAUCAAUUUGAAAACACGUGCACAUAUUGACACAACAGAGUCUUACACUCUUCUUGUCAUUCCCGACUGCACCCGAUAUGAUGCUGGAAAGUACAAUCUCUGUCUGGAAAAUGUUGCCGGGAAGAAGACAGGCUUUGUGAAUGUAAAGGUUCUUGACACACCAGGGCCACCAGUUAAUCUCAAACCCAGAGAGAUCAUCAAGACAAGCAUAACUCUUCAGUGGGAGAUCCCGAUCAUUGAUGGUGGCUCUAAGAUUCGCAACUACAUUAUUGAAAAGAGAAAGGCCACAAAGAAGGCGUACACGGUCCUGAGCACCACAUGGCAGAAGUGCUCUUUUAAAGUACCUGAUCUAGAGGAGGGAGCUUACUAUUACUUCCGUAUCUCUGCUGAGAAUGACCUGGGUAUAGGCGAACCUGCUGAAACUCCUGAACCAAUCAGGGUGUCUCAGGCCCCCUCUGCCCCUGACAACUUGUAUGUCACUGAUGUUACAGCUGACAGCGCCAGUUUAGCAUGGACCAAGCCUCUGCAUGACGGUGGUAGCUUGAUCACAGGAUAUGUCAUUGAGUAUCAGAAGAAGGACACUGACCAGUGGAUCCAUGCUGCUGCCAUCAAAGCUCUGGACUACACUGUAUCAAAUUUGUUCGAGGGAGAAGAAUAUACCUUCCGCAUAAUGGCUGUCAACGCUUCAGGUAGAAGCGACCCCCGUGAGAGUAGACCUACAAUUAUCAAAGAGCAAACAUCAGUUCCAUCCUUUGACCUACGUGGCAUCUACCAGAGGACGGUCAUCGCUAAGGCCGGGGACCGUGUUAAAGUGGAGAUUCCCGUCCUUGGAAAACCAAGACCUGGAGUUUCUUGGAAGAAAGGAGACGCUGUGCUAAAAGAGACACAGCGAAUCAACACUGAAACCACAUCAAUGUCAACCAUCCUCAACAUUGGUGAGAUCAAAAGAACUGAUGGAGGCCAGUAUUCGAUGACAGGAAAGAACAUGCUGGGCACAGUGACCGAAACAAUCACAGUGGUAGUCCAUGAUAUUCCAGGUCCUCCCACAGGUCCCAUCAAGCUGGAUGAGGUCUCAUGUGAUUAUAUCCUUAUGUCAUGGGAAGCCCCAGAAAAUGAUGGAGGUGUUCCUAUCAACAAUUAUAUUGUUGAAAUGCGGGAAACCACAGGUACUUCCUGGGUGGAGUUGGCAGCCACAGUGAUCCGCACCACAUUCAAGGCAACCCGGCUAAUCACCGGAACCGGAUAUCAGUUCCGUGUCAAGGCCCAGAACCGAUAUGGCAUUGGACCGUCAAUUGUGUCUGAUCAAGUGGUGGCUGCAUAUCCAUUUGAUGUGCCAGGGCAGCCAGGAACCCCUUCAGUCACGUCUUUCAAUAAGGAUGUUAUGACUCUGAGCUGGAAUGAACCAUCCUCUGAUGGAGGCAAUGCCAUACUGGGCUACCACAUAGAAAGAAAAGAGAAAAAUAGCAUUCUAUGGCAGAGGAUAAGCAAAGCCCUUGUUGUCGGAAAUAUCUUCAAAUCAACAGGUCUGGUUGAUGGAAUCGCAUAUGAGCACCGUGUUAUUGCUGAAAACAUGGCUGGUCUCAGCAAACCUAGCAAACCCUCAGAGCCUAUGUAUGCUUUGGACCCAGUGGGCCAACCUGGCAGACCUGUUGCACUGAAUAUUACCAGACAUGAGGUGACUGUUUCAUGGACAAAACCAGAGGCAGAUGGAGGAUUUUCGAUCACUGGAUACACCGUGGAAAGAAGAGAGUUGCCAAACGGGCGGUGGCUCAAAGCUAACUUUAACAACAUUCUGGAGACAGUUUACACAGUCAGUGGUCUGACUGAAGAUGUUGUAUAUGAAUUCCGCGUGUUUGCUCGUAAUUCAGCUGGCGGUGUAAGCGCACCCUCUCUGCCAUCAGAAGCAAUUACAUGCAGAGAUGAUAUUGAAGAGCCACGGAUUGAUGUUGACACACUUUACAGUAGUAAUGUUGUUGUCAUGGCAGGAGAGGUGUUUAAAUUAGAGGCAAAUGUGACAGGCCGGCCGCUCCCAUCACUUGUAUGGACCAAGGAAGGGAAGGAGCUUGAAGAUACAGGCAAGUUGGAGAUAAAGACAUCUGAUUUCCACACAACUCUGAUAAACAAAGACUCUUUAAGAAGAGAUGGUGGUGCUUUCACGCUGACUGCCAGCAACCCUGGUGGAUUUGCUAAGUUCACAUUUAAUGUAAAGGUUCUCGACAGACCUGGACCACCGGAUUCCUUAAGUGUUACUGACAUAGCUGCGGAGAAAUGUGUUUUGAACUGGCUGCAUCCAACACAUGAUGGUGGCGCAAAGAUUGAAUAUUUUAUCAUUCAGAAGCGUGAAACCAGUAGGUUGGCCUGGACAAAUGUGGCCACAGACCUUCAAGCAAACAGGUUGAAAGUCACUAAGCUUUUGAAGGGCAAUGAGUACAUCUUCAGAGUGAUGGCAGUUAACAAGUAUGGCAUUGGUGAACCUGUGGAGUCUCAGCCCGUCAUCUGUGCUAAUCCCUAUGUUCCUAGUGAUCCGCCAUCGCAGCCUGAAGUGACCACCAUUACUAAAGAAUCAAUGGUUGUCUGCUGGGAGCGCCCAGAACAUGAUGGAGGCAGCAGAAUCAACACUUACAUUAUUGAGAGAAGGGAUAAGACUGGACUGCGAUGGGUGAAGUGCAACAAGAGGACUGUAACAGACCUUCGAUUCAAGGCCUCUGGCCUCACACCAGGUCAUGAGUAUGAAUUCAGAAUAUUUGCCGAGAACAAUGCUGGACUAAGCCAGCCAAGUCCCUCAAGUCCAUUCUACAAAGCCAUGGACACAAUCUUUCAGCCUGGACCUCCAGGAAACCCCAGAGUUCUUGACACUACAAAGUCCUCUGUGACGCUUGCUUGGAAUAAACCUGUCUAUGAUGGUGGUUCUGAAAUCACUGGCUACAUUGUGGAGACCUGCCUGCCUGAAGAGGAUGAAUGGACAAUUCACACUCCGAAGAAGGGAUGGACAGCCACCUCAUUCACUAUCACUGGCCUGAAAGAAAACCAAGAGUACAAAAUUAACAUCUGUGCCACCAACUGUGAAGGUGUAGGAGAACCUGCUGCUGUUCCUGGCACCCCUAAAGCCGAAGACAGGUUGCUUCCGCCUGAAAUUGACCUUGGGGCGGAUCUUCGUAAAGUAGUUUGCAUCAGAGCUUGUAGCACUCUCAGACUCUUUGUGCCUAUUAAAGGGAGACCAGCUCCUGAGGUAAAAUGGUCUAGAGAACAUGGAGAGUCCCUGGAUAAAGCUAACAUUGAGAUCACAUCAUCAUUCACUACUCUUCAAGUUGAAAAUGUUGACAGAUUCGAUGGAGGUAAAUACAUGGUUACUGUGGAGAAUGCUUCAGGAAGUAAGACAGCCUUUGUUAAUGUUAGAGUGCUAGACACCCCUGGAGCACCUCAGAAUCUUGUCAUCAAAGAGGUUACUAAAGGUUCUGUAUCUCUUAUUUGGGACGCACCAUUAAUUGAUGGUGGCUCCAGAGUACGCAAUUACAUAGUAGAAAAGCGUGAGUCAACAAGAAAGGCCUAUUCGACGGUCUGUGCCAGCUGCCAUAAAUCCAGCUGGAAAGUUGCAGAGUUGGAAGAAGGAAAGAUGUACUUCUUCAGAAUCCUGGCUGAGAAUGAAUAUGGCAUUGGCCUUCCAGUGGAGACAUUUGAGCCUGUUAAAGUGUCAGAAAAACCUUUGCCUCCAGGAAAAGUAACUCUCCGUGAAGUGACCGGGACCAGUGUUACACUAGCCUGGGAAAAGCCUGAUCAUGAUGGUGGCAGCAGAAUCACUGGGUAUAUUGUUGAGAUGCAGGGUCAAAGCAGUGAAAAGUGGACCCAAGUCAUGGCAGUAAAGACCAAUGAGGCUGUUGUAACUGGUUUAACACAGGGAGAGGAAUACAUGUUCCGUAUCUCAGCCACAAAUGAAAAGGGAGUUAGUGAUCCACGCCCUCUCAGUGUACCGGUGGUAGCCAAAGAUCUAGUUAUCCCACCAAUGUUCAAAUUGGCUUUCAGCACAUUUAGUGUGCUAGCUGGGGAUGAUCUGAAGAUAGAUGUCCCUUAUGUUGCCUGUCCCAGAGCUACAGCAAUUUGGCUCAAAGAUGGUGUUGCCCUGAAGGAGACAACAAGAGUUAAUACUGACAACACAGACAAAAACCUUCUCCUUGUCAUUAAGGACGCUUGCAGAGAUGAUGUGGGUACAUAUUCCAUCAAACUGACUAAUACAGCUGGAGAGACAACUACAGACAUCAGUGUGGUCGUCCUAGAUAGACCAGGCCCUCCCACUGGCCCCAUCAAAUUUGAUGAAGUCACUGCUGACAGUGUGAUUUUGUCUUGGAAUCCACCAGAGUAUGAUGGUGGUUGCACCAUCAAUAAUUACAUUGUUGAAAAGAGAGAUACAUCGACCACCAACUGGCAGAUAGUAUCAGCGACCGUGGCUAGGACAACUGUCAAGGCUGUACGUCUGAAGACCGGAUGUGAGUAUCAGUUCAGGAUUGCUGCAGAAAAUCGAUAUGGAAAGUCUUCAGUGCUUCACUCUGAAACCGUUGUGGCUCAGUAUCCAUUUGAGGUGCCCGGUUCACCACAUUCGGUUGUUGUUCAGUCAGCAACAAAAGAGAGCAUGCUGGUCGUAUGGGACAAACCUAGCAGUGAUGGUGGAAGUAAAAUCCUGGGAUAUCACCUGGAGCUCAAAGAGAAAAACAGCAUUUUAUGGGUAAGGCAGAACAAGCAACUUAUUGCAGAGCCUAGAUUCAAAGUAGUUAGCCUCGAAGAAGGCAUCGAAUAUGAGUUCAGAGUUUAUGCUGAAAACAUUGUCGGCAUAAGCAAAGCCAGCAAUGUGAGUGAACUGCAUGUAGCCAGAGACCCAUGUGAGAAACCAGGAAAGCCAGAGGCUGUCAUUGUAACCAGAAACCAGGUAACUUUGCAAUGGUCAAAACCUGAAUAUGAUGGUGGCAUAAAAAUCACUGGGUAUGUAGUGGAGAAAAAAGAAGGGACCGGCCGCUGGAUGAAGGCUAGUUUCACAAACAUUAUUGACACUUACUUCGUUGUAACAGGCCUCACUGAAGAUCAGAUUUAUGAGUUCCGUGUCAUUGCCAGAAAUGCAGCAGGUGUCAGCAGUCAACCCUCUGACUCUACUGGAGCUAUCACUGCAAAGGAUGAGGUGGACCCACCAAAAAUAGACUUGGAUUCUAAGUAUGCCCAGGUUGUGAUGGUAAAUGCUGGUGAGACAUUUAGGCUUGAGGCAGCUAUCAGUGGCAAACCUGUACCUGCUGUACAUUGGCUGAAGGAGGGCCAAAUCAUGAGUGAAGCAGCACGUCUCGAAGUCAAGAACACCGACUUUUUGGCCUGUCUUGUUGUUAAAGAAGCCAUUCGUGUAGAUGGGGGUCAGUAUACUUUGCUGGUAAAGAAUGUUGGAGGAGAGAAAUCUGUUAACAUAAAUGUCAAAGUUCUGGACAGGCCAGGUCCACCUGAGGGACCCAUUUCAAUAUAUGGUGUCACGAAUGAGAAGUGUUCUAUUUCCUGGAAACCACCUUUACAAGAUGGCGGUAGUGAUGUAUCCCAUUACAUUGUUGAAAGGAGAGAGACUAGCAGACUCGUUUGGACUGUCGUUGAACAAAAAGUUCAGACCCUGAACUUGAAGAUUACCAAACUUCUUGUUGGUAAUGAGUACAUCUUUAGAGUGAUUCCUGUAAACAAAUAUGGAGUAGGUGAGCCUCUGGAAUCUGAGCCCAUGAUUGCCCGAAAUCCAUUUGUCACUCCCAACCCACCAACAGAAGUAAAUAUCUCCACUAUUACAAAAGACUCUAUGGUGGUGACUUGGGAAAGACCAAGUAAUGAUGGUGGUAAUGCCAUUCAAAGUUAUAUUGUUGAGAAACGUGACAAGGAUGGUGUUAGAUGGACAAGAUGCAACAAGCGCACCGUGAGCGAACUACGCUUCAGAGUUACUGGGCUCCUCGAAAACCACAGUUAUGAAUUUAGAGUUUCUGCUGAGAAUGCAGCCGGUGUGGGACAACCCAGUCCUCCAACAGCAUACUACAAAGCUUUAGAUCCCAUUUUUAAACCAGGCCCACCAAACAAUCCAAAGGUAGUGGACACGUCAAGGUCCACUGUUUCCUUAACCUGGGGUAAACCCAUCUAUGAUGGUGGCUGUGAGAUUCAGUCCUACAUUGUUGAGGCAUGCAAUAGUGCAUCAGAUGAAUGGAUCAUGUGCACUCCUUCUACUGGAAUUGCAGACACACGGUUUACGGUGACAAAACUUCUAGAGAAGCAUGAGUAUCAGUUCAGAGUGUGUGCCAUCAACAAAGUUGGUGUUGGUGAGCAUGCUGAUGUUGCAGGAAAAAUCAUUUUGGAAGAAAAGCUUGAGGCGCCAGAUCUUGACCUGGAUGCAGACAUGCGAAAGAUGAUCAAUAUUAGAGCUGCAAGCACUCUCAGGCUAUUUGUGCCUGUAAGAGGUCGUCCAGCCCCUGAGAUUAAAUGGGGAAAAGCUGAUGGUGAGAUCAGGGAAACUGCUCAAAUUGACAAUACAGACAACUAUGCUUCUCUUAUGAUUGAGAAUGUGGACAGAUUUGAUAGUGGCAAAUACACACUGACUGCAGAGAAUGCUAGUGGAGUGAAGUCAGUCUUCAUCAGCGUCAGAGUUUUAGACUCACCAAGCCCUCCAAAUAACUUCCUGGUUAAAGAGAUUACCAAAGAUUCUGUCACACUUACAUGGGAACCUCCAUUACUGGAUGGUGGAUCAAAGAUUAAGCAUUAUAUAGUCGAGAAGCGGGAGAGCACCAGGAAGGUUUAUUCUCCCAUCACUGUCUGCAAUAAGAUGUCAUGGAAGGUGGAACCUCUCCCAGAGGGUGGAAUAUUCUUUUUCCGAGUUCUUGCUGAGAAUGAAUAUGGUAUAGGUUUACCAGCUAAAACCACAGAGCCAAUAAAAAUUUCUGAAAAGCCCCAGCCCCCUGGUAAAGUCAGUGUUGUCGAUGUUACACAUAGCACUGUAACCUUGACUUGGGAAAAGCCUGAACAUGAUGGUGGCAGUAGAAUAAGUCACUAUGAAGUUGAACUUGCACCUCAAGACAGUGAAUCAUGGUCUUUGUGUGCUAGUGGGAAGGCAACUGAGGCAUUGGUGACUAACCUUCUUACGGGGGAAGAGUAUCAGUUCAGAGUUAUUGCUGUUAACAGCAAGGGCAGGAGCGAUCCCAGGCAACUGGCAAACUCAAUUGUUGCUCAGGACCUUGUGAUUGAGCCUGCUGUUAGACCUAAAGCGAGCAGCUACAGUGUCCAAGUGGGUUAUGACCUCAAGAUAGAGGUGCCAAUCGCAGGUCAUCCUAAGCCAACCAUCUCUUGGACCAAGGAUGGAGCUGCCCUCAAACAGACCACCAGAGUUAAUGUCACAGAUUCUGCACGUCACACUACACUUACUAUAAAGGAUGCCACCAAAGAAGAUGGAGGAAUGUACAGUAUCAGUGUCGCCAAUGACAUGGCAUCUAAGGAAGCCACAAUUGAGGUUAUCACCUUGGAUAAGCCUGGACCACCGACAGGCCCUGUCAAGUUUGAGGAUGUUAGCGCUGAGAGCAUCACACUUACAUGGGAACCUCCUACUUAUACAGGUGGUUGCGCAAUAUCCAACUAUGUUGUGGAGAAAAGAGAUACAACCACAACCAACUGGGUAGUUGUGUCUGCCACUGUGGCAAGAACCACACUCAAAGUGGUUAAUCUGAAGACAGGCGCUGAAUAUCAAUUCCGAAUCUACGCUGAAAAUAGAUACGGAAAGAGUUAUGCAAUUGAUUCUGAGCCUGUUUUGGCCCAGUAUCCAUUCCAAGAGCCUGGGCCACCAGGUACACCAUUUGUAUCUUCAUACACUAAGGACUACAUGGUGGUUGAAUGGCACAAACCUCCAUCUGAUGGAGGCAGCGCUAUCUUAGGCUAUCAUCUUGAAAGGAAAGAGAAAAACAGUAUUCUUUGGACCAAGAUUAACAAAACUCUAAUCCAAGACUGCAGGUUCAAAUCCACUCCUUUGGAGGAGGGCAUUGAGUAUGAAUACAGAGUCUAUGCAGAGAACAUCGUUGGUAUUGGAAAGUGCAGCAAAGUCUCAGAGGUCUAUGUGGCCCGUGAUCCAUGUGAUCCUCCUGGCUGUCCAGAAGCAGUGAUAGUGACAAGGCACUCAGUGAAGCUAAGAUGGACACCGCCAGUGUAUGAUGGUGGAUGUUUAGUUACUGGCUAUGUAGUGGAGAAACGGGAUCUUCCUGAAGGAAAGUGGAUGAGGGCGAGCUUCGCAAACAUCAUAGAGCGUGAAUUUACAGUCACUGGCUUGACAGAAAAUAGUAAAUAUGACUUUAGAGUCAUUGCAAGAAAUGCAGCUGGUGCUAUCAGUAAGCCUUCCGAGAGCACGGGAUCUAUCACAGCUAUAGAUGAAGUUGACCCACCCAAAUGUGAGACGGACGCAAUGUACAACCAAACCCUUGUGAUUAAUGCAGGAGAGACAUUCAGUCUGGAGGCCAGUGUGGAAGGAAAGCCAAUUCCCACAGCUCAGUGGUUUAAGGGGGAUGUUGAUGUGGAAAACUCAGCCAGAGCUGAGAUAAAAAAUACAGAUUUUAAGGCUCUUCUUGUUGUGAAGGAAGCCAUCAGAGUGGAUGGUGGGCAGUAUACACUGGUACUGACUAACGUGGCAGGAAGUAAGACUAUCCCUUUCAGUGUGAAAGUCCUGGACAGACCAGGUCCUUCAGACGGACCUCUUACUGUCAGCAAUGUCACAGAAGAGAAGUGUUCACUGUCUUGGCUUCCACCCAUGCAUGAUGGAGGCAGCAGUAUUUCUCACUAUGUUAUCCAGAAGAGAGAGACAAGCCGUCUGGCAUGGACUGUGGUCUCCAGUGACUGCAGAGCCACUAUGUUCAAAGUCACCAAACUUUUGAAGGGCAAUGAAUACAUUUUUAGAGUGAUGGGAGUCAACAAAUAUGGUGACGGUGAGCCCCUAGAAUCUGCACCAGUUGUCAUGAGAAAUCCAUUUGUCUGUCCUGGCUCACCUCAAGAGAUUGAGAUCAGCAACAUUACCAGGGACUCCAUGACUGUCUGCUGGAAUCGCCCAGAGACGAAUGGAGGUAGUGAAAUUGUUGGGUAUAUUGUUGAAAAGAGAGACCGUGCAGGAGUGAGGUGGACCAAGUGUAACAAGCGCAGAGUGACGGACUUGCGUUUCAGAGUGACAGGAUUGACUGAAGACCAUGAAUAUGAAUUCAGGGUUUCUGCUGAGAAUGCAGCUGGCAUAGGUCAACCAAGCGCAGCUACUCCUUACCUUAAAGCUUGUGACCCCACUUUUGAGCCAGGUAGUCCCUCCAAUGCUCAUGUCACUGACACUACUAAAGACUCCAUAAGUCUGGCCUGGCAGAAGCCAAUUUAUGAUGGUGGUUGUGAGAUUCAAGGUUAUGCUGUUGAACUCACAAAGGCUGAUGAGGAGGAAUGGACCAUUUGCACACCCCCCUCUGGCGUAGCUGCAACCAAAUUUACCAUCACUAAGUUAAUUGAGCAUCAGGAAUAUAAAGUGCGCAUCUGUGCCAUCAAUAAACUAGGCAUUGGGGAGCCUGCCGAAGUCCAGGGCACAGUCACACCUAUUGAUAAAAUGAAUGCACCAGAAAUGAUUCUAGAUUCAGAACUCCGAAAGGGAAUUGUUGUUCGUGCAGGAGCCCCACUGAGGAUUUGCAUUCCAUUUAAAGGUCGUCCGACACCUGAAAUUAGCUGGGCCAAGGAGGAUAGUGAACUUCCCGUCAAAGCUCAAAAAGAGUUUGGAGAAGAUUACACACAGCUCUCUAUCGACAUUUGUGACAGAUAUGAUGCUGGAAAAUACAUCCUUAAUUUAGAAAAUAGUGCCGGCACUAAAUCAGUAUUUGUGUCUGUCAAAGUUCUGGACACUCCAGGAGCCCCUGUAAAUCUCUCAGUAAAAGACAUUAAACGGGAAAGUGUCACCCUGACCUGGGAGCCCCCUCUUAUUGAUGGUGGAGCCAGAAUAAAGAAUUACCUAGUUGAAAAACGUGAGGCCACUAGGAAUGUUUACUCUAAUGUGGAAAACAAGUGCACAAAGACAAGUUACCGAAUUACUGGCCUCAUAGAAGGAACAAUUUACUAUUUCAGAGUCCUAGCUGAAAAUGAGUUUGGUGUAGGAGAGCCAGCUGAGACAGAAGACUCCGUUAAGGCCUCUGAGCCUCCUCUGCCCGUAGGUAAAGUCACAUUAACUGAUGUUACUAAAACUACUGCUUCACUCUCCUGGGAGAAACCAGUCCAUGAUGGAGGAAGCAGGAUUAUUGGCUACUACAUUGAGAUGCAACCUUUGGACUCGGAAGAAUGGGUGGUGGCAGCAACAGUCAAAACCUGUGAGGGCACUGUCACAGGCCUCAGUGCAGGACACGAAUAUUUUUUCAGAGUAUCUGCCUUCAAUGACAAGGGUAAAAGUGACCCAAGAGCUCUUGCCGCACCGGUCACAGCAAAGGAUUUGACAAUGGCGCCCGGCUUCAAAAUAAGAUUUAAUACUUAUAGUUUGCAGCAUGGUGAAGAUUUGAAGAUUGACAUUCCAGUGACUGGGCGUCCAGUUCCAAAAGUGGAAUGGAAGAAAGAAGGACUGGCUCUUAAGGAGACAACCAGGUUAAAUGUGUUUGGUACACCCACAUCUACAAAGCUCUGUAUCAAGGAUGCAAAUAGAGAGGAUUCUGGCAAAUAUACUGUUACAGCAACCAGUAAUGUCGGAACAGCGACUGAGGAGAUUACUGUUAUAAUUCUCGACAAGCCAGGCCCACCCACUGGUCCUGUGAAGAUUGAUGAAGUGAGCUCGAAUUAUGUAACUCUAUCCUGGGAACCACCAGGGUAUACUGGAGGCUGUCAGAUUAACAACUACAUUGUAGAAAAGAGAGAUACCACUACAACAGCUUGGCAUAUUGUGUCUGCAACCAUUGCCAGGACAACCAUCAAGGUCAGCAAUCUGAAGACAGGAGUUGAGUACCAGUUCAGAGUGUCUGCUGAGAAUAGAUACGGAAAGAGUUCUGCUAUUAUUUCAGCCCCUGUCAUUGCUCAGUAUCCAUUCAGUGUGCCUGAUGCCCCAGCAGCGCCAACUAUUACUGCUGCAACCAAAGACAGUAUGGUCGUUGAGUGGAAGCCUCCUACAAAUAAUGGUGGCAGUCCCAUUCUGGGCUAUCAUCUGGAUAGAAAAGAGAAGAACAACCUCCUAUGGACUAAACUCAAUAAGCUUAUCAUUCCUGAUGCACGUUUCAAGACAACAGAACUGGAAGAGGGCAUUGAGUAUGAAUUCAGGGUGUGUGCUGAAAAUAUAGCAGGACUGAGUGCAGCUAGUAAGGUCUCUGAUAGCAUUGUAGCUAGGGAUCCCUGUGACCCACCAGGUACUCCCGAGGCCAUUGAAAUAACCCGGAACCAUGUGACACUACAGUGGACACGGCCCCAGUAUGAUGGAGGCAGCGUGAUAACUGGUUAUGUGAUUGAAAGGCGAAAGCACCCUGAUAACCGCUGGAUGAAGGCCAGUUUUACCAACAUUAUUGACACACAGUACACCCUCAGUGGCCUGACUGAGGACUGCAUUUAUGAAUUCAGAGUUUUUGCUAAGAAUGCAGCUGGCAUUUCCAGCAGUCCCUCUCAAAGCACAGGAGAAAUAACUGCUAAAGAUGAAAUUGAGGCUCCAGAAGCAACAAUGGAUUCUAAAUUUAAGGAUCUCAUAGUUGUUCAUGCAGGUGAGACUUUUGUCAUUGAUGCAGACUACACUGGCAAGCCUCUUCCUGAGGUGGUAUGGCUGAAGGAGGGAAGGGAGAUUGACAAAACCACCCAAAGAAUGGAGAUCAAGACCACACUUACUCGUACCAUAUUGACAGUAAAAGACUGCAUCCGGGUGGACGGGGGCCACUAUGUUCUUAAACUUGUGAACGUUGGCGGAGUAAAGAUGAUCCCGGUUAAUGUUAAAGUUUUGGAUAGGCCUGGCCCUCCAGAUGGCCCCCUGGAAGUUAAAGGAGUCACAGCUGAAAAGUGUUAUCUGCACUGGAACCAUCCCUCACAGGAUGGUGGAGCAAGUAUUUCUCACUACGUGAUUGAGAAGCGUGAGACUAGUCGUUUGUCAUGGACUAUGGUGGAGCCCAAGAUUCAAGCCAUCAGUUAUAAAGUGACAAAACUGCUACCUGGAAAUGAGUAUAUCUUUAGAGUGACAGCUGUUAAUAAAUAUGGUGUGGGUGAGCCACUAGAGUCUGAGCCUGUUAUCGCUCGCAAUCCAUUCACUACUCCAAGUCCGCCAUCCACUCCAGAAGCUAGUGCCAUCACCAGAGACUCUAUGGUGCUCACUUGGGAAAGGCCAGAGAGUAAUGGGGGAGCCGAAAUUGAGGGAUAUGUCCUUGAAAAACGUGAUAAGGAUGGCAUCCGAUGGAGUAAAUGCAACAAGAAGAGGCUGACUGACCUGAGGUUCAGAUGCACUGGUCUCACAGAGGGCCACUCUUAUGAAUUUAGAGUGUCUGCUGAAAAUGCUGCUGGUGUGGGGACACCCAGUGCACCCACUCAGUACAUCAAGGCAUGUGAUGCCAUUUACCCCCCAGGACCUCCAAAUAACCCCAAAGUCAGUGACCAUUCCAGUACCACUGCUUCCUUGACCUGGUCCAGACCGAUAUAUGAUGGUGGAGCACCAGUCACUGGUUACAUUGUUGAAUUUAAGGAGGCGUCACUUGAUGAAUGGGUGAUUUCUACACCAUCUACUGGUGUGCAGGCUACUAAGUACACUGUGAAAAAAUUGAAGGAGAACGCGGAGUACAAUUUCCGUAUUUGUGCUUUUAACUCUGAGGGAAUGGGUGAACAUGUGGACCUGCCUGGGUCCGUUAUUGUUGCUGAAAAGCUGGAAGCUCCUGAAAUUGAACUGGAUUCAGAUCUCAGAAAGAUGGUUAACGUUCGUGCCACUGCUAGUUUGCGUUUGUUUGUCACAAUCCGAGGGAAGCCAGAACCGGAGGUCAGAUGGUCAAAGGUAGAUGGCAGUCUGAAUGAGCGGGCCCAGAUUGAUGUGACAAGCUCCUAUACAAUGUUAGUGAUUGAAAAUGUGGACCGAUUUGAUACCGGCAAGUAUGUACUUACCCUUGAGAACCUGAGUGGUUCAAAAUCAGCCUUCAUAAAUGUCCGCGUUCUGGACUCACCUAGCGCCCCUACUAACCUUGAAGUCAAAGAUGUGAAAAGAAAUUCAGUCGCUCUCUCCUGGGAGCCUCCUCUUAUAGAUGGCGGCGCUAAGAUAUCUCACUAUGUUGUAGAAAAGCGAGAGCAGAAGCGAAUGGCUUUUACCAGCGUAUGCACAAAUUGUGUGAGGAACUCCUACAUCAUCUCUGACCUACAGGAAGGAGGCCGAUAUUAUUUCCGUGUGCUGGCUGUGAAUGAACUUGGUGUAGGUCUGCCUGCCUCUACAGAGCAAGUCAAAAUUUCUGAAGCUCCUUUGCCUCCUGGUAAAAUUCUGCUGGUAGAUGUGACUCGUCACACCGUCACUCUAUCAUGGGAGAAGCCAGAUCAUGAUGGUGGCAGCAAGAUUACAGGCUACAUUGUUGAGAUGCAGCCCAUCGGAGAAGAAAAAUGGAGUUUGUGCAGCGAAGUCAAAGCACUGGAGGCAACUAUUGACGGUCUCACAACAGGAGAGGAAUAUUCUUUCAGGGUCAUUGCAGUCAAUGACAAGGGCAAAAGUGAUCCUAAACCUCUAGCUACUCCUGUGACUGUGAAAGAUAUCACAGUGGAACCCAUCAUCAACUUAGUGUUCAACACAUACAGUGUUAAAGCAGGAGAUGACCUGAAGAUUGAUGUUCCCUUCAAAGGCAGGCCGCAGCCUGAGGUGGUUUGGAAGAAGGAUGGGCACGCGCUGAAGCAGACGACGCGAGUUAAUGUUCUCACUUCCAAGACCUCAUCUAAAAUUCUCAUUAAGGAUGCAACUAGAGAGGACGUAGGAAAGUAUGAAAUCACUCUUAGUAAUGCAGUGGGUACCAAGACAGCUGAAAUUUCAGUUAUAAUCCUGGACAAGCCAGGUCCACCGAGUAACAUCAAAGUGGAUGAGGUUAGCGCUGAAUUCAUCUCUCUGUCUUGGGAAGCUCCAACCUAUGAUGGUGGAUGCCAGAUUAAUAAUUAUGUGGUGGAAAAGAGAGACACAACCACAACCACUUGGCAGAUUGUGUCAGCCACAGUUGCUAGAACAUCAAUUAAAGUAUCUCGUCUUAAUCAGGGAACUGAGUACCAGUUCCGCAUUGCGGCCGAAAACCGAUACGGCAAAAGUCCUGCUGUUGACUCUUCCCCUAUUGUUGCUCAGUAUCCAUUUGAACCACCUGGCCAUCCCAUCAACCUCUGUGUUUCCCAUGCCACCAAAACGUCCAUGCUAGUUGUUUGGGACAGACCUGCCAGUGAUGGUGGAAGCCCUGUUAUUGGUUAUCACAUUGAAUGCAAAGACCAAAGCAGCAUCCUCUGGACCAAGGUAAACAGAGGUCUUCUGACCGACAGACAGUUUAAAAUGACAAGCAUUGAAGAAGGUUUGCUGUAUCAGUUCAGAGUUUAUGCAGAAAACAUUGCCGGCAUUGGCCCAAGCACGAAAGCCAGUGACCCAGUGGCAGCCAGGGAUCCAUGCGAAGCUCCACGUAAUCUUAAAGUCACUAACAUCACAAGGACUUCAGUCUCCCUCUUCUGGGAGAGGCCAGAGAAUGAUGGUGGAGCCAAGAUUACUAGCUACAUUGUCGAGCGUAAAGAGCUUCCAAAUGGUCGGUGGCUAAAAUGCAACUUCACCAACCUGCACGAUACCUAUUUUGAUGUCACAGGACUCACAGAAGAUGUCCAAUAUGACUUCCAUGUAAUUGCUAAGAAUUCUGCUGAGUUGUUAAGCGCACCUUCAGAGAGUACUGGACCUGUCACAGUCAAAGAUGAUGUCGAUCCACCCACAAUUAUCUUGGAAGAAAGGUUCAGACAGCUGGUUGUCAUUAAAGCUGGAGAAAUCAUUAGAAUUGAUGCUGAAACAACAGGGCGCCCACUCCCUGUGGUCACGUGGUCUAAAGAGGGAAAAGAGAUUGAGGCAAAGGCUAGAUGUGAAAUCACCACCACCAACUUCACAACUUCCCUGCUGGUAAGAGAUGCCAUCAGGAGGGACUCUGGCCAAUAUGUCCUGACUCUGCACAACGUGGCAGGAACAAGGUCUGUGGCUAUCAAUUGCAAGGUUUUGGAUAGACCUGGACCUGCUUCAGGACCCUUGGCUGUGUCUGGCUUAACAGCAGAAAAAUGUACCCUGAACUGGGGUCCCCCUCAGGAAAAUGGUGGCGCUGAUAUUUUACAUUACAUUGUGGAAAAACGUGAGACUAGCCGCCUCGCAUGGACCCUUGUCCAUGGUGACAUGAAGGCCACCACUUGUAAAGUGACCAAGCUGCUCAAAGGAAAUGAGUAUAUAUUCAGAGUUAGAGGAGUCAACAAAUAUGGGGAUGGUGAACCCCUGGAAAGUGAACCAACAAAGGCCAUGGAUCCAUUCACAGUCCCUGCAGCCCCGACUAAUGUCCAGGUCACCUCAGUUACUAGUGAGGCAAUGACCAUCUGUUGGGAAAGACCAGUCUUUGAUGGUGGCAUCAGCAUCGCUGGCUAUGUAAUUGAAAAGAGAGAAAAGACUGGACUUCGAUGGUGCCGUGUUAACAAGAAACCAGUUUAUGACCUUAGAGUCAAAGCCUCACACCUUCGUGAGGGCUGUGAAUAUGAAUACAGAGUUUUUGCAGAGAAUUCUGCCGGCCUCAGCCCUCCCAGCAUUUCCUGCCCUCUCACCAAAGCCGAAGACCCACAAUUCUUGCCUUCACCACCUGCUAAGCCUAAAAUCAUUGAUUCGACAAAGACCACAGUCACCCUGUCCUGGAAUAAACCAUUGUUUGAUGGUGGGGCACCUGUGACUGGUUACAGAGUAGAAUACAGAAAUACUAUAGAUGAUGAAUGGACAGUUGGGGUCCAGAACACCAAGAAUACUGAGUUUACUGUUGUGGGACUGACACCUGGUGCAGAGUAUGUGUUUGUUGUCAAAUCCAUCAACAAAAUUGGAUUGAGUGACCCCAGCUCAGAGUCAGACAAACAGUUGGCCAAGGAAAGAGAAGAAGAGCCAAUCUUUGACAUUAGUAAUGAGAUGAGGAAAACUUUGAUUGUAAAGGAUGGUAGUUCAUUCACUAUGACUGUGCCCUUCAGAGGCAAACCCAUCCCCAGUGUUACUUGGACAAAGCCUGAUGUUGACUUAAGAGUCCGUGCUGUCAUUGACACUACUGACACGUUCACCUCCAUCACUCUGGAAAAAGCCACUCGUAAUGAUUCAGGAAAAUACACCGUCUCCUUGUCUAAUGUGGCUGGUACUGCCACCUUGACCCUCAAUGUCAGAGUUCUGGAUUCUCCCGGACCUUCAUCUUGUAUUGAGAUCAAGGAUGUGACCAAAAACUCUGCUACUGUGACAUGGGACACUCCUGAGAAUGAAGGAGGCGGACCAGUGAAGAACUAUCUGGUGGAUAUUCGUGAGGCCAGCAAGAAGGGAUGGACUCAGUUGACCAAUGCAUGCCACAGGCUGACAUACAAAGCAUCGGACCUGCAGGAGGGUGGAGUAUACUACUUCAGAGUGACCGGCGAGAAUGAGUAUGGAAUAGGGGUGCCUGCUGAGACCAAGGAAGGAACCAAGAUCUCAGAAAAGCCAAGCCCACCACCGAAACUUGGUGUGACCGAUGUGACCAAAGACAGUGUAUCCCUGGCCUGGGCCAAACCUGAGCAAGAUGGGGGCAGUAGAAUAUCUGGAUACUUGGUGGAAGCUUUGGAGAAAGGCCAGGAGAAGUGGGUCAAGUGUGGUGUAACCAAGUCCAUCCACUACACAGUGUCUGGUCUAAGGGAGAACAGAGAGUACUUCUUCAGAGUAAUAGCUGAGAACCAUGCUGGAUUCAGUGAUGCCAAUGAAAUGGUCACCCCUGUGUUGGUCAAAGACCAGCAUGAAUCACCUGAGAUCAUCAUGAACAACUACCCUCACAACACAGUAUAUGUUAGAGCUGGCUCCAACCUCAAAUGUGAGAUUCCGCUUAUAGGCAGGCCAUUGCCAAAGGUUUCUCUCUCCAAGGAUAAUGUGCUGCUCAAGUCAACAAUAAGAUUCAACUCUGAGGUCACCCCUGAUAGCAUCAAGAUCACAUUGCGUGAGAGCAUCGCUGGAGAUUCUGGACGUUAUGAUAUAAUUGCAUCCAACUCGAGUGGAACCACCAAAUCCUUCAUCAACAUUGUGGUUCUGGACAGGCCCAGUGUUCCGCUGGGACCUGUGGAGCUGUCAGAUGUCACAGAGGACAGCGUGAAUCUGAAGUGGCUCCCACCGGCUUAUGAUGGUGGUAGCCCAAUCACAAACUACAUUCUCCAGAAGAGAGAGACAACUACAGCCAAUUGGACAGAUGUCUCCUCUGCUGUGGCUCGUUGUACCAUGAAGAUCUUGAAGCUUUCAACAGGCCUGGAAUACCAGUUCAGAAUUAAGGCUGAGAACAGAUACGGAAUUAGCGAGCACAUUGACUCACCACCUGUCACUGUCAGCCUUCCUUAUACUGUCCCUGAAGCACCCUCGACUCCAGAGAUCACUGGUGUGACCAGGGAGACCAUCACAGUUGCUUGGAAGGAGCCCAAGUCAGAUGGAGGCAGCCACGUAUUUGGUUACCAUCUCCAGAUGAAAGACAUGAAUAGCCUCCUGUGGCAGAGAGUAAACAGAAUGGUGAUCCGUGCCACACACUACAAGGUCACAAGCAUCCACGCUGGACUAAUUUAUGAGUUCAAGGUGGCAGCUGAGAACGCUGCUGGAUUCAGUGAAUUCAGCAAAGUUUCAGAUGCAGUGCUGGCUAUUGAUGCCUGUGAGCCACCCAUCAACCUGCGCAUCAGUGACAUCACAAAGAAUUCAAUUAGCCUAGCCUGGCAGAAGCCCAACUAUGAUGGAGGCUCCAAGAUCACAGGCUAUAUGGUUGAAAAGAGGGAAGGAGUAGAUGGAAGGUGGUUCAAGACAAACCUCACCAACAUCACUGACACCCGCUACACUGUGACUGGCCUGACCCAGGAUGUGACCUACGAGUUCCGAGUGAUGGCCAAGAAUGCUGUUGGCGCAGUGAGCAAUCCAUCCAUGAUAGCUGGACCUGCCACAUGUGUAGACACUUUUGGUGCCCCAGAGAUUGAAAUACCUUCAGAGUACUUGAACGAGGUAAAGUACAGAGCAGGUUCAAAUGUUGAACUUAAGUUUAAUAUCACUGCCAAACCUGCUCCCACUAUCGAGUGGCUAAAGGAUGGAAGAGAACUCAAACCGAACACCCAGCUUUCCUUUAAACACACAUUUGAGUACACAAGUUUGUUCCUGAGGGAAACAGCUCGCCUGAACUCUGGAACGUAUGAGGUCAAGGUGAAGAACUCCCUGGGCUCAACUUGUGCCCUUGUCAGAUUGCUUAUUCAAGACAGACCAGGGCCACCUGCUGGAGAGAUUCAAUUUAAGAAGGUGACCGCUGACAACAUCACCAUCAUGUGGUCUCCUCCUGCUGACGAGGGAGGUGCCAUGGUAACACACUACAUUGUAGAAAAGAGGGAGACCAGCAGAGUAAUGUGGUCCAUCAUCUCAGAGAAACUAGUUGACUGCAUUGUUAACGUGCCAAGGCUCAUUCAGGGCAAUGAGUACAUCUUCAGAAUCCGAGGUGUCAACAAGUAUGGCAUCGGCGACCCUCUGGAGUCUGAGGCCGUCAUCGCCAAAAACACUUUUGUGCCUCCCAGUGAACCAUCCACACCUAAAGUCACCAUGAUCACCAAGUCAACCAUGACAGUGGUUUGGGAAAGACCAGCUUUGGAUGGAGGGAGCGACAUUGACGGAUACUACCUUGAGAAAAGGGAGAAGAAGAGUCUGCAGUGGUUCAAGGUGGUGAAAGGCACUAUCAGAGACACCAGGCAAAAGGUCACUAACCUUGUGGAGAACAAUGAGUACCAGUACAGAGUAUGUGCUGUCAACAAGGCUGGAGCCGGAAACUACUCUGAGGCCUCUGAUCUCUACAAGGCCUACGACCCCAUAGAUCUUCCUGGAGAACCAACCAAACUGUGUGUGGUCGACUCCACAAAGACCUCCAUCACUCUUGGAUGGGAGAAACCUGUUUAUGAUGGUGGCAGUGAGAUCACGCACUACCUUUUGGAGCAAAUGAAUACGGAGGAAAGAGAAUGGGUGAUAGUCAAUCCGCAGGUUAAGACCUGCGAGUAUGUGGUAUCUCACCUCAAACCUGCAGUAUACUACUUCUUCAGAGUGUCGGCUGUCAACUGCAAGGGCAAAGGAGAGGAUAUCAAGAUGUACCAACCUGUGCAAGCCAAAGAUAUCUUGGAGGAGGCUGAUUUGGAUCUAGACAUUUCAAUGACGACCCACUAUACUGCCCGAGCCGGGCGUGACGUGGAAAUGUUUAUUCCUCUGAAAGGACGUCCCACCCCCAGUGUCACCUGGCGCCGUGGUGACCGUAACAUGGCUGCUGACAACCGCUGUACCAUUACUAGCACUGAGUCUGCCACCACCCUUCACAUUCCCAAGGUCACCCGUGAUGACUGUGGGAAGUAUUUGCUGGAGAUUGAGAAUGGUGUGGGAGAACCGAAGAUCAUAACAGUAUCCCUGAAGGUUUUGGACAGUCCCUCCACCUGCCAAAAACUAAUGAUUAAGAAUGUAACAAGAGGACAACUGACACUGAGCUGGGAAGCGCCUCUUAUUGAUGGUGGUUCCCCAGUCACCAAAUACAUUGUUGAGAAAAAGGCAUCCACCAUGAAGGCUUACCAGAUGAUUACCGAUGAGUGUGCCAAUACAUCCUACAAGGUGUCAGGCCUAGAGGAGGAUAUUGCUUACUUCUUCCGUGUGUCUGCUGAAAACGAGUUUGGAGUGGGUGACACUUGUGAGACCUCUGAGCCUGUCAGAGCCACUGAGACCCCCGGAGCAGUUAAAAACUUGGUAAUGCUUGAUUCCACAAAGACCUCUGUUACCUUGCAGUGGACUAGACCUGACCAUGACGGCGGAAGCCACAUUACUGAAUACAUCAUCGAAAAGAGACCCGAAGAUAAAACCACCUGGACUUUGGGUGCCACUUGCAAGCGUUGUACCUGUGAGGUGACGGGACUUCAGGAGAAUUCUGAAACGGAGUUCAGAGUGUUUGCCAAGAAUGAGAAAGGCAAAAGUGACUUCUCCCAAAUUGGUCCAAUCACAGUGAUGGACUUCAUCAUUCCACCUGAGGCCAGCCUUAGUGACUACCCCAAUGGAGAACUGGCUGUUCGUGUUGGUCAAAACAUCCACAUUGAGCUGCCUUUCAUGGGGAAACCAAGGCCUACAAUCAGCUGGCUGAAAGAUAAUUUGCCUCUAAAGGAAAGCGACACGAUCCGCUUCAGGACCACUGACAACAAGACAUCAGUUACAGUCAGAGGAGCCAAGAAGGAACAUGCUGGUCAGUACACCUUGGUUCUGGACAACAGAGCUGUCAAGAACUACUUCGAUAUCAAUGUGAUCAUUCUGGGACCCCCAUCUGUACCUGUUGGUCCUAUCCGCUUUGAUGAAAUCAAAGCCCAGGGUAUUAUCAUCUCUUGGGAUGAGCCCAAGGAGAAUGGGGGUGGUGAGAUUACCUGCUACAGUGUGGAGAAGCGCGAGACUUCCCAAGCCACCUGGAAGAUGGUCUGCUCUAGUGUGGUCAGAACUACCUUCAAGAUACCUAACCUGGUCAAGGGAGCUAUAUACCAGUUCAGAGUUCGUGCAGAGAACAAAUAUGGGGUCAGUGAUGCACUCAAUUCCACAGAAAUUGUUGCUCAGCAUCAAUACAAACCCCCGGGCGCUCCAGGGAAGCCUCUUGCCUUCAACAUCACCAGUGACGGAAUGACCAUUAGGUGGGAAGCACCAGGUUUUGAUGGAGGAUCCCCCAUUCUUGGCUACCACAUUGAGAAAAAGGACAGGAACAGUCUUCUGUGGCAGAAAGUGAACUCUACCAUCAUUUCUAACAGCGAGUACAGGAUUAUCAGCCUUUUGGAGGGACUGGAGUACUCUUUCAGAGUCUAUGCAGAGAAUAAUGCUGGGCUCAGCCCUGUUAGCGAACAGAGUAAACAUGCUCUGGCUAUUUCUCCAGUUGAUCCACCUGGCACCCCAGUGUGCAUCGAUGUGACGAGAGACUCUGUCACUUUGACAUGGGACAUCCCCAAGAAGGAUGGUGGUAGCAAGAUUGUGGCCUACAGCGUGGAGAGACGCCAAGGCAGAGGGAAGUGGCUGCGGUGCAACUUCACAGAUAUUAGUGAGACUCAGUUUACUGUGACUGGUCUAUCCGCUGGAGACAGAUUUGAAUUUAGGGUUAUUGCCCGGAAUGCUGUGGGCACUGUCAGUCCACCAUCCAACUCUUCUGGAUACAUCAUGACAAAGGAUGAAAGCAUUUCUCCCGAGAUUGAGUGGUCCCCAGACCAGGUGCAAACACUGAGAGCUGGAGAGAAUGUAAAGCUUAGCUGCAACAUUACUGGCCGUCCAGUACCCCAUGUGGCCUGGUACAAGGAUGGAAAAGAAAUCGACAAGAGGACCACAAUUGACAUUGAGAUUACAACUGGUAUUGGUACAAGCAGCCUGUUUAUUCGCGAUGCAAACAGAAAUCACCGUGGUAUCUACACUGUCGAAGCCAAGAACAGCUCUGGAACGAAGAGAGCUGAUGUCAAUGUCAGAGUUCAAGAUACCCCUGGGCCUGUUGACGGUCCCAUCCGUUUCACCAGCAUCACAGCUGAAAAAUGCACAGUAUGGUGGAACCCUCCAGAGAAUGAUGGUUGUGCUGCCAUCACACACUACGUAGUGGAAAAGAGGGAGACAUCUAGGAUUUCUUGGGCCAUGGUCACCUCUAAGUGUGAAGCCUGCUCAUUCAACGCCACCAAACUCAUCAAGGCCAACGAGUACCAGUUCAGAAUCUCUGCUGUCAACAAGUUUGGUGUUGGGAAACCACUCGACUCUGUUCCCAUCAUUGCACAGAUGCAAUACACUGUGCCCGAAGCCCCUGGUAUCCCAGAUGCUACACAUGUUACUGGUGACAGCAUUACCCUGUGCUGGACCAGACCAAGGUCAGACGGUGGGAAUGAGAUCAAGCACUACAUUUUGGAGAGGCGUGAGAAGAAGAGUCUGCGCUGGUUAAAGGUCUCUGCAAAGAGGCCCAUUACAGAGCUCAGGCAUAGAGUCACCAACCUCACUGAGGGCAAUGAGUAUGAGUUCCGUGUCAUGGCUGAAAACGGUGCUGGUGUCGGACCUGCCAGUGGCACCUCCAGGCUCUUCAAAUGUAAAGAGCCAACCAGUACCCCCAGUGCCCCCACAGUCAUCAAGGUUAUUGAUUCUACCAAAUCCUCUGUCACCCUGGAAUGGACCAAGCCGGUCUUUGACGGGGGCCUACCAAUCAUUGGCUACAACAUCGACAUGUGCAAGGCCAGUCUUGAAGAGUGGCAUCGGGUAAAUAGUCAGAUUUGCAUAAACACCCGGUACACCGUUAACGGCCUGAUUCCUGGUGAGCUCUACAAGUUUAGGAUCAGUGCUGUGAACGGAUCUGGGGAAGGUGAAUCCUCAAUGAUGCCCAGCGCUGUACAGGCUCUGGAUAGACUAACAUCUCCUGAGUUUGAUAUUGAUGCCAACUUCAAGCAGACACACGUCGUGAAAAAUGGCGGCAAUGUCUCCCUUCAUGUUGCUUUCCGUGGCAAACCAUCACCUCUUGCUAUCUGGUCCAGAGUAGACGGUGAACUAUCAGUAAUGGCUGACGUCAGCACUACGGAUUCCUCCUCUAGUCUGACCAUCGAGGGCUGCACACGGAAUGACGCCGGCAAAUACACACUCUCCUUGGAAAACAACAGCGGACGCAAGUCCAUUACUUUCACUGUCAAAGUCCUGGACACACCCGGACCUCCGGGAGUCAUCAGCUUUAAAGAUGUCACACGCGGAGCAUUAACCAUGAUGUGGGAUGCCCCGAACACUGAUGGUGGAUCCAGAAUCCACCAUUAUGUUGUGGACAAGCGCGAAGCGAGCCGCCUGGCCUGGCAAGAAGUCAGUACGAAGUGCUCUCGCCAGUUGAUCAGGGUGACUGGUCUAGACAUCGGUGUGCCUUACCUGUUUAGAGUGAUUGCUGUUAACCAGUACGGCCAAGGAGAGCCUCAUGAGAUGAAAGAACCCAUCAUUGCCACAGAGGAACCUGCCCCACCAAAGAGACUAGACGUGGUCGACACCACCAAUUCCACAGCCUCACUGGUGUGGCUUAAGCCUGAGCAUGAUGGAGGCAGCCGCAUCAGAGGCUACAUAGUUGAGUUCAGAGCCAUGUUCACCGAUCACUGGGUUGUUGCUGGAGAGACCAAGUCCUUAAAGAUGCUAGUGGAGGGUCUGACUGAGAACAUGGAGUAUGACUUCAGAGUCAAGGCCAAAAAUGACGCUGGAAUUAGCGAGCCUCAGGGCACCUUCAGCUCUGUAAUCAUCAAAGAGCCUCGUAUCGAACCCACAGCUGACCUCAGCAGCAUUACCAACCAGCUCGUUACCUGUAAGACCUCUAAUACCUUUAUCAUUGACAUCCCAAUCAGUGGCAGACCUGCUCCCAAAGUCACUUGGAAGCUGGAAGAAAUGAAAUUGAAGGAGACAGACCGACUUUCCAUAAAGACCACAGCAGAGAGAACCAUUUUGGUGGUAAAAGACAGCAAAAGAAGUGACAGUGGCAAAUACUACUUGACCCUGGAGAAUGCUGCAGGUGUCAAAACCUUCACUGUGACUGUAAUGGUUGUUGGAAGACCAAGCCCUCCUACAGGCCCUGUGGUGAUUUCUGGUGUCUCCUCUGAAACUUGCACUCUGUCAUGGGCUGAGCCAUCUGAUGAUGGUGGCACUGAAAUCAGCAAUUAUAUAGUUGAGAAGCGAGAGUCUGGGGCAGCCUCUUGGCAAGUGGUCAAUUCCAGUGUCAUGAGAACUACCAUCAGGGUCACUCAUCUUACCAAGUAUAUGGAGUACACAUUUAGAGUGUGUGCUGAGAACAAGUUUGGAGUCAGCAAGUCCAUCGAAAGUGCCGCUGUGGUCAUUGAACAUCCAUUCGUUCCUCCAAGUCCUCCAACUCGUCCAGACGUGUUGUCAGUGUUUGCCAAUGCCAUCAGCAUAAAAUGGGACGUGCCUUAUGCCGAUGGUGGCAGCAAAGUGACGGGUUACUGGAUUGAAAAGAAAGAGCGGAACACUAUUCUGUGGGUGAGGGAGAACAAGCUGCCCUGCCUGGAGUGCCACUACAAAGUGUCCAACCUGAUUGAGGGUCUGGAAUACCAGUUUAGAGUUUAUGCCAUGAACCUAGCUGGAAUUAGCAAGGCCAGUGAGGCCUCUAGACCUGUGGUUGCAUUCAACCCUGUUGACCCUCCUGGAAACCCUCAGGUGACAGACAUCACUCGCUCCUCUGUGUCUUUGUGCUGGACUGUGCCUGUCAAUGACGGUGGCAGCAAGUUAGUUGGCUACGUGGUGGAGAGAAAAGUCUACAGUACUGAUGAGUGGGAUGACAACCGCUGGCUCAAAUGCAACUACACAACCAUCACGGAGAACUACUUCACAGUCACCAACCUGGGAGAGGGAGAAACCUUUGAGUACCGCAUCAUUGCCAAGAAUGCUGCAGGAGUCCACAGUGUGCCUUCUGUAUCCACAGGACCAGUUACAUGCAAGGAUGAAUAUUCUCCUCCCAAAGCAGAGCUGGACAGCAAGUUGGUGGGUGAGACUGUCGUUGUCACCGCCGGCUCUGAUGUCGUCCUGGACGGUAUUAUUGGUGGCAAACCAGAACCCACUGUUUACUGGUCAAAGGGUGACAAGGUUCUGGAACUGGGAGAAAAGUACUCGCUGACCUACACAAGCACAAGAGCAAUGGCUGUAAUCAAAAACUGUGACAGAUUUGACACCGGCAAAUACUUCCUCACCGUCAAGAAUGUCAACGGAAUCAAGACUGCUACUGUGACGGUUAAAGUUUUGGACACUCCUGGGCCUCCAGCUGAUAAGAUCAUGAUCAGCAGAGUUACAGAGGAAAAGUGCACAGUGUCCUGGAAGAUCCCGCUGGAGGACGGUGGCGACAUCGUCAGCCAUUACAUUGUUGAACGACGUGAAACUAGUCGACUCAACUGGGUAAUGAUGGAGUCUGAGUGCAAGAGCUUGUCAUGUGUCAGCACCAGGCUGAUCAAGAACAAUGAGUACAUCUUCAGAGUUCGGGGAGUCAACAAGUUUGGACCUGGAGUUCCACUGGAAUCUGAGCCUGUCAUUGCUCGGAACGCUUACACCAUCCCCUCCCAACCAGGCACACCUGAGGCCACAGCAGUGGGUAAAGAACACAUUAUCAUCGAAUGGUUGAAGCCACAAAGUGAUGGUGGCAGUGAGAUCAAAAACUACAUCCUAGAAAAACGGGAAAAGAGCAGCACAAUGUGGACACGGGUCAAUAAGACUUACACCAUCUAUGAUACACGUUUGAAGAUCACAGGUCUGCUGGAAGGAAGCGAAUACCAGUUCAGAGUGACCGCCAUCAAUGCGGCAGGACCCAGCCAGCCCAGUGACGCUUCGUCACACAUUAUCUGCAAAGACCCAACAUACACCCCAGCUCCUCCAUCGAUGCCUCGCAUCACAGACUCAACUAAACACAGUAUCAACAUGACUUGGACCAGGCCCAUGUAUGACGGUGGCUCAGAUGUCACGGGUUACGUGGUUGAAAUUCUUGAGGAAGGUUCUGAGCAGUGGUACCGUGCCACUACCAAGCCCCUCAAGACCAAUGAGUAUAUGGCCGGCGGUCUGGUUGCAAAUAAGAAAUACAGAUUUAGGGUGGCAGCUAUAAACAACAAUGGCACGGGAGAAUUCAGUGAACCUAGCGCUGAGAUUGAGCCACUGGAGAAAAUUGAAAUGCCCGACCUGGAACUAGAUGAUAACCUGAAGAAGACCGUUUGCCUUCGUGCUGGAGGAACUUUGCGACUGUUUGUGACUGUUGGCGGUCGCCCAACGCCGGUGGUGGGCUGGAGGAAGACUGGGGUGGAGCUACAGAGCCGGGGCUUCAUUGAGACGACAGAUAGCUACACCAUGCUGAUUGUUGAAAAAGUUGACCGCUAUGACUCUGGAAAAUAUGUUGUUGAAGCUGAAAACCCAUCAGGCAAGAAGAGUGCCACUAUCCUGGUCAAAGUCUAUGACACCCCUGGUCCUCCAGGUUCUGUAAAAGUGAAGGACUAUACCAAAGAAUCAGUUGUCAUUACGUGGGACGUCCCCAGCAUUGAUGGUGGCGCCCACGUCAGCAACUACAUUAUAGAGAAGCGAGAAGCCAGCAUGAAGUCUUAUAAGACUGUCACUACAGAAUGUAGAAAAACUCUGUUCAGAAUCACUGGCCUGGAAGAGGGUCUGCACUACUUCUUUAGAGUCCUGCCAGAGAAUAUCUAUGGCGUUGGCGAGCCUUGCGAGACAUCUGAGGCUGUGCUGGUGUGUGAAGUACCAUCAGUGCCUGUGAGCCUCCAGAUCAUUGAUGUCACAAAGUCCUCAGUCACUCUGAAUUGGGAGAAACCACUGCAUGACGGUGGCAGCAGACUGACAGGCUUCAUUAUUGAGGCCUGUAAGGUGCCUUCAGACAGGUGGAGCACAGUGGCUACUGUCAAGGCUUCUAUUUACCAGCACACCAUCCAGUCGUUGACAGAGAAUGACCAGUACUUGUUCAGGAUCCGAGCCAGUAACAGUAGAGGAACCAGUGAGCCCAUGGACAUAAUCACUCCUGUCACCAUUCAAGAAAUCAACGUGAUGCCAAAGAUUGACAUAACAGGCAUUUCUCAGAAGAUUGUCCAUAUAACCCGUGGUAAGCCCAUCGACCUGAACUUGCCCAUUAAGGCGAAACCACAGCCUGUCUGCUCCUGGUUCUUUGGUGGUGAAAAGCUGAAGGACAGUUUGGACCGUAUCAAAAUCGAAAGCAAUGGCAAAUACAGCCAUCUCGUUAUCCGCGAGACCACCAUUGAUGACACAGGCGACUAUAUGUUGGAGGUGAAGAAUGCCAUUGGUGUAGCAACUGAAGUUAUCAAGGUUAUCAUUCUUGACAAACCUGGCGCACCAGUUGGUCCCGUGAAAGUCGUAGAGGUUGACGGUGUGUCAGUAACAAUUAGUUGGGAACCUCCACAGAAAGAUGGUGGUGCAAAUGUCAGUGGCUAUGUGGUGGAGCAGCGUGAUGCUCACCGGCCUGGGUGGAUUACCAUCUCUGAAUCAGUGACAAGACCUUGCUUCAAAUUCACCAGACUCUCCGAGGGAACCGAGUAUGUGUUCCGCGUCGCUGCCAUGAACCGCUUUGGCGUUGGUAGCUUUGUGCAGUCAGAAGUCGUGGAAUGCAAGAGCGCCAAGACCAUCCCUGGGCCUCCAAGCAGACCAGAGGUUAUUGAUGUCACUCACGAGGGCAUGACCCUGACCUGGCAUCCACCAGAGGACAAUGGGGGCUCCACCAUAGCUGGCUAUAUCAUUGAGCGCAAGGAACCACAUUCUGAUAGAUGGUUGAGGAUCAACAAAAACCCUGUUACUAUGACCAGGUACCGCUCCUCUGGUCUGAUUGAAGGCCUUGAGUAUGAAUACCGUGUCACGGCCAUCAACUCCAGAGGAACAGGCAAACCCAGCAAGAGCUCCUCCAUCACUGUUGCCAUGGACCCCAUAGAACCACCAGGUCCUCCAGUUCAUGCGAGAGUCACAGACACCACCAGAACAUCUGUGUCUCUGGCUUGGCUACCUCCUGAUGAGGAAGGUGGCUCCAUUGUCACUGGUUACCUGAUUGAGAUGCAGAAGGUGGAUCAAGUGGAGUGGACCCUGUGCAAUACAACACCCACCAAGAUGUGCGAGUACACACUCACACACAUGCCCCAGGGUGCAGAGUACAAGUUCAGAGUCAUCGCCUGUAAUGCUGGUGGCACUGGAGAAGCCGCAGAGAUUCCUGGGGUGGUUAAAGUCCAGGAGAUGCUCAUUUACCCUGAAUACGAGCUUGAGUCUAAAUACGAAGAGGAAUAUGUGGUGCGGCAAGGAGGAGUCAUCUGCCUGUCUGUGCCCAUCAAGGGUAAACCCAUUCCUACAUGUAAGUGGACCAAGGAUGGACGUGAUAUCUCCCACCGGGCUAUGAUUGCCAUCCAGGAUGACAUAACAGAACUUGUCAUCAAGGAGGCACACAGGGAUGACACGGGAACUUAUGACCUUGUGUUGGAGAACAAAUGUGGCAAAAAAGCUGUGUACAUCAAGGUGAAGGUAAUCGGUCGCCCCGAUGCUCCAGAAGGCCCUCUGGAGUUUGACGACAUCCAAGCCAGAUCAGUUCGAGUCAGCUGGAGGCCCCCGUCAGAUGAUGGUGGCUCUGACCUCCUAGGAUACAUCGUGGAGAGGCGAGAAGUCCCCAAGGCUGCUUGGUACACUGUGGAUGCAAGGGUUAAGGAGAACUCCUUGGUGGUUAAAGGCCUUAAAGAAAAUGUGCAGUACCACUUCAGGGUCUCUGCUGAAAAUCUGUUUGGUGUGAGCCGGUCUCUAAAGUCUGAAGAGGCUGUCACACCAAAGACACCGCUGUGCCCACCAGAACCUCCUAGCAAUCCUCCAGAGAUCAUGGAAGUGGCUAAGUCCUCUGUGUCUCUAUCCUGGGCACGCCCCCGGGAUGAUGGGGGCUCCCGUGUCACAGGAUACUUUGUUGAGAGGAGGGAGGUUUCAACGGAGAAGUGGGUCCGCCACAACAAGACUCACAUUACCACAACCAUGUACAACAUCACUGGCCUCAUCCCCGAUGCAGAGUACAUGUUCAGAGUUGUGGCUCAAAACGACAUCGGGCAGAGUGAGCCGGGGCCUGCUUCUGAGUCAGUGGUCUGCAAAGAUCCAUUUGACACGCCCAGUCAACCAGGAGAGAUCGACAUCAUUUCUGUUACCAAAGACUGCAUAACCAUCCACUGGCUGCGUCCCAAUUUUGAUGGAGGCAAGGAGAUCCUGGGUUACUGGGUUGAAUUCAGGCAGGCCGGUGAAAGUGCUUGGAAGAAGUGCAAUAAAGAGCGCUCCAAAGACCGUCAGUUCACCAUGGGUGGCCUGAUGGAAGCCACAGAGUACGAGUUCAGAAUCUUUGCAGAGAACGAAGCUGGAUUCAGUAGGCCUCGUCGCACCUCCAUGGGCAUCAAGACAAAGCUAAGCGUCGGUGAGACUCCAGCUUUGAAAGAAGACAUUCAUGACGUAACAACCAAGCUUGGAGAGUCCGGUACUCUAUCCUGCAGCGUUAUUGGCAGACCUCUGCCUGAGAUCAAGUGGUACCGCUAUGGCAAGGAACUGAUCCAGAGCCGCAAGUACAAGAUGAGCUCAGACGGACGCAACCACUCCCUCAGCAUCCUGACAGACGAGCAGGAAGACGAGGGUCUGUACACCUGCAGGGCCAUCAAUGAAGCUGGAGAGAUAGAGACCAGCGGAAAACUCAGACUACAGGCGGCACCUCAGUUUCACCCUGGCUUCCCACUGAAGGAGAAGUACAAUGCCGGAGCUGGUACCAGCCUCCGCCUCCAUGUUGUCUACAUUGGCCGUCCAAUUCCCCAGAUUAUGUGGUUCUAUGGCAAGAAGCCUUUGAACCCAUCUGAGAAUGUGAUUAUUGAAAACACUGAGAGCUACACCCAUCUGGUGGUGAGGAACGUCCAAAGGAAGACCAAUGCUGGCCGUUACAAAGUGCAGCUGAGCAACAAGUUUGGAACUGUCGACACUGUGUUACGGGUUGAAAUCCAAGAUAAGCCAUGUAUCCCAGAAGGCCCAUUGGUGGUUGAAGGUCUGCUGAAGAACUCCAUUAUUAUCAGCUGGAAGGCUCCCAAAGAUGACGGCGGCUCAAUGAUCACUAACUACAUUGUGGAGAAACGCAUGGCUAAAGAGGGAGAACUUUGGUACCUUGUGUCCUCCUCUGUCUCUGGAACCACAUGUCGAGUACCUAACCUCGUUGAGAGUGCCGGUUACUACUUCCGAGUUUCUGCUCAAAAUCAGUACGGUGUCAGCGAGUCUCUGGAGAUCCCUUCGGUAGUGAUCAUCAAGAGUCCAUUUGAAAAACCUGGCAUCCCACAGCAGCCCUUUAUCGUCAGUUUUACGAAGGACUCUUGUGUUGUCUGCUGGAAGCCACCAAGCAGUGAUGGUGGGGCUAAAAUCUCUAGCUACUACCUGGAUAAACGUGAGAAGAAGCAGAACAAGUGGAUGUCCGUUACCAGUAAGAAGAUUCUGGAGACCAGCUAUGAAGUCACAGGCUUGAUAGAGGGCUUUGAGUAUGAGUUCCGUGUCAAGUGUGAGAAUGUGGGUGGAGAAAGUGACUGGAGUGACAUCUCAGAGCCCAUUAUUCCCAAGUCUGACCAGUCCCUGCGUGCUCCUGCAUUCAGAGAAGAAAUCCGAGACAUGACUGUCAAAUACCAUGCAAAUGCCACCUUUGUUACCAAGGUGGUGGGACAUCCCAAACCUGUAGUAAAAUGGUACAGAAGUGGUAAGGAGAUCCAGGCAGAUGGAACAAAAAUUAAAGCCCAGGAGUUUAAGGGGGGUUAUUACCAGCUGGUCAUCACGGCUGCUGAUGACAGUGAUGCUACGGUCUAUCAAGUCAGAGCAACCAAUUCGUCAGGAUCCAUCUCCACCACUGCAAACCUGGAAGUGGAAGUUCCGGCCAAGAUUCUCCUGCCAAAGGAGCUCCAAGGAAUGGGAGCAGUCCAUGCUGUUUGCGGUGAUCACAUCACUAUCAAAAUCCCAAUCUCUGGCAAGCCUGAACCAGCAAUUACCUGGCAGAAGGGCCAGGACAUCCUCUCCAACUCUGCUUAUCACCAGGUCAUCACCACCCGCUCUUUUACUUCCCUGGUCUUCCAGAAGGGAGUGCAGAACAAGGACACAGGCUUCUACAGCAUCACUGCAAAGAACAGGUUUGGAAUGGACAAACAAACCAUUGAGGUGAAUGUGGCUGACAUUCCGGAAGCUCCUAAAGGACUAGUAGUCAGCGACAUUGCCCGGGAUUCCAUUACUCUGACCUGGGAGCCUCCUGCCAAUGAUGGCGGAAGUGACAUCACAGGCUAUAUUGUGGAGAAAUGUCCCACCACAGCUGACAGGUGGAUUAAGGCUGGACAGACUAUUGACUGCAACAUUACCAUCAUCAACAUCUUCGGCAAGACAAAAUAUCAGUUCCGUGUCAUCGCAGAGAACCAAUUUGGCAUGAGUCCUCCUUCUGCGCCAACAGAACCCAUCACCACAAAGGAGGACAAGUCUGUGAUUAGGAACUAUGAUGAGGAAGUGGAUGAGACCAAAGAAAUUACCAAAGAAGCUGCUCAGUCUUUUAAAGUCAAGUUGCUCUCCUCGAAAUACACAAUUUGUGAGGAGCUGGCUCGUUGUCAGUUUGGAGUUGUCCACCGUUGUGUAGAGAUUGCUACUAAGAAGACCUUCAUGGCCAAGUUCAUCAAGGUUACAGGAACUGACCGUGAGCUGGUUCUUCGAGAAAUUGAGGCCUUCAAUGUCGCAAGACACAAGAAUAUUAUCUACCUGCAUGAAUACUUUGAAAGUAUGGAAGAGAUGAUCCUAAUCUUUGAGUUUAUUUCUGGAGUUGACAUCUUUGAGCGCCUUGGAACCAGCAGCUUUGAGCUCACAGAGCAAGAGAUUGUCCGCUAUUUAAGACAGGUCUGCUCUGCACUCUUGUUUUUGCACAGUAAAAACUUUGGCCACUUUGAUAUCCGCCCAGACAACAUUGUCUACAGUACAAAGAGAAGUAAUGUUGUAAAGAUAAUUGAGAUGGGUCAAGCUAGGUUGUUGGUACCAGGUGAAAACAUCAGAAUGCUCUUCUCAGCUCCAGAGUAUUGUGCCCCUGAGAUUCACCACCAUGACUUGGUUACAACAGCCACAGAUAUGUGGUCUGUGGGUGUGAUUGCUUAUGUCCUACUUAGCGGUCUCAAUCCAUUUGCUGCAGAAUCCAUGACACAAAUGGUUGAGAAGAUCUCCACUUGUGAGUAUGUCUUUGAUAGUGAAGCAUUUAAAGACAUCAGUCUGGAGGCUAUGGACUUUGUGGACAGACUUCUUGUCAAGGACAGGAAGCUUCGUAUGACAGCACAAGAGGCAUUGGAGCACCCGUGGCUAAAGAUGAAGAUUGAACAUGUCAGUAACAAAGUCAUCCGGACACUAAGACACAGACGGUACUAUCAGUCUAUUGUAAAGAGGACAGAUACAAUUGUCUCAUCAGCUCGUGUUGCCUACGGUGGAGCUUUCAGGAACCAGAGAGGAUUGUCUGUUGGCAAGGUGAAGAUUGUUACGGAGUACCAGGGACUACGUGCUGGCCCAGUUAUGCAUGGCUCUGCUGAGGAAGGCGGCCAUGUUAGAUUCACUUGUAACAUUACAAACUUUGACCAAAGCACCCAGGUGACAUGGUACUUUGGCAACCGCCAGUUACAUUCAAGUUCUAAGUAUGAGAUUACAUACAACAACGGUUUUGCCAGUAUCUAUGUGAAGGACAUUCAAGAGUGUGAUGAUGGCUUGUAUAGAUGCAAGGUGUUAAGUGGCGACGGCGAAGAUAGUGCUUAUGCUGAACUCUUUGUUGAGACAAUAAGGUGCAUCAGGGAACACUAUGUCAGUCGUUCCAUCAAGAAACUGAGAAGGAGGGUGGAAAAAACCCUCCUCCUCUACAGACCACCAGAGUUCACCCUGCCUUUAUACAAUCGCGCAGCGUACAUUGGCGAACAUGUGCGCUUUGGUGUCACCAUUACUGUGCAUCCUGAGCCUCAUGUUACAUGGUUGAAGAAUGGAGAGAGAAUCAAGCCAGGAGAUGAUGACACCAAGUACACGUUCAUAAGUGAUAAGGGUCUCUACCAGUUGAUGAUCCACAACCUCGAUAUGAGCGAUGAUGCUGAAUACACUGUGAUGGCAAACAACAAGUUUGGAGAAGAUAGCUGCAAGGCCCGCCUUACUGUAACACCUCACCCUGUGACCGAGGAAACUAUGAGACCCACAUUCAAACGUCUGCUCACUAAUGUUGAGUGCACAGAAGGAGAGAGCAUCCGCUUUGAUGUCAGAGUGUCUGGAAUCCCCAAUCCUUCUUUGAAAUGGGAGAAGGAAGGUCAUCCUCUCCAGUUUGGUCCAAAGACAAUUGUCAUUCAACAGGAUGUUGACCACUUUGUCUUGUACAUCAGAGAGACUUUACUUGAGGACUCCGGUGUCUACAAAGUGACUGCAAUCAACUCUGCUGGCUCUGUGAGUUGCCAGGCAACCCUGAAGGUGGACCGCCUCACAUAUACCAGAAGAGAGUAUAAGACUGACGAGGAGAAACAUAGACAUAUCCAGAAGCAAAUAGAAAAGACCAACAAAAUGGCUCAGCAGAUUGUUGCCACAGAGGAUCUUGUGCCUCUCAACCCAACAGCCCAAGAGGCUCUGAAAUUUGCUGCAGACAUGUACAAGCCUGCCGUCAGCACCAAGAACAUUGAGGGCGAGUUUGACAUUUCAGUUGUGAAAUCAGAGACUAAGAAACUGGAAGAAGAGCGAAGGAUUUUCAUGCCAUAUGAGAUCCCUGAGCCUGUGGUUCAUGACCGUAGAGUGCUCGAUGAGGACAAAUUUAUCAAACAAUUUGUUCCACUCUCUGACAUGAAGUGGUACCGGAAAUUGAAGGACCAGUAUAUGAUUUCAGAGAGGACGGAGAGAAUUGUGCAAAAACGACAACGGCGAAUUCGCCUAUCCAGGUGGGAACAGUUUUACGUCAUGCCCCUUCCCAGAAUCACAGACCAGUACAGACCAAGAUGGCGGAUUCCAAAAAUAACUUUAGAUGAUUUGGAGAUCGUCAGACCUGCCAGGCGUUCACCGUCUCCAGAGUCCGAGAUUUCAUUCAGAUCUCGGAGAAGAUCUUUGGGCGAUCUGAGCGAUGAAGAGCUGCUGAUGCCUGUGGAUGACUAUCUGUCUUCAAGGAGAACUGAGCAAGAUAGAAUGAUGCUUGAGGAUGAAUUAGAACUAGGUUUCUCUGCCUCCCCUCAAGCAAGUCCAGUUCGCAUUGAACGGCGAGCUGUGCAGCAUGAAGCUAGGUUGCAGGAGGUCAGGCAUGAAGCUAUGGAGGUCACAGAGACAAAGAAAAAACGUACCAUAUCUCAGUAUAUGAGAAGGAGGCGCUCGCUAUCCCCCACAUAUAUUGAGCUAAUGCGUCCAGUCUCUGAGCUGAUCCGUCCUCCUCGAACACAGCCAGUUGUAGAUGUAGAAGGUGAGGUCAUAGAGAGACGAUCCCCCACACCAGAGAGAACGCGGCCCCGCUCUCCAAGCCCCAUCAGAUCUGUUGAGAGGUCAUCCCGUUCCUCCUCCCGAUUUGAGCGGUCUGCCCGUUUUGAUAUCAUGUCCCGCUACGAAGCCAGAAAGGCAGCUCUGAAGUCUGAGAGAAAAUUUCAAGUUGUUAGUCAGACGCCGUUCAGCCUGGAUCACGCUCCCCGGGUGACAGUCAGGAUGCGCUCUCACCGUGUGCCAGUCAGUCACGACACCAGAUUCACCUUAAAUGUCCAAUCAAAGCCUGAACCCGAGGUGAAAUGGCUCCACAACGGAACUGAAAUCUGUGAAAGUAGUGACAAAUAUGUAUUUAGCAACAUGAGUGGCGUUUUGACCAUCACCAUCCUGGACUGCCAAGAAGAGGACAGUGGUACAUAUCGCUGCGUUUGCUCUAACUCCAGGGGAGACGCCUCAGACUAUGCCACCCUUGAUGUGUCAGGCGGCGCCUACACAACCUUUUCAUCCCGUCGCAAGGAUGAGGAAGUCCCUAAAGCGCACGUCCCUGAAGUCACUCGAAUUGAUCACUAUCACUCCUCCUAUUUCAAAACUGGCUAUGAAUCCCAGACCCACUUAGAAGUGGAAGAGAGUAAGACAAAGAUCACUGAGAAACGCGAAGUCUUUUCUUUGACUGAAAAGCAUGCUACAGCAGAAACUAAGUCAAAGUAUUCUUCUGCUGAAAAAGUUACAGUCCAAAAGGUGAGAGCCUCUGUUCCAGCCAGAAUCCUCACUAAGCCCCAAUCUGUGACAGUAGCAGAUGGUGAGACAGUCCGAUUCUCCUGUGAUAUCGAUGGAGAGCCUGCACCCUCCGUAAACUGGAUGCAUGAGGGUAGAACUAUAGUCUCCUCUCGCCGUGUUAUAGUCACUAGUACUCAGUACAAGUCCAACCUGGAGAUCUCCUCCGUCACAUCCUCUGAUGAGGGCAGUUACACAGUCAUCGUAGAGAACUCAGACGGCAGGCAGGAGGCUCAGUUCACUUUAACCAUCCGCAGACCAAUUCCCAAAAAGUAUGUGACCUCCCCUGUUUCCAGUGUGAAGACACCAGAACCUAGAGUCAAGUCGCCUGCUCCCAGCGUGAAGUCACCAGAACCUGGUGUCAAAUCCCCUGUUCCCAGAAUUAAGUCACCAGAACCUGUUAUAAUGUCCCCUGGCCCCAGUGUGAAAUCACCAGAGUCCCUUGCUCCGAGUGUGAAGUCACCAGAACCCAGCAUUAAGUCCACAACCCCCAGUGUGAAGUCACCAGAACCGAGAAUCAAGUCCCCUGUUCACAGUGUGGAGUCACCAGAACCUGGCAUUAAGUCUCCUGCACCUAGUGUGAAGUCACCAGAACCCAGCAUCAAGUCUCCUGCACCCAGUGUGAAGUCACCAGAGCCCGGCAUCAAGUCUCCUGCCCGCGGUGUGAAGUCACCAGAACCCAGCAUCAAGUCUCCUGCACCCAGUGUGAAGUCACCAGAGCCCGGCAUCAAGUCUCCUGCCCCCAGUGUGAAGUCACCAGAACCCAGCAUCAAGUCUCCUGCACCCAGUGUGAAGUCACCAGAGCCUGGCAUCAAGUCUCCUGCCCCCAGUGUGAAGUCACCAGAACCCAGUAUCAAGUCUCCUGAGUCCUCGAUUAAAUCACCAACACCCAGUGUGAAGUCCCCAGAACCAGGAGUCAAAUCACCAGCUUUGAGAGUGAAGUCACCAGGUUUAAAGUCACCAGCUCCUGGUAUCAAAUCUCCUGAACCCGAGGGAGUUAAAUCUCCUAGGGGUGUAAAGUCUCCUGAACCAGGACCUAAGUCACCACCACACCUUAAACCUGCUGAGCAGGUAAAGUCAACUGAAGCUGAGUCACUGCGAGGUGUCAAAUCCCCUGAACCUGCAGGAAUCAAGACACCUUCAGGCAUCAAGUCCCCAGAACCUGCUGGCACCAAAACACCAAGACGUAUCAAGUCUCCAGAUCCAUCUGUUAUCAAGUCACCAAGGGCUGUAAAGUCCCCAGAGCCUGAGGGAGUCAAAUCCCCAUCCAGAAUUAAGUCUCCACCUCCCGUACUGUCGCCCAAGAAGGUCCUGUCACCGCCUACUAUCAAAUCUGAAAGCCCAGAGCCGCCCAAAGUGAUAAGUCAGCUAGCGGCUGAGGCCUCUGAAGACUUGGUGAAGAUGUCUUGUGUUUGCGAGAGUGGCGUCAAUGAGGUGUCAUGGUAUUACAAUGGGAGGAGACUUUCAAAGAGCAGCCAUUUUGAAAUGAGGUACUCAGAGGGCUCCUGCAGCCUCUUUAUUCACGACCUGACAGACAGUGACCAGGGACAGUACACAUGUGAGAUGACAUCAGAGGGAGGAGUCUCAAAAUCCUCCUUCUCCUUCACUGGACAAGUGUACAAAUCCAUUCGUAUGAAGAUCACAGCUUACCGGGAGCAGCAAGUGGCACUUAAAGGAUCCACGACCAUGAUGAGUCACAAGGAGUCGUCCUCGUCCAGCCUGGCCUCCAAGAUGAAGAGAGAAGUUCGCACAAUGGAAGAAUCGUCUUCCUUUUCCUCCUCCUCAGCCCAGCAGGCAAUGUCCUCCAUGAAGGAGUCCAGUUCCUUCAGCAGCAUGGCCGCUGAGAUGAAGUUUGAGACCAUGUCCAUGUCCAGUAUGUCCUCCAUGACCUCAGAGUCAUACGCCCUGAGCUCCAGCAGCCUCGCAGAUAUGACCUCACACAUGGCGGGAUCCUCCUUCAGAGCCAUCGGUUCUGCUCCAAGAAUCGAGGCGGUGCCAGAGGACAUCAGCAUUGAGGCCGGCAAGGUCUUGACGGUGUCAUGCGCCUUCUCGGGCGAUGCCAAACACAUUGAGUGGUCUCGCGCAGGCAAAAAAAUCGAGGUGUCAUCCGGCGGUCGCUUCCACAUCGAGACCUCGGAGGACCUGACCACCCUUAUCAUCACGGGGGUACAGAAGGAAGAUGCUGGAACCUACACGCUCAAACUGUCCAACGAGCUGGGAUGUGACACCGCCACAGUUCAAAUCAGCAUUCGAUCGGUGUAAAAAAGAAAAGAAAAUUAUGUCGAAGACUAUUUGAAUACCCCUUUAACCCUUUUUCCUUGUCUUUUUAUUCAUGAUUUAAGCUAACUCUUUGACUCGAUAAAGACCUAAGAUUUAUCUUCUUGUAAAUAUGAACUAUUUUUGUACCAAACGUGACGUUGAUGCCAAACUCAAGUGUCAACAUGUAAUGAGAUGUGAUGACACUUUUGCAGUGACAUGUACAUAAUGUAUAUAGCCGGAUUUCACGGUUAUGAAAGAUGUAUGAAUUGUUAUUUAUGACAAUAAUAAGAAGUUUAAGAAGCAAACCAAAUAUGGUUUAACAGGAGAAAGUUCUAUGUGGAACGAAUACCCUGUUAAACAGAGAAACUAAACUGUGUGCCUCAACGCUACGUUGAAGUCUAAGAUUGCCUCGGCAGGUAGAGCUUCUCCCUGCUGACGUUUACUCAACUUGAGACAAAAACACGAGCGCGAGAUCCCGAGCGCUGUUUGCGUCCACCCUCGACGUAAGCAGCGCGACCGGACCUCACGUCGCGAUAGAUUAUGUCGUACUGCCAUUUCAAUGACACGCUCACAGUGCGAGCGGCCUGCACUGCCUGAGCACGUGUUUGUUUUGAUGUAGGCGCUCUGCCUUUGACCGCGAGCGUCCGCCGGGGCUUUCUCCCUCCUUCCAUCAACCUGGCCAAUCACUCGUGGAGAGUCCUCGCUGCGCUCGUAGCCAAAGGCAGAGCCUCCCCCUGGAGGUAUGCAGCGUGUUUGUGUGUUAGUGUGUAGACCUUGAGCUGACGAGCACCGCCCGACGUCAUCGGCGGCGCCAGCGAGGGUCUCCUCGCUCCGAGCUCGUCUUUGCUUUGAUUGACUUCCUGAGUUGAGCUGCCUCCUUGAAUUUAAUCCCCAUUACUGAUUGAAUAAAGUUUGAUUA
This is a messenger RNA of Entelurus aequoreus (snake pipefish), 98108 nucleotides long. Its product is annotated as titin-like. Gene Ontology annotation, molecular function: protein binding; protein kinase activity; ATP binding. The record is from RefSeq and is a predicted model, not a curated record. NCBI's taxonomy places the organism in Eukaryota, Metazoa, Chordata, Actinopteri, Syngnathiformes, Syngnathidae. The transcript is spliced from 260 exons. Gene Ontology annotation, biological process: protein phosphorylation.